Pelobates cultripes (western spadefoot toad) is the source of this 96170-nucleotide messenger RNA. The record is from the annotation of a GenBank genome assembly. Lineage: Eukaryota; Metazoa; Chordata; Amphibia; Anura; Pelobatidae.
AUGGCCGGCGCCAUGUGCGCAAGAGACGAAGGGAGGACCAGCACCCAACACCUGAGCCCACGGCUAACAACGCGGCUCCUGCCUCCAGAACCGGCUAAGCCAAGAAGCGGGAUCAUUAUUACUCACCCCCGCAGCCAAUUGAACCAGCAACGACAACGGCGGCGCAGGGGGGAUAGAGGUAACCCACGCACCGACUAUUACCGCCUGAACGGACUGAGCCUGUCAUCGACACAAAGACAGACCACCCACUCACCCCACACCCAGCCUGCAACACCACCCAGGCAUAGACAACCACAUGCAGAUGACACCAAGCUCCCCUCCACGGCUAAUUCCGGCCCCUCGAAAAACAAGAGGGACAAUCAUAACGAAGCACAGCUACAGCCCCAGAGGAUCCAGCGGGAAGCCCAGAGGGAAGCCUGCUCUACUAGACACUCAAUACAUGCUACACGGAUCAGACAGAGCAGAGGUGUCAAAUGAUAGUGGGACUCUCCCCGAAUAUGUGGUCUCAGGACCACCAAGAAGACAGCUCCCCGCGGAGGCAGCAUGGGCGAUCCUGGUCGGCCGGGGUGACAUUAGCAAUAUAGCGAUGUAACUGACUUUAGCCUGUUGCUAACAAACGCAUGCUUAUUGCCUACUCACAAGGCUUUGGAUCAUUUUCAUGAUAUAUCUUAUGUGCCAGCAUUGUUUAGUAAUUUAAAGCAUAGCCGACGCAUUACUAGCACUAAAGCAAUGUAACUAACUUUAACCUACUGCUAAUCAAUGCAUGCUUAUUGCCUACUCAUAAUGCGUUAGAUUACUCUCACGAUAUACGUUGUGUACCAGAAUUGCUCAGAUAUUUAAAGCAAAGCCAACGCACUAAUAGCACUAAAGCGAUGUAACUAACUUUAACCGGUUGCUAAUCAAAGCAUGCUUAUUGCCUCAUCAUAAUGCUUUAGAUUUUCACGAUAUACAUUGUAAGCCAACACUGUUUUGAUAUCAAAAGCAUAGCCAACGCGUAGAUCUAGCCUAAUUUAACCAUAUAGCUACCUACACAAGCGACUGUUUCUACUUGUUGUUAUUAUUAUAAAAUGUGCUUGUUCAUCUUGUGCCCCGCAUGUUGAGCGUGGGAAAAGUUGGAGGACUGCUUUUGGGGCACCUCUUACCUGCCUGUGAUAUGUUAAUGCACAACAAAAAUAAAGAAUACAAAAAAAAAAGCUCUUCUUAAUCCAGUUCCAAGAGGAACGUUAGGAUAAAAAAAGGAAAAGGAGCUGAUACAAAGACAACGUUAGAAUAUAUUGAUAUAUAUAUCUGAAUUAGAGAAUUGUUCUGGCUCGACCUGUUUUGACCUUAAAUUUGGAAUUUACUCUGAUAGAGUAUUUUCAUUGGAAGAGAGCUGUUCACAAUUUUUGCCAAACUACUAGCUAAAAUGGAUGAUUUAACCCCUUAAGGACACAUGAUGGAAAUAUUCCGUCAUGAUUGCCUUUUAUUCCAGAAGUUGUGUCAUUAAGGGGUUAAAACAGCUUUUUUAUUAUUAUUAUAUAGAAACUUACAUUUUUCCCUUGAUUUUCCUGUACAUCCAGUUAUAUAGAUAGCUGACAGGAGAAAGUGAACCACUCAAUGUAACUUAUGUAACAGGAAUUUAUUUUCACUCGAUGUACAAUGACGCACAAUGUUUUAAAUCUCACAAUUAUGGAUUUUACUCCUUCUGUUCCCUUGGUCACAGCAUAUAUUCCAGAACUGGCUUUGUGUUGGCUUUGUGUUUGGUUUUUGAACCAGAGCUUAAUCUCCAGUAAGGUAAAGGAACCAUAGGCGUGCGCACGGGGUGUGCCGGGUGUGCCUGGGCACACCCUAAUCCCCGCGGCACACCUAUGGAGUGAGACCGGCAGUGGAGAUCUCAGGAUCCCCCCUGUUGGCUCAUGCAGAGCCGGCGCUAUCCGAGCGCCAGCUCUGCUCUCAGCCUCCCUCCCCACGACCCACAGGCAGUGAGAGAGGCAGGAGAGGACCCUGGGAGCUAUUGCCAGCAGCUCCGCCGGGUUCCUCUCGCAAGAUCUGAGCAUUGCCGCGACAACGCUCAGAUCUCGCGGGAGUGAACUCUAGCCCCGCAGGCUAGAGUUCACUCACCACUGGACCCCCAGGGAAGGCAGCAAGGAAGGAUCCCCCAUCCCUACGUAAGGUGAGAAGGGAGGGGGGAUAUUAAGUAAUCUGCCCCCACCUCCACUGGACCACCAGGGAAGGCAGCAAGGAACAAGAAUCCCCCCUCCCUACAUAAAGUUAGGUACCCCCACCUCCAACCCCCCACAAUCACCCACACACAUACAGCACCCACACACCUACAGCACCCACAGACAUACACAGCACCUACACACAUACAGCACCCACAGACAUACACAGCACCUACACACAUACACAGCACCCACACACAUACAGCACCCACAGACAUAAACAGCACCUACACACAUACAGCAACCACACACGUACAGCACCCACACACACAACCAGCACCCACACACACAGCGCCCUCAAAAACACACAAACAGCACCCUCACACACAGCACACAAACAGCAUCCUCACACACACACAGCACACUAACAGUACCCUCACAAACACAAACAGGACCCUAUCAAACACACACACAGCACACUACCAGUACCCUGACACACAAACAGCACCCUCACACACAGUACAUUAACAGCACCCUCACAAGCGCACACACACACACAAAUAGCACCCUCACACACAGUACAUUAACAGCACCCUCACAAGCAUGCACACACAAACACCCUCACCCACAUAGCACACUACCAGCACUCUCACACACACAUCACACUAACAGCACCCUCACACAGCACGCACACACACACAGCAGUGUAUGUGUGUGUGUGUGUAUAUAUGUUUGUAUAUAUAUAUAUAUAUAUAUAUACGCGGCGUGUGCUUGUGCUUUAGGGUGCACACCCUAAUGCAAUAGGCUGCACACGCCUAUGAAAGGAACACAACAAACACACUUUGUAUUGCUAAAGUGCUUUAUGUGUGAAGAGUGUGUUUUAUUUUUAGCAAACUGAGAGGGAGAGAGAGAGCGUGGGUGUGUGAGUGUGUGAGUGCGUGUGUGUGUGGGGGCGCUUUUGAGUGUUUGUCUAUUUGAAUAUGUAUGCGAAGUAGCUUUUGGAGCGGCUAAUUAUGUAUAUGUUACUGUAAUUGUGACUUGUUUGGGUUUCUGUUUGUGUGUAGGUGGCUGAUCUUGUAUAUCUAAGCAUGAUAUAAAGUGCAGUGGUGUGGCUAGUUGACACAGCUGGACCUAGGGCAGCAUGAAAUGUAAAUACACAGCAUGGCUAAUCUUCUAAUUCUAAAUGCUCUUUAAUCCUAACCACAAUUACUCCUUAACCUGUGUUCUCCUUUUGAGGCAACACUUUUAUUAAAUACGAACAUGUAUUAAUUGCUAUGAAGCUCUGUUGCAAACUCUACCCAGCAGAAGCUUGGACCUCCAUAAAAAAGAAAAAGACACAUGAUCAUUAUUUCCAGGACACUUGGGGUGAAAGCUACACUCGUAUACCAAUAGGCGUUAGGUAAAGAGUACAGGGAACCCACGCAGAUGCUGUUAUGGUUAUACAACAAAUAUAUUUUACUCCUAUCACCAACUCAUGUUCUUUGUCUUCUCCUGCUCUACAACGAAGUAUCUUCCAAUGCGUCUUUUCUUCCCAGGCCCCACAAUGUUGUAUUUCACAUCUUCUCAGCUUCUCAUGUUCCUCAGACACAUUAUAAGCGCUAAUAAUAAUAGAAGGCAGUCUUACUGUGAUACUGUCCUUGUUUUUUUUACUGGCAUGGAGAGUUUGGUGACUGGUUAUAAUGUAGAGAGACCUGGUCUUAAGCCUCUUUGAGUGUAGGACAAACUUCUGUGGCUGAUAUCCAUUCCAAACCCUUUAGAAAAGUCUCUCUGAAUGUGUCACCUGAUAUUUCAACAUUGGGCUCGGCUCAUAUCAGAAGGGAUUACCUGAGUGGUUGGUAUGGCUGACUUUGAUGCAAGUACUGUCCAUGAUAGUAUUGGUAGAUGCUUAUGGCUCUCAUGAUGGCCAUUAUACUGUUGGGUUGGGCUAGCACUAUCACUGAUAUCGAUUGUGGUGGAAUCUUGUUUCACCUUUUAGGGGAUCACUGCCCAGCCAGUUUGGAAGACCUUUCUUUAAAGUGGGAACAAUAAUGGCUGAAUUCUUGAAAAUUGUUGCAAACAUACCAUGAAUAAUAAGCAACACUUGUUACAUAGUUACAUAGCUGAAAAGAAACUUGCUUGCAUUAAGUUCAGCCUUUCUCAUAUAUGUUUUUGCUGUUGACGUUAACGCUUUGAUUAAGGUGAUAACCUUUUACAGACUCUCAGCAAAUACAACUCACAAUGGAGGGAAACUUCUAUUGGGGAACCAUAGUUUAUUAUAGCGAACACAGGGUAUAUUUAAGCAUUUGAAACUGGGAAUAACCCAGGGGAAAGGGGGAUGAAGAAGAAAAGAGAAGCGUAUAACAAUGGCAUCAAUUCAAAGUUUGAUUGUACAGGGAACCUGGAAACGAGACAGGAAGAAGGAAAAGUAAAGCCACCAGGUGGGAAAUAGGAUAGUAAUGCUAAGACACAAUUGGAGGGGGUAGGCACCCUCUGUGCACCUCGAAUUAAGACCUGAUGGGCUUAGCAAUUAUUGUCUAGUCCUCCAUUAGGAUUCCUUGAGAUGGGGCCACACUCCUUAAUAUAAAAUGUGGCACAUUCUGUACUGUUAAAGAACCUAUAAAUCAGGAGCUAAAGUCACUGAUGUAACAGGAGGAUUGCAAAGUGUUUCGAUUUUAGCAUUUAGAAGUUACAGUUUUGAAAUGAUAACAGACAAACCAGGAGGAAUAAAUAUGAAAUUGUUGUUAACAAGUAUUGAUCAUUAGAAUGGAAUUCUCUCAAUCAAACCAUCCUAAUGAGUCGUGGGUUAUGAGGAUAAGAGGAAGAAGAAGAGGUCAGGUCAUAACUUGAUAUCAGUGGGAGCUACAUUCGUGAAUAGGGACAAUAGUAGGGGACGUACAACAUAACCUUAUAAUAUGUUACAUGCAAUUCAAAUGGGUUUGAAAUACUGUUGGCAAUGGGAAGACUACCAGUUAUUAUGUCUUAAUAAGUGCAAAUUACUUAUUUAGUUCUUUAUUUUCAUAAUGGCAAUGCUAGCAAGAAUUGGUUUUGUGUUUUUUUUAUUAUUAUUAUUUUUUUAAAUUAUUUUCCUGUUGUUUUAAACAAUGCUAUAGAUCACAUCUUUGGAUGCUAUAUUCUAUUAUGACCACUAGGUGGCAGCACAAAGCAAUUGAUCUUUUUAACAUCUGAUAAUUUCCCCUUUUUUUCCACUAAUUUGUUUGCUAUCAAUCUACAGCUUCAAACAAAGGCCAUUUUUGUUUUAUAGAUUCCGACAAGAAAAUACUUAAUUUAGCUCAAUUUCCCCUGCUGGUUAGCAACAGAGAAUUGCCUUUCCUUAUACUUAAUCCAAAAAAGAGAUGUUGGAAUAUUUUGUAUAUUUUAUGUCUCGGUCUAGACUGCAAUUAUUUAUGAGAUUGACUUGGUCUGUCAACAAGGAGGAGAGCUGAAGUAUCGGUGCAGAGGAAGAGCAAUGAAUAUCUGCUCAAUUACACUCAACAGUGAAUUAUCUGGAUGUCACCAGGGCUUACUCCACUCCACAACCAAAAUACUAAAAGAUGUUUUUUUAAAAAGCACAGUUUAAAUGAAAACAUGCAUGCAUUUAAUUAUGCAUAAUUUCAUUGGGGUUGUAUCUAAAAACAGCUUGCAAAACCCGCAGAUCUCUUGUCUACAGCCUGUGCAAGCCCUCCCCUUGCAAGUCAGGUGCUCUGGGCAAUUGCUACCUCUUGUGUUUAGCUUCACUGAGCAAACCAAACAGGAAGUAACAGGACCAGUUGUCUGAUUGACAGCCAGGGGGGUGUGACCAGGUUAAUUUAUAAAAGUGCCAAUUUCUGUUCAAAUCUGUACUUUUUGCAAAAUUAAACAAAGAGGACAAACUCUUCACACAGAAAGCUUUUUGGCAAGCUAAAGUGCUUUAGGUGUCUAGACUGACCCUUUAAACUAAGUCCUGAAUUACAGCAAACUGAAAAGCGAGUUGCAAAACUUGGCCCAAAACAGCCAAUCUGGAACAUUUACAAAACCGCUACCUUCGCCUACAUUUUGCAAUUCGGUUUUCGAUUCACCAUAGUAUGUGUUUUUUUGUUUUUUUCCACUAAACCAGAAAUGCUGAAGAAUUGACCCCAAAAAACUGCCCCCUUUUUUUUUUAAAUUAACUAAACUGAUUUAGUUUUUUAAAAUGCAUUUAUUAAUACCCUUGUCAUAAAGUUUUGAAACCUGCUAUUUAGGAAUGACGUUAUAGCCCUUGUGGUACUGGGCCAAAUAUGUCCAACAUUUCAAACUCUAAAUGGGAGGCAACUUCCCGAUAUGGAUAGAGCUCCGGACUGAUGUUGUUAUGUGUGUGAAUUUGGUCAAAAGAUCAGUUUUUAAAAGUGAAUAUCUUUUAUCUUAUAUAACAAAUUGGUUGGAUUAUAUAUAUAUAUGUUUAUUUGUUGAAUAUGUAGUGAGGGGUUCAAAUAUCUAACUUUUUUUAAAGAUAUUUAAAGUCAGUUGUUAUCAGGAGCUGUCAUUUUGUUCACACGAGAACUUAUAACUGUGACAUCCUUUUUAUCUGAUCUCUUGUCUGGGACUUUUGUGUCCUUGGGUGUAUUCGUUCAUCGUGAAAGUAAAAAAUAAAUUAAUCAUUGUUUUCGCCCUAUCCUGUGUAAGUCACGGUUAUGCUUAUCGAAUGCUUAUCAUAUCGAUACAAUCCGGCACCUGUAGACUAAUGGAGUGAUCACAAUUUAUUUUUAAUGUACUCAAAAAAAAAAAAAAACAUGACACCCAAGAAGGAUAUAUUAAAAGGUACCUGUCACACCAGGUAUAACUUUUGCGCUUCUUUUAAGUGUACAUUGCUGCAAGAUUAGUAUAUCGCAAUAUUUUCCAUUGAAUGCAUUAUGUAUCUUUAUGAUAUAUGAUGUAUUCAAUAUAUUUGGGGGGUAAUUAGCAUAAGUUCUAAAAUCCACAACAGGUUCUCUUUGAAAUGACACAACAGGCUGGAUUUUAUCCAUUUUGUAAUGCAUUAUAUAAAUAAUGCAACAAAACUAAAUUGGAGAACUCAGAUGCUUGCAGAAAUGCAGUAGCUUGCCCUUCGAAUAGUCCCUGCUCGGGUCUCAAAAUAGUUUUUGUUCGGGCCUCACCAGUGUGGUGUAGAUGGUAUCCCUCUAUUAUAUAAAUAGUGCAUUGAAAAAAAAAUAUAGAUUUAAAAAGUACAUUUAACAUAAUAAAAUAGACCCUGUCAUUGACGUCUUGCAUUUCCUGCGAAAACUGCAUUAUUUGCUAAGUGCUCUCGUCAAACCAAGAAAUGACUGAUUCUUAUUGUACUUUGUAUAGCAGUUCUUUAUGGGUAUGGCUACGGGGUUUUUAGAGUUGCAGUUUCUCUAUUAGAUUUUUUCUGCGGAAAAGUUAAAGCUGAAUUAAACUCCAAGAGGCGUAAAGCAUGCCCUCAUAUAUAGCAGUAAUAAAAAAGCAGAUAAAAUGUAACUCGGGAGGUUGGGUAGGAGAGGCAAAAAUGGUGGGUUCAUGCAGUAAAACUAACUAAUUAGUACUCCCUAGUAAUAAAAACCAAACUAACUAAAGAAGAUUAAGAAUACAUCCAGAAGAACUAACUGUCCUCUGUCCUACAUAACUUACUUAAAAGCGACCCUGUCUCUUUUUCUCUUUUUAUAUGAAUUAUGUCCCCACCCCCCUUGUACGCCCAAUUUCUCAUUUUUUUUUUCCAAAGUUAUAUACAAGGAAAAGUAAUCCCUUUAAUCAGCAGGUUGACAAAAGUUUAGUAAAGUUCCACAGCCUUUGUCAACUUUGUCAUUGGCCCCGGAUCAGUGCCUUCCUCCAGUGCCGCGGCAAGUCCUGUAGCAUUGCAUCAGAGAUCCUCUCCAUUGACUCUUGCAUAAUUGCGAGAGUAAACUGAGGUCAGCUUAAGCUAUGGUGCACGCCAAGCUAUGGGCAGAGGAUACUAUUUCUGGACUCCAAAAACAUAGAAACAUAAAAAUGGCGGCACCUAGAAAGAGAGCCCUGUAACGCUGCAGAUUUGACCAAGUUCUGCAGCAUUGGUAACAUUUUCAAAUCUAGCCAUUUGAGCCUAAAAUUUGCAACCCAAUAAUCAGUCCCUCACAAUUGUUUAUGUAAGUAUCCAAGUGUGUCAAGAUGCAAAUAUUGCAGGUGUAAACAGGUGGAAUUUGCAAGGGACCAGUUGUGGGACUUUGAUGAGAUAUGUUUGUCUUGGGCUUAAGUCCCAGGUAUUUUUUGACCAUAGCUAGGCUCUCGGUCACACAGAUGUUGAAUUCCAACUGCCAUCACUCUUGCACAGUCAUUCAGUGAGGAUAAUGAGAAUUGUAGUCAAUAAAUGCAAGCAAAGAUGCCUUGGUUUCCUCGAACACAAUCUGCUAAAUUUAUUCUUACAAAACAGAUCAUCUUUUCCUCAAAUGAAGAGUCAUUCAAAUAUAGUCAUUCUCCCAGGUUAGAACUAAAUUGAUACCUAUUACAUAAAAUUGCCUUGGAGCUAUCAAAUGCAGGAAGAGAACACUACCUUCCUAAAUGGCUAAAGACCCAAUUUCAAUGAGUAUAAUGUUGCCUUGAAAGCAUUUGGGAAUGUGUUAAUUUGCACAGGAGUCCAUUAUAGUCCUAAAACCAUCCCAAUCAGUUUUAUUUAUUUAUUUUUAUUAAACUUUAAAUGGUUAUUGCAUUGAACAGUCCAAAAUAGAGCAAGACAUGACACCCAUUUACAAAGAUGGAGGAAAAAGCAUAAAGCAGGCUGUAAUCACACAAUAUUAGAUGCGUGUCUGCAAAUAAAGUGAUUUAUUUUCUGUAUUUCAGCCAAAAAUAUGUUCACUAUUACGACACUUUGCCAUUGCUUUUCACUGCUGAUUCUGCAGAUGAUACAAAUUAGAAAAAGGAAAAUCUGUCAAACUGAGCUCUCUUGGAUUUUGCGGACUGCGAUUCUUAUAAUUCUCUGCAAGACUACGGGGGAGAAAAUAUUAUCGAGUUGUCAUACAACUACAGUUCGGGCAAGGUAGGUAGACUUCCUAGUAUUAGAAGAUCAACGGAUAAAUCAAACAUUUUUGCUAUAUAUUGUCAAACUUUACAAUCCAGCAUCAGUAAUUAAUAGCGUUUUCUGAAUUUUGGCUGGAGUCACAAAAUAGUUAUCAAAGAGAUUACAAAUUUUGCAAACCUUGUUUCUAUCUAUAAUGUAACAGAAGUAUAUUCUAUUCAUAAACAGGGCUAUACAUAGGAUAUGAGGUAACACAUUUAGACUGGAAGAAAGGAGAUUUAGUCUAAGGCAAAUGAAAGGGUUUUUUACAGUAAGAACAACAAGGAUGUGGAAUUCUCUGCCUGAAGAGGUGGUUUUAUUAGAGUCUGUACAAAUGUUUGAACUGCAAUUGGAUAAAUACUUGCCAAAGCAGAAUAUUCAGGGAUAUAAUUUUUAAAUAGUGGGGUAAUAUCUUCUAGAUCCAAGGAGAGAUCUGACUGCCAAUCUGGGGUCAAGAACGAUUUUAUUCCUAGAUUUUUUUGCUAAAUUGGAAACGCUUCAGAUGGGGUUUUUUGGUACAGCAAAAACAAAUGUGAGAAGGCUGAACUUGCUGGAUGCAUGUCUCUUUUCAACUAUGUAACUAUGUAAGAGGUCAAAAAACUUGCAUUAACCAUGUGAUGUUGAGGCUGACAGACUGAUAUCACAAGGUUAGUGACAUAAAAAAUUGGCGACUUUGCAGGGAUUUCAGUUACCUCACAGGUUAAAGGUUAUGGACCUCAGUAUACAUGCUGCACUCGGAACUCGGAUGUUCCAAUUAUGUUCUAUGUAGAUUUUGCACUGUGCAUUUCUUUGAGUUACCACUAACUGAUAUUUCAGGUGUUCUGAACAUGUGUAAAAGUUAUGUUAUAGAUUUUUAUAGUUAUAUGUUAGUUACAGUAUUUAUUUGCCCUGUAUAUAGAGUAAUUGAAUAAUGGUGUAAACGUGGGUAGUUGUUGUUUUCAAUCUGCUCUUGUGCUGCUAUUUCAAAUUAUUUUGGGGAAUUGGUUAUUUGUUAACAAAAAUUUUCAGUCUUUUGAGGUUUUUAAUUCUUUCGUUUUUUUUUAUUGUCCUCCCCUCCCACCGUUAAGGUGUUGCUAACUUCCACUUUGAUUACAGAAACUUAAAGGAUCACUAAAGGGUGAGGAACACAAACAUGUAUUCCUGACCCUGACCCUAUAGUGAAAAUACAAACAUGUAUUCCUGACCCUAUAGUGAAAACCCACCAUUUAGGUGGCUUGCCCCCCCCCCCCUUCGCCCCCUCAGAAUGGGUUAAAACUAACCUUAUUUUCAGCUCUCCAUGGGUCUGCCGGUGCUGGUCCCGCCCCAUUGGUGACAUCAUCAAAAUUGCAAAUUUUUAGACAAUCCAAUGCUUUCCCAUGGAAAAGUUCCUCUUUGGUCCAAAAACCAUACGCCAAACACAUCAUCAAUGAAUCUCCACCACACACACGCAUGCCCAACAAAUAAAUUGUGCGCAUACACGUGUGCGGUUUCGAAUCCAUCCAUGACAGGCUGGCGUAUGAUGGGGCCAUAUUAGAUCCCAUCGUGGUACCUUUUAGUUGUCUAUAAUGACUGUCUUUAAAUAAAAAAUAGUUGUUAUGCAAUAAAAUAUCCAAAAUGCUCAUGAAACAUUCUAUUUGCUUAUGGGUAUAGUCACUCUGAUUGAGAGUGUUCCGAAUAGCACGCAAACCUCCUCCAUUUGGAAUGGAAGCAUAUAAACUUUCAAUGUCACAUGUAAACAAAAUACAUGGUACAUCAAUAGUUAAUGUGGCUAGUUUUUGUAAUACUUCGCUACUAUCUAAUGUAUAGGAUUUAGAUUUGUCACCAAAAGGUUGUAAAACUUUAUCUAAAAAAAUAGAAAGAGGUUGCAUGACUGAUUAGGUACUUGCCAUGAUGGGUCUACCUGGGGGAUUUAUCAAUCGUUUAUGUAUUUUAGGUAAUGUUUCCAGUUCCUCUCUGCUCCCUCAUGUGGCCCCUGUAGUUAUGCCGGGAGCUGGAAUAUGACGUCCCUCCAGCCCCGGCAUAACUACAGAGGGAGGGAGCAGAAAAGAAAAUUAAAGAUCCAUUCCAUACUGGUCCACGGGGAGAAUAUCCAUUUCUCACUGGACCCCAGGUAGAAGAUCCCCACUGGUCCCCAGGGAAAGAAUUUCCACUGGAUCCCAGGAAAAGGACCCACACCAGCUCUCCUAAAGGUACAAAGGUUGGAUGGGCAUAAAAAAAUAAAAUAAAACAUGAAGUACAAUUAAUUUGUAAUUUGAGUAUGUAUGCAAGAAUGUGUAAAUGUGUGAAGUUGUCUGCAGACACACAUACCCACAUGCUCACUGAUUUGACAAUCUGACAGACACACACAAUCACUCAUUUGACACAAUCUGACAGACACACACAAUCACUCAGACACGCACUGACACACACACACACUGACAGACACACAUUCACUGACAAACACACAUUGACAGACAUACACACACACUGACACACAGUGACAGACAUACACACUCACAGGCACACACUGAUAGACAUAUACACACAUUCACUAACAGACACACACAUUGACAGACGUACAUGCACAUUCACUGACAGACACACACAAACUCACUGACAGAAACACACAUUCACUGACAAACAAAUUCACUGACAGACACGCUCACUUACUCAGACACAAUGACAUAUAUAAACACACAUUCAGUGACAGACAGACACACACACACAUGCAUUGACAGACAAACAAACUCACUGACAGACACACUUACUCAGAAUAACACACACUCACUCAGACACACUGAAAGAUAUAACAACACAUUCACUGACAGACAAAUACACACACACAUUGACAGUCUGACACACACUGACACACACACACAUGCACGGACAUACACAUUGACAGUCUGACACACAUUUCCCUCCAACAUCUACAAAUAAUUAUUGACUUUUAUUUUAGUUUAAAUCCACCCAGCCUCUCUACCUUUGGGAGAGCAGAGUGGAUUUUUACCUGGGGUCCAGAGGGGCUGCUGGACUGGUCGCUGGGUAGGCAGGCGUGCAGGAUGGAAGGCGGGCAGGCAAGGGGACGGUUGGGUACGCAAAAUAGACGGCGAGGGAGCUGUAAUAUUCCUGCUCAGGUCCCUCGCGUGCCGCUUAAUGAUGCCGGGUUCUGGAGUGACGUCAUAUUAUGGCUCCCAGCAUCAAUCCGUGUCGUGCAAGCUGAGCAGGAAGAGCUCACAGAUCAGCGCUCCCUCGACGUCCGCCUAUAAUAGAAACUGUCUGGGCCGGGUGGCCAGCCGGCCAGCUCUUGGGCCCCCAUAAGUCAAGGCUGACAAGGGAUUUGCCAGGGCACUUGGGGUGGCAUUUUUUGCCGCCCCCUGGAAAGUGCCACCCAAGGCAAAUGCCGUGUUAGCCAUGCACUAAAUACAGCGCUGAUCUCUCAUCAUCUCUAUAUGAUGUUUGUUAUAAUUAUGUCAGCUGGAUUUGAUUUAUAUGUAAGAAGCAUUUAUGUAUAUAUCACCAUUUGUUGGACUGUAUUCACUGUUUAUGCCCAAGUUGGGAAAUUGACAUGCUUGUCCAAUUACAGUCAACAAGCUACCAAUAUUAUUUUUUGGCUGAAUGAAAAGUCAAUUUGUUUUGUGGAUUAAAUAGCUAUUUACUGUGGUGAAAGUGGGGCUGAAGCUCCGUGGCGAAGUAUAUAGUCAACAAGCUGGGAAAGUUUCAUGAAGAAUUGUAUGAACCCUUGUCUAUGGAGCUGACCCCUAUUACUUUCUAUGGACUGUCUGACAGAUCAAAAUGGGCAUUAGCAGAGAGGCUUGUCUGUCUGAAUGGUUGACAUUACAGUAAUACUGUUGUGUAACUAUUAAUAUUACAUUAUCAUGAAGUAAUACUGAAUUGUAGCUGUAAUGUAGCUCUAAUUCAAUAUUGUUGGAUAAGCUUUCUAAAUUAUUCAAUAUUUCUAUGAUAAACUUUUGAAAUUAUUUUCUUCACCAUUUAAAAAUAUAUAAUACAUAAAAAUAUAUCGACAUAUUUAAAAAUGUGAAAAUAUUGCAAAAUUUUAAAAUUUUUCAGAAUAUUAAAUAAUUUUAAAUGUGCGUCCAAAAUUAUUAAAUCACUUGGUAAGCUUAUCUAAAAUUAAUAAAUUGAGGGAAAAAUUAGAUAAAUGUAAAAAAAAUUUUAUUACACUUGAAUAGCUAACCAAGGAUGUCGGUGGCUACAAGCAGACUCUUGCCUGAAACAGAAGAUCUUUAAUCUAGUCCAUGCGGUCUGAUCUUAUCUCAUAACAGAUACUGUAUAUUAAGUUUAGAUAAAUAAUUUUACCAUGAGCCAGUGAUCCAGGUCCCUUUAACACUGCGCACUCGCCUUGGACCUUCCUUGUGUCUGUUUCUAUAUUUUCAGAUUUAGUUACAUAUGGCUAUUGUGCUCCAUUUAAGAGACUGUAGGAAGCCUUGGGGCUGGGACAGGUGGCUGUUUUGAUAGUAGACACCUGUCACGGUCCUUCUCAUUUAAAUACGGAUAUUGUCCCAAGUCUAUCCAUUAAAGGAACACAACAGGCUGGAGUUAACCUGCCUUCCCUCAAUGCAUUUUGGUGAUAAUGUAUUUUAAAAAUACAACAAAUUAAAUUAAGAAAAUGAAAUAUAUUCAUCUUGGAGAGUCCCCCUGCAGAAAACCCAACAUUGCUGUUGUUUUUUCUCGAUCUAAACCUGUGUCUGUGUGUAUAUACAGUAUCUCACAAAAGUGAGUACACCCCUCACAUUUUUCUAAAUAUUUUAUUAUAUCUUUUCAUGUGACAGCACUGAAGAAAUGACACUCUGCUACAAUGUAAAGUAGUAAGUGUACAGCCUGUAUAAUAGUGUAAAUUUGCUAUUCCCUCAAAAUAACACAACACACAGCCAUUAAUGUCUAAAUCGUUGGCAAUAAAAGUGAGUACUCCCCUAAGUUGUCACACGAAAAUAUAUAAUAAAAUAUAUGUGAGGGGUGUACUCACUUUUGUGAGCUACUGUAUAUCAAUAUUCCUGAUGUGGUGCACUUGACAUCUCCAUGUUGUGGCGCACUUGUUGUCUUGCCACGGUGCGCAAACUCUCAGUCAAAGUAUAAAAUAAACAGAUUGCUCACACUCAGUGGACCUCUUUUGAUCAAAUACCAUUAAUAUUUUUUCAUAUGUAAAGAUGAUCAAUGUUCCAGUCCACUAGUGGACUUUCGUCAGGUCCUGAGAUUCACGCCAUCAAUAAUUACACCCUAUAGUCAUUGGAUACCCAGCUUGGAUAAUAACCUGGCCAGGAGAAGAGCUGGAUUCCAUGGUUAUCAGGACUCAGAAACUACUCAUGAUGAAGGGAGUAUUAAACCCGAAAUCCAGCACCCAAGACUAGAAAACUGGAAGGAAGUCGGUUGGGGCUUGAGGAGCGUCACGGCAACAGUCCUGGAUGAAACAUAGAGGAUCAUGAAAUUGGCUCACAAAGAUGCACAGGGACAGGCACUCAGCACCAGAUCAAUAGAAGCGGGGGUCUACCACACCAGACAGAACCCAGACCCAGAAGGUGCAGACUAUGCAAAUAGUCUUCCGAGACAAUCGAACACGAGUGCAAGAUGUCAGCAGGGACAGCAUACACUGAAAGACAUAACCAAGUUGCUGGGAUUGUGUACUGAAAUAGCUGCACAAAAUAUGGGCUCGGUAUGCCUAGGUAUAUACUACAACACUGCUAUAUACAACAAUAUACAUAUAUAUUAUAUAUAUAUAUAUAUUAGAUGACAGAUUCAGUUUCAUCAUAAAGAUUCUUAAGUGUGUAUUAAUUAUGUUUACUGCUAUUAUUUGUAAGUGACAAGUAUAUUAUACGUAUUAAUAUAUUAGAAACCUGGUGUUGGCACAGACAAUAGGAAAUAGUUUUAGAAGUCGUCAUACUUAAUAGACCUUGAAUGAGAUGCCUUUGUUCUGGCAGCUUGUACAUGGUCACCUCUGGCGACCUUUAAAGGAACACUCUAAUUAAAAAAAAAAAACUAUAUACAUUGUUUAUUAGCUCUUUUAUCUGUUCCUUUUAGGUUUCGAUUACUACCCUCAAUUUUUUUUUUAAUUAUAAAAAUUUCAAUUACUGGCACAGUAUCCUUGCUGCUGCCCAUCAAACUUCUGUCCAAUCAGGUACUUCUAACAUAGAAGCAUUGAGCACAGUUGGUACACGUUUGACAAUUAACGUGUAUUCUCCAUUUGAAGCAUUUUUCACGAGUUGGCAUGCUCUGCCUGAUUAUGACCAAGGCAAAUUCCUUAGAAAAGUGAAGGAUGUAAGUUAAAAGUGGUUUGAUUCUCUGUCUGAUAUCCAUUAGAAGCAUGCUUUUGGACAGAUGUAAACACUAACGUUUCUCAGAAAUAGCAAUGUUUCACACUGCCUGAGAAUAGGGACAGCCUCUAUGUGCCAAAAUCUUAGAAAAUGAAUGCCGCCAACAAGCCUACUACUUUGUAAUUGAUUUAGACAGUACAAGGAUGCCAGCUAUCUGGUGACUACAUUUAAUAGUCAGUACACCCAAUAAGUCCCUCAAUCUCCCAGUAUUCUAAAUUGGAACUCUCUGUGUGUUGUUUCUGUGUUGUUUCUGCCCUUUACAAUGUAUUGUGCAACAUCUACAAGCCUUCUUCUCAGUUCUUCAUUCCCACCAUCACCCCCAAAAAAAAAUAUAUGGUUGUUUGUGCUAGCAGAGCUAUGCAAUAAAACCACAGGUGUUUAUGGGAUAUCGAGGUCAUUCUAAAGACACAUCUGGCCUCCAGGUGACUAUUUUGAGCCUAGUUUAAGCACAUUUUCUUACAGUUAGUAAAAAUGGCAUUACAAUACAUCUGUAUUAGACCACCACCAUGAGCUCAUAUUUAUAAACGAAGAACAUAUUUUGAGCCAAGGUGAUCUCAAGUCUGAUGAAUCGUAUUCUUGUUUCACCAUGUGCCAUGUGUAAAAAAAUUGGCUAUUGAAAAGUCAAAAGCAUCACUGAAUUACUCAAACAGGGCUAUUUACUGAAGAGAGAAUGGUUGGGAAUUCAAAGUGAAUUCAUAGUAAAUUUCCAAUUUAAAGUCAAAGUAGCCAGAGAUGUAUUUACCACAAGGCAAACAAGGCAUUUGCCUAGGGCGGCACUUUCGGGGGGUGGGGGGUGAAAGGAGGUGGGGUGCCAAAAAAUGCCACCCCAAGCUCCCAGACAAAUGCCUUGUUUGCCUCAUGUUCUGGGGCUGUCCACCUUACUGUGAGUGAGUGAGUGUAGCUGUCAGUGUGUGUCUGUGAGUGAGAAUGGGUGUGCCUGUGAGUGUGUGUCAGUGUGUGUAUGUCAUUUUAUGUGUAUCUGAGAGUGUGUGCCUGUCAGUGAGUGGGGGUGUCAGUGUGUGUCUGUCAGUGAAAGUGUGUGUUGGCUAAACAGUGUGUGCGUGCCAAUGACUGUGUAUCUGUCAGUAAGUGUAUAUCAGUGCAUGUAUAAUUGAGGGCAUGUGUCUUUCAGUCAAAAAAAUGGGCUUGACACGAAUUGGGGGGGCAAAUUUAGAUUUUGGGAGUGCCCGAAUUUAGUCGUGCCUAGGGCAGCACAAAUCCAAAAUACACCACUGAAAGUAGCCAAACUGUGAGCAGACCAAGACAUCAAGAAGCAACAUAAUUAUUAUUUUAAAGAAAGCCCUGAGAGUUUGGUGGACCACUAGGAAACCCCAGUGGCUUAUCAUUUACUUUUGUGUUUUUAAAAUGUUAUAGGAAGGGUCAACUGACCUAUAUUAUAUAUUUUGUUAAUUUCACCUGAACAAUUCAGAAAUUAAUGGCGUUGAAAUAUGGAUCAAAUUCCAGCCUGCGGUUAUAUUGGAUACAGUUGGUAUUGUGACUUUGUCAUGCCUUGGAUAAACUGAUUCACCUUGAUCCAUGGACUUUUUAUCUCUCCAGACCUGUCAAAGGCUUUAAGAUGGCCAACAAUAAGCUUAUCUCCACAGUGGCCUUGGCGGUCAAAAGAGCCCUUGCUCAGCAGGUGAACGACCCAAUGUGGCCAUCCCUUAUUGAACCUCAGUAUAUCCUGGCUGAGGUUUAGGACAUGGAACAGCUCAAAGCCCAGCAACAUGACUCUACGCAACGAUACUACAACAUAGGGUCAUUAUAGAUAUAAUAUCCUCCUCCCUCUUAGGGUGUAGGUUGUGGUCCCAUAGGUGGACUUUCUCCUACACACCCUUUUUGUUAUUAUUUUAUUCGAGUAUUUUAGAUGUGUUCAUUGGUAUAACAUCAUUCUCACUUCUAUAUUACUCUGUGCACAAUACUCUUAUUUUUACUUCAUACAUCUCUGACUGUAUUAAAACUAUUUGUUUUACUGUUACAGUUAAUAUUAUUCUAUUUGUUGUAAUGGAUAAAAAAAAAUAAAAAAAUAAAGAAUUUAGAGCAACAAAUGGGUCGCAAGAGUAUUCUGAGAACGGACAGCAGCUAAAAUAGCCUGCCCUUCGGUGGGUCCCCGCUCAGAACUCAAGCUGGUUUUAGCUCAUCUUGUGCCAUUACAGAGAGAACAUAUCUGAAGCAUAUCAGACUGGUCCCACCCAUACGGGCAGUCCAGAUCCGAAAUGCCAGCAAGUUCUCUCUGCACAAGAGAUACAGCAACCCCAGACGAUCGUUUCAACCUUGUUAGGCAUCAUCAGUGAGGCUCUUGCGACCCAUUUUUUUCUCUCCAUUAGUUUAAAGGGUAAUCCAGACGUGGACCCCUUGCUCACGGUGCCUAGAGAGAUAUCAGCUAUGCCUCACUGACGAUGCCUAACAAGGCUGAAACGAUCGUCUGGGGUUGCUGUAUCUCUCGUGCAGAGAGAACUUGCUGGCAUUUCGGAUCUGGACUGCCCGUAUGGGUGGGACCAGUCUGAUAUGCUUCAGAUAUGUUCUCUCUGUAAUGGCACAAGAUGAGCUAAAACCAGCUUGAGUUCUGAGCGGGGACCCACCGAAGGGCAGGCUAUUUUAGCUGCUGUCCGUUCUCAGAAUACUCUUGCGACCCAUUUUUUGCUCUAAAUAAAGAAUUUAGAAAAAAAUAUGGAUAAAAUUUAUAUACAAAUGAAUAGUAGAACUUUUGAAGUAGCAAUCCUGGAAAUUAGGGACCAGGCUCCAAGGUUCCUUUGGUUUAGGUUCAAAAGGUUGAAAAUGGCAGCACAAGGCCCAUGGUACUGCGUUAGCAGUCUAAAUGCACCCUAGACCCUACAUUGGCAUAUAGCGGUUGUGGUGCCUAGAAUAUUCCUUACAUUUAAGUGUAGCAUGAGCACUUCUGGAAUAUAUGCAUAAGUUCAACUGAAUUGUAAAUGAACCUCUGACGUUGGCUCUAAAUUGGUGUCAUGUAUUUUAUAAACAUGUCUUACUACAUCCUGUAAUGGGGUUAAAUCGGGACAUGUUGCUUUCUCCGUGUAACUGGUUAGCUCUGUUUCUGCACAACAGGGCUGUUUUCUAGGUGUGGUUUUACCGUGUCAAAAUACAUACUAUAAGUAGCAAUGGGUUGUCUAAUUGUUCCUGUUUAAUCUUCUUGUAAAUGUUUGUAAAUCCAACAGGCACUUGUGUCCAGAAAGCACAUCUGUGUAUUUGGUAACAUUCCAAUGGCGUAAUGAUCUGAGCCAGCAUCAAUCACUGACAUGGAUUAAAAAUGGGGUGGGCUAGAGCGGACAGCAUCAGCGCAAGAAUCACCACCCUCCUGUGUUUUAUGCAUCAGAUAGCAAGGUGAAGGGGCAACGCCAGUGACACUGGUACUGUGACAGUUUUAAAGGGUCAAAUCAGUCUUGCACUUGAUUGUUAUCUGUUUCGUUCGAACAUCUGACUUACAUUAACUGUUUAAUAAAGAUGACCAUUCAAGUAGGCUCACAUAUAAGAUUAAAAAAAAUCAGAUUUUAUUUUUAUUUUUAAAUAAAAUCUCUUGAUUUAUUAUCAAAACGUCAAUGAAGAUGAUGAAAUGACAUUACUGGUUGCAUUAACACAGAAACUGUCAAUAUGUUUGCCAAAGACUGACAAACUCUCUCACUGCUAUCCAAGCUGAAAGAUGGCCUCAUCACCCGGAGAAAAACAAAUAUGUACCAGCUCAUAGAGCGUAGAUCUUCAAUAAUGGGAUGGAUGGGGGCUGGGGGAUUAGAACCUUUAUCUUAUAGCAACUGGCAUCUUUUACCCUCGCCUUGCGUCCAUGUAUUUAGUGAGACCUGAAAGAAUCGAAAGACAACCUGUCAGCUCGCCAAUCCCUGUAAAUGAAACUGCUGAGGUUUAUAGAAGCAAAGGUGUCAAUCAUCAGUCUGCUUCUUGACUUCAUUCACGAGAACAUCAGUUGGAGAGCAUGCCAUACAGGGAGCUUUGCAUUUACUCCAUCGAUCUGGGGGGGAGACUGAUCUUUCCUUCACCCCAUCAUCAGUCUCACCAGAAGAGCAGCAUAGAGGUGGAUCCUGGGUAUAAAUGUUUUAGAGACUACAGAUUAACACACAACACACACUCUCUUUAAAAUGUAUCAAGGCUUAAAAUCACCAAUCUUAGCAAACAAUUAUGGGGAUUCAGUUCCACCAUAAUGCCAAAUUGUGUUAAGCCCACCACUAUGUCACAGUACCCAAAUAUUGGUGGAUCCAACACUAAUUUUAACAUGGGAGAUUGACAUGCUAACUGCAAUACUUACUGCUUCCGGAGACUCUCCCCAAUUUAUGCUUUCCGGUGUUCAACUCCAAAAGGGGCAUCUAUAGCGGAGGGGUGGUGUGCUUAACCAAACAGGAAUCUGGCCAGGAUUCCAAAUAUUUAGAGAAAAUAAAGGAAUUGGGGUGCACACCCGGAAUAUGCAUUUCUCAACAGUGAUGCUACCCUAAAGACCAAAAUAUAUAUAAAAUACAGUUUAGGAACCAGUGUGCACACAAAGAAAUACAGUAUUACAUUUUACAAGGCUACUUAAUAUCACCCAUCUUUGUAAACAAAUAUGGAGUGAUUUUAAGUAGUUUGGAUUUAGUUUCUCUCUUUUUAAGUUGAAUUAUUUUGGGAAUGUAGCUCUGAGGGUGGUUGUGAGCCACAAAUUAGAAAGGAUAGAGCCUUUCGAGAGGGAGAAAAAGAAAAUGUAGUAUUAGAUAGUAAAGGAAAAUAAAAAAUGAAAAACAAAUAGUGUAUAUAAAGCUUCAUAUCGUACUCGAAGUGACAAUACUUGUUUAACUAGAUCCAGCUAAAGAUACUGCUGUGUAAUUAAUUUCGUAGUACUGUGCUUGUGUGGCAGGAUUUUGUGUUUUUGUGCAUCCUGUUGAAUAGCUUCCUUUGUAUGAGACGUUUUCUUAAAUGUUAAAGUUUGUGUGAAGUACAUUCAACGGUCAGUCAGAUGCACAAGUGGAUAUUAAAUGAACACUAUAAGUACCAUAACCACUGUGGAGGAGUGCCUUGGUUCUAUCCCAAAGCAAGUAGUCUUAUAAUAUUAGUACAGUUUGACAAUUUACCUGCAGUAUACCAUUCAUCGAGUUUUCUGGAAAAUCUGGAUAGCCCUACAGAGCGGUAUCAGACAAUGAGCCCAAUUCUGGAUCGGGCUGGCUCAGCACUGCAGUGACCUACAACUUAUCCUGGGUAGGACAGGAGAAGACAGGAUGAGGAGUGGGUGCCUGAAGCACCAACAUAAUUUUUCAAAUCGUUAUAAAACAAUUUGACUUCUUACCAUGGGAGAGCCCAGUGCACUCCUGACACCACAACCACUACAUAGGACUUCAGGGGGUUAUUAACGCGCACGGAGUGUUCCUUUAAAUAACUGUAAAGAGACAUGUCUUCCCUGCAUAUAGCCAAUCAGUGGUGCCCUCAUGUAUUGUGUAGAAAUAUAAUCUGUAAUGUAUCCUAAAUGGAGCACAAACACUUUUAAACACGCGGCCACGCACCUUUUGACGCAGUUCUCCCAAUAUCACGUGAAAGAGCCACUAUGGUGAAUGAAAGGUCUAUGAGUCGUGUGAUCUGACAUGACUGUGAACAUGUUACAUGUGUGUGAGCAUGAGACACACACAGCAGAGGUUUCUUCAGAGACAAGACCGAAUUCUUUUGACUGUGAUCUCGGGGCAUGCCUCCACUUGCUAAGUUUCUUCUAAAGCGCCAUUCACAUCAAAAACUGACUACAGACAGAUGCAUGCAUACCUCUUUAAAUGACUUCUCAAGUGUUCCGUUUAGGUGACGUGCACAUGUGCAACUUCGCAGCUUUAAUUUGUAGUCAAUUCAAGAGAAAUAUACAUAAAAGAGUUUCAUUCAUCUAUUCAGCGAUCCUAUUAAAGUGGAUCUGUCACUUUGGGGUGUCUCUGCACAUCUCCGGUUGGUCAGGUGGCCGUGUGGUGCAGUGAAAUGUAGGUUUUACUUACCUGAAGCAUCCUUCAUGGCCUCUGCCAUCUUCUUCCUCUUCAGCUCAAUGUGCUUCACUUACUAGGAGCCGUGUUAGUGCUGAGUUUGGGAGGAUGUGAAUGGCUCCCUCAUACAGUAGGUAAAUGGGUAGCUAGGAGUAGGAAGUAAAUCGACACGUUGUAGUGUAUAUACGCGAUUUGACAGAUGAAUGGGAAUCACAAAUUGUGAGUAAAUUACUUAACUAGAGAUAAUAGACUACAUUGUAAUAUGUUGUAAGUUUUUAAUUAAACACGGCUAAUGGCCAGAGUAUCCCUUACUGACCAGGUCUUCCCUCCACCCCAAAAAAUAAUAAAUUGCUAAGACACAGCUGGUUUCAUUACCUGUGCAUAUUUGUCAUUCAGUUUUUAUAUACCUUUUUACAAAGCAUGAACCGUGCUCAGAGAAAUAAUUUUAAUCCAACUACAGAGGAUGCACUGUAGAUGCUGUGAAUUGAAACAGAGGAAAAGCCUAUAAUUCACUUUGAAUCCUCACGUUAGUGAAUAAUGCUGUAAAUUUAUUGCUAAAUCAAUAAUUAUGGUUUACCUCCCCAAAAUCUUACCUAUUUAUUUGAACUUGAUUAGCCAGGCUAUUUCUCCACAUGUCUUUAAAGGCACACUAUGGUCGCCAGAACCCCUACGGCUUAAUGUAGUAGUUGUGGUCUCUGCAGCCUUAGCACUGUAAACAAUGCCUUUUCAGAGAAAUGGCUGCCCAGGAGGUCUCACUCAAAAAGGGUGUGGAUCAGCACAAAUAAGAGGCUGGCUCCCCACCUGACGGGUAGCUGACCAGCCCCCAGCUAUCAGGACUGAUCCAAUUUUUAUUUCAAUCUGUAAUGACUGUUAAUUCUAUUAACCAUGUAAGCUACUUCUUGGCUCCAUAUUACCACUGCAGAUUAAUUAUAUUGCCAACCGCAAAGGUAAUAGGGAGAGAUCACAAUCUGCAUAAGUCUCUACUUUAUGUAUAAAAAAAUGAAAAUAAAAAGAACAUUUUAAAAUAGUCAUAGUGAAGGGAAACAGAGGGGCAAAACAGGAUUAUUUAUGAAAAGAAAACCGGUAAAGUGGCUGUGCUGCUUUAAUUAUUCAUAAUAAAAGUUAUAAAAAAAAGUUCAGAAUAGGUUUGAUAAAAUCCAAAAAUGUUGUUAGAGUGGCUCUGUCACUUAUGGGAUCCGUCAGUGUCCAGCCGAGGGUGUAACUUCCUUUCGCCCCAUCUUCCUCAAAACAUUUUAGACCUUGGGACCAUUACAGCUUACCAUAUUUUGUGAUGUACCAGUACAUUUGAGCAUGUACUGGAACUAUAAUGAUAGAUAUAGUAAGUAAUAUAGUUGAUUAUAAAGAUACAAAGAUAUAUAUAUAUCAAAACCCUUGUCCAGACUUUAAGGUCAUCCCAAUGUGAAGAUAGUGUAACCAGCCAAAUAGGCAGAACCUCCCUAAUACUAGACCGUGACUACGAUACACCUCAGACUACUGACUUUAAUUGGUCAAAGUCUGUGUAUAGUGACAGAUAAAUAUCAAUAGAGACCAAUCAAGACAUAUUAAAGUCAGUAGUCUGAGGUGUAUCGUAGUCACGGUCUAGUAUUAGGGAGGUUCUGCCUAUUUGGCUGUUUACACUAUCUUCACAUUGGGAUGACCUCAUAGUCUGGACAAGGGUUUUGAUAUAUAUAUAUAUAUAUAUAUCUUUGUAUCUUUAUAAUCAACUAUAUUACUUACUAUAUCUAUCAUUAUAGUUCCAGUACAUGCUCAAAUCACUGGAUUCCCAGUGAUCCAAGCUUUCUUUUUGGUUGAUCAUUUAGGGGUUAAGCCCCAGGACACCCCUGGAGUGUCCGUGUAGGUGUCACAGUAGGUUUGCCCUUUUAGGACCAAACCAUUACUAGUAGUUUCCAUUAUUACAUUACUCUGGCCUUAAAUAUGAAAUUUUGAAAUGUUUUUGAAUUUUAUUGCUGUCGAGCUCUGUGAUACACUAAACAAGUCAAGCUCUCUGAACUUCUAGGAAUAAAGUGACACCAGCCUUGGAGAAAAUGUUUUGGGGUUUGGAGGCAUGCAAAAGAUUUGACCCAUUCAGCAAUCAGAAGGCAGCACAACAUACGUGGCUACGUGACACCUUUUAUAUGGUCAAAGAACGUAGCUUGGAGGAGAAGCAAAUCCCACAGCAAGCUAAAUAUUAUCCACUACUUCACACCCAAAUUUAGCACACCCACAUUGCUAGCAUUUCAAUUUCUCUUCAGGGAUUCCUGUUUGUAUUUUCUACAUCUACAUGAAUUUAUCGCCGCUCGUAAAAACCGGGGGAAUCGUAGGAGAGAAGAAAUGACACAUACACUUCCAAUAAUGCCUUUUGGCAGGAAGCAAAAAAAUUAGUAAGAGGGAGAGUGAGUCAGAGGAAAACAUUUUACAUAUGUUACAUCGUAUAUCACAUUAACCCCUUGAGUACUAAAGCGAUGAGAAACACAGGAGUCCAGACAUGUGAUCUAGAGAGAGGGGUUAUGGAAUGUUCACAUAUAUAGGGGGGCUGCAAAAACAAACUUCCUGCCUUAAACAAUGAUUCGAAUUUAUAACAUUGCAUGGGGAUGAGUAACUUCUUGCUUCCUACUGCAAGAUUGGUAAUGUAAGGGGCAGAGGAAGCAAGCCUUUCUCACAUUAGUGCUAUCAUCUUCACUUGCCAUGAUUCUCUCAGAUCUCACACACAUGGAUAUGUUUGUUUAUUUAUAUAUUACUGCUAUGCGUCCCCUGAUAUCGCUAGUUGGAAUCUAAACAAUCCUUCUUGGGCAUAGAAACUCGAGAAAUCAUGUUUGCACACCAAAUCAGCACAGACAGCCAUCAUGCGUCUUUCUCUCCGGCCCCCUCCCCACCCCAAGAUCUCUGUGUGCCUCCACUCCCCAAUGGCAGCUCACCUCUUUCCUUGUAGAUUGGUCGCGGUAGGGGAGUUUAUGUAUCUUCUACCUGGUCUGUCAGGAAGCAGCUCUCAGUGAGCACUACCUGUCAGACAGAGUAGAGGGAAACAGAGGUUCCUCUACCAGGGUUUACCACUCGGCCAUGCUACAUGCUGUGACCAGCAGGAGGUUUGCUGUGUGCUCCCCUCCUACCGGUUACCCGGAGACUGCACCCUCUCGGGCCGGUGUGCCCUAAGCAGCUGCCCAAUUUGUCUAGCGGUGGCGCCAGCCCUGUGUGCCAGCUCAGCAUGUGGAGAGGGUCUGGAGAGCCGGUGGAAGGGAGUCUUGGAGAGACAAGGGGAGUGACUGUAGAAUAGCCAAGAUGACGCCCAGUCUCCUCCUUUCCUGCUUGGUCACUGUGGCUUCACGUGCAGUGCAGUCAUGUGAUCAGCUCUCUCCAUAAAUAGCCAAGCACUGCACUUAGUCCAUGUUUAGUUGUUCUGGUGCUUUCCCGAGUCUUGUAGCAUCCUAGUUCCUUGUUGCUGAUCCUGGUUCUUGAUUCCUGAUUCCUGGUAAAAUUUAUUGGCUUCUGCCCUUUGGCCUUUUGGUCUAACCCUGACAACGCUUCUUGUCUCCGACAUUUAGUCGCUGGCAUCCUACUACCUAUUCAUGGAUUUCCUGACUUCUGACCUUCGAUUUGACUCUUGACCUCGCUUCUUUGCUCGCAGACCUUACCAUCGGACCAAGAAAAUGGAAAUGAGAUAGCGCUAGAUAACUUAUAGGCAGCAACCUUAAAAGGGGAUCCCUCAGACCCUUUAGAACUGGAUGGAUGAAAAUAAUAGGAGAAAGGCUGCGCACACAAGUAGAAAUAAAGUCCAAUGUAAAGGAAAGUCCCAAUGUUUUUAUCCUUACAGAUGGUCUUUGCUAAUGACGUCUUCUCUUAAUGUAGCGGUUCCACUUAUAUGAAAGAAAAAAGAGGAGAGAGAAGGGCGACCAAUAGUGUAGUAUAUAAAAUUCUGGUGUGAACAUAAAAUAAUAAUAAUAUAGAACUCACAUUUACCAGAGCUAUUGUCCUAGCUCUGGGUUAUGGCGCAUACAGCGGUUUAAUCCCCGCUUGUAGGAUUUAAAUGGGUUCCUCUCUGUGGUAGGUGUCCAAUUCUCGGAAUAAAAGAAACAGCCGAUAGUGCUCACUGUAUAGCAAUAUGGAUAAAAUAAUAAAAGAAUGUACUUACAAAGCAGGAGCAGAUUUACUGCUCCGUGAUGACAGCUUGGGUGGAUUGAUCCCCACCUAGGAUUUCUUUAAGUACAGGAAACUUCCAGGGAUUCUUAAGGUUUUUUUAAAACCAGUAAAAAAGGAUAAAAUAAUUAAAAAGGCCAGGAUAAUAAAAAAGAAAAUUACGUGUCUAUAAAAAAGAUUAUUGGUACAAACAGAUAACCAAAAAUACUUUAAUAUAUAAAAGAACACAAUAAUUAAAUUUCCAUAACGCGUUUCGUCAAAGACUUUUUCAAAUGGAAUAACAUGUAAUACCUGGCUUGAUAAUGUUAUAUAGGAGCAUAACUAAUUUACAUUUGGCGCCAAAAUUGGUCCGUCCAAUCAGAAAUAGAAGCAUAUAUAAAAACUUUGAAACAUAAUUAUACCUUUAUCAGUACAUUGUCUGUUGUUUUGUAACACAUUCCUGAUAUUUAUAAUUAAAAACGAGGGUGGGAAAGUGUAGUUUAAUACGUUUUAAAAUAGUCACAUGGCGUGCGGCACUUCCGCUUUUCGGAAGUCUAGCCGCAAUGCCAUAUGGGAAAUGUAGUUUAAAAUGGCCGCGGUCGGCGGGCGCAUAGUAAAAUGAAAAUCUAUAGUGCCAGAUUGGCACAAUGGUUCCCAUGGAACCUAGGGAAACUUAAAACAUAGAAAAAAGAAAAGGCACUAAUUAAAUACUAAAUAUAAUGCCUAAAUCUAUGUACAAAUUAAUCGGCACUUCCGCAAACCGGAAGUUGAAGCCGAAGUGCCUGAUGGGAAAUGUAGUACAGGCUAAUUAUUAAUACAAAUUAGAAUUUCUGGAAGAUAAUAUAGUGGGGCAUAAAGUAAAACAGAAGUGCCUUAAUAUGAAGUAUAAUUAGGACUAAUAAUAAUAAUUUACUAUAAAAAAUAAGAUACUUUAAAGGUACAACAAUAAAAAACCUUAAGUGCAAACAUGAUAUUAAAGAAUAUUGGCAUACUCAGAGAGGGUAUUAAAAGCAACAUUUGAAAUAUAAGAAAUACAGACAUCAUUUUAUUUUCUUAAGAAAUUGUAUAGAUCAAAGUCUGCAUUAAGACCAUGGGGUAUAAGGGUCUUGAGUUUAUACACCCAUUCCAUCUCUGUUUUACCAAGCAGCUUUUUUAUAUCACCUCCACGCCAGGAGGUAGAACAUUUCUUUAUACCUAUACAUUUUAGUAGGCGUGGAUCUUUGUUGUGUAUAAUAAAAUGUUUGGAUACUGUAUGGUUUAAGUACCCAUUUUUGAUAUUUCUGCAGUGUUCACUUAGCCUUAUCUUUAAGCACCUUGUGGUCAUCCCCACAUAUUGGAGGCCACAUGGACACUCAAGCAGAUAGAUAACAUUUUUCGUAUUGCAACAGAUAAAAUCAUAAAUAUUGUACACUCUUUUUGUUUGGUUAGACAUAAAAUUUGUGACUUUAGAUGGAGUAGAAUGAUCUGUGGUUUUACAUACAAUACAUUGUUUACAUUUGUAAAAACCUUUUGUCUGAGGAAAAAAGGAUACAUAUUUUGGGGGAGAUUGUUUAGUAAAAUUAGUAGUUAAAAUGGAUUUAAAAUUUGGUGCUCCUCUAAAAACAAUGUUCGGAUGGAUGGGUAUGAUGGGAUUAAGUAUCUCGUCGUGUUUAAGUAUAUGCCAGUGCUUUCUUAUUAUUUUUUUAACAUCUUUACUUUUAUUGUUGAAAUUAAAAAUCACUGGGAGUACUAUUGAUUCGUCUUUUUCUUUAUUUUUAUACAUCAGAAGUUCUUUUCUUUCUUUUUGUUUUACUGUAUUAAUUGUGGUAAUUAAAUCUGAUUCUAAAUAUUUCUUUUCCAUAAAUUUGUCUUUUAAAAACUCUGCUUGCUCAUUAAAAUCUGAAAGUUCUGAACAAUUUCUACGAAGACGUAAAAAUUGGCUUUUUGGUGCGCUCUCAAGCCAGGGUUUAUAGUGGCAACUAGAUUUUUCUAUGGCUGUAUUUACACAUACUUUUUUAAAAAAAGUUUUAGUUCGGAGUAGUCCUUUAUUAAUAAAAAUACUAAGAUCUAAAAAAUUGAUGGAUUUUUUACUAAAUUCAUACGUAAGAAUAAUACCCCUAUUAUUGGUAUUUAAAUGGUUGAUAAAUUCAGUAAGAUGAUUUUCUGAUCCGUCCCAAAUAAAAAAGAGGUCGUCUAUGUAUCUAAAAUAAGUGACUAGGUUUGCCCGCCAUCGAUGGUUGCCCCAAAUGGCUUCUGAUUGACUGGGAAAUACCAAUAAUAGGGGUAUUAUUCUUACGUAUGAAUUUAGUAAAAAAUCCAUCAAUUUUUUAGAUCUUAGUAUUUUUAUUAAUAAAGGACUACUCCGAACUAAAACUUUUUUUAAAAAAGUAUGUGUAAAUACAGCCAUAGAAAAAUCUAGUUGCCACUAUAAACCCUGGCUUGAGAGCGCACCAAAAAGCCAAUUUUUACGUCUUCGUAGAAAUUGUUCAGAACUUUCAGAUUUUAAUGAGCAAGCAGAGUUUUUAAAAGACAAAUUUAUGGAAAAGAAAUAUUUAGAAUCAGAUUUAAUUACCACAAUUAAUACAGUAAAACAAAAAGAAAGAAAAGAACUUCUGAUGUAUAAAAAUAAAGAAAAAGACGAAUCAAUAGUACUCCCAGUGAUUUUUAAUUUCAACAAUAAAAGUAAUGAUGUUAAAAAAAUAAUAAGAAAGCACUGGCAUAUACUUAAACACGACGAGAUACUUAAUCCCAUCAUACCCAUCCAUCCGAACAUUGUUUUUAGAGGAGCACCAAACUUUAAAUCCAUUUUAACUACUAAUUUUACUAAACAAUCUCCCCCAAAAUAUGUAUCCUUUUUUCCUCAGACAAAAGGUUUCUACAAAUGUAAACAAUGUAUUGUAUGUAAAACCACAGAUCAUUCUACUCCAUCUAAAGUCACAAAUUUUAUGUCUAACCAAACAAAAAGAGUGUACAAUAUUUAUGAUUUUAUCUGUUGCAAUACGAAAAAUGUUAUCUAUCUGCUUGAGUGUCCAUGUGGCCUCCAAUAUGUGGGGAUGACCACAAGGUGCUUAAAGAUAAGGCUAAGUGAACACUGCAGAAAUAUCAAAAAUGGGUACUUAAACCAUACAGUAUCCAAACAUUUUAUUAUACAUAACAAAGAUCCACGCCUACUAAAAUGUAUAGGUAUAAAGAAAUGUUCUACCUCCUGGCGUGGAGGUGAUAUAAAAAAGCUGCUUGGUAAAACAGAGAUGGAAUGGGUGUAUAAACUCAAGACCCUUAUACCCCAUGGUCUUAAUGCAGACUUUGAUCUAUACAAUUUCUUAAGAAAAUAAAAUGAUGUCUGUAUUUCUUAUAUUUCAAAUGUUGCUUUUAAUACCCUCUCUGAGUAUGCCAAUAUUCUUUAAUAUCAUGUUUGCACUUAAGGUUUUUUAUUGUUGUACCUUUAAAGUAUCUUAUUUUUUAUAGUAAAUUAUUAUUAUUAGUCCUAAUUAUACUUCAUAUUAAGGCACUUCUGUUUUACUUUAUGCCCCACUAUAUUAUCUUCCAGAAAUUCUAAUUUGUAUUAAUAAUUAGCCUGUACUACAUUUCCCAUCAGGCACUUCGGCUUCAACUUCCGGUUUGCGGAAGUGCCGAUUAAUUUGUACAUAGAUUUAGGCAUUAUAUUUAGUAUUUAAUUAGUGCCUUUUCUUUUUUCUAUGUUUUAAGUUUCCCUAGGUUCCAUGGGAACCAUUGUGCCAAUCUGGCACUAUAGAUUUUCAUUUUACUAUGCGCCCGCCGACCGCGGCCAUUUUAAACUACAUUUCCCAUAUGGCAUUGCGGCUAGACUUCCGAAAAGCGGAAGUGCCGCACGCCAUGUGACUAUUUUAAAACGUAUUAAACUACACUUUCCCACCCUCGUUUUUAAUUAUAAAUAUCAGGAAUGUGUUACAAAACAACAGACAAUGUACUGAUAAAGGUAUAAUUAUGUUUCAAAGUUUUUAUAUAUGCUUCUAUUUCUGAUUGGACGGACCAAUUUUGGCGCCAAAUGUAAAUUAGUUAUGCUCCUAUAUAACAUUAUCAAGCCAGGUAUUACAUGUUAUUCCAUUUGAAAAAGUCUUUGACGAAACGCGUUAUGGAAAUUUAAUUAUUGUGUUCUUUUAUAUAUUAAAGUAUUUUUGGUUAUCUGUUUGUACCAAUAAUCUUUUUUAUAGACACAUAAUUUUCUUUUUUAUUAUCCUGGCCUUUUUAAUUAUUUUAUCCUUUUUUACUGGUUUUAAAAAAACCUUAAGAAUCCCUGGAAGUUUCCUGUACUUAAAGAAAUCCUAGGUGGGGAUCAAUCCACCCAAGCUGUCAUCACGGAGCAGUAAAUCUGCUCCUGCUUUGUAAGUACAUUCUUUUAUUAUUUUAUCCAUAUUGCUAUACAGUGAGCACUAUCGGCUGUUUCUUUUAUUCCGAGAAUUGGACACCUACCACAGAGAGGAACCCAUUUAAAUCCUACAAGCGGGGAUUAAACCGCUGUAUGCGCCAUAACCCAGAGCUAGGACAAUAGCUCUGGUAAAUGUGAGUUCUAUAUUAUUAUUAUUUUAUGUUCACACCAGAAUUUUAUAUACUACACUAUUGGUCGCCCUUCUCUCUCCUCUUUUUUCUUUCAUAUAAGUGGAACCGCUACAUUAAGAGAAGACGUCAUUAGCAAAGACCAUCUGUAAGGAUAAAAACAUUGGGACUUUCCUUUACAUUGGACUUUAUUUCUACUUGUGUGCGCAGCCUUUCUCCUAUUAUUUUCAUCCUUACCAUCGGACCACCUGACACCGCUUAUUCUCUGCUCCUUUAUGGCAUCAUCGCAUCCUUGCAUCCUCUGUAAAUAAAGUCACCCAAGCUCACAUAGAUCACAAGGUUCCCAUUUCACAGUCACCAGGAAAGGCCGUGUCUGUAUGCAGUUGCCGUUUCACUGCAAGUGAGUUCAUCUCCAAAUAAACUAACGGUAGGUGGUCACAUGCAGAGACUUACACCAUCUGUGUCCAUCAAGGGUAUUGCACUAUGAAAACGUUACACAAACCUUACCUUAAACUGAUACUCCAAUAAAAUUUAAUGACCAUUCUAUAUCAAGCGAUGACUCAAAACAUACACAUUUUUUUUUUUUUUAAUUCGACAGUUUUUAUUCAGACACGUAGUUGCAUUACAAUUGCGCGUGCAUUUUGAAUACCUUAGUCGCGAUUGCACAUAUGAUAAAAAAUUUCUGGUACAAUUAGAUUAGGUAUUUCAGUGCUGCUUAUUGACGUUAGGUACAUAAAUCAUGCAUACUACAUGUCUCAAACAUUUUGUGGGGGGAAUAGAAUCAAAAGGGGGGUAUAGAUAGAGAGUGAGAGGAAGAGAGGGGGUUGGGGAGUGUACCGGGGGGUUGUAGAGGGAUGACCCUGGAUUGUCCAGGCGAUUCGGCAAUAAUUCUUGCGUACUUGAGGACGGAUGACCAGCAAGCAUCUUCUGUCUCUUAGAUCUUGAUUGUUCGUGAACCAGGGCUGGGUCUCCUCAGUGCCACACCACAGAUAACAUCCUCGCCAACUGGAAGCUAUUGUGUUGUGGUGUUGUCAGUGUGGUUUUGGUACGUGUCCCAUAUGUGUUUUGCCUUAGCUGGCAUAGGUCUUGGGCCAAAUUGGUGUUUGUGCAUGGCCUCAUAUGUCAAAUUAAGUGCAAUUUGGGUCAUUAGAUGUGUAUGUGACGGUGUGUCUUUGGACUUCCAGUGUCUCACUAUUAGGAUAUGUACUGAUGCAAGUGUAUGGUAUAUUAGUGCCUGGUGAGCUUUGGGCAUCCUCUCAGGGAAUAUGUACAACAUGCAUUGUACAGGUUUUUUUUCCACCUGGUGGCCUAGCAUGUCCGACAUGAUACGGAGGGCUUGUGUCCAGAGAGCGGCCAGUGCGGGACAUGUCCACCAUAUGUGGAUCAUUAUGCCCACUUCUUUAUCGCAACGCCAACAUAUGUUUGUGGAGGUAGGCCAAAUUUUGUGUAUUUUUUCUGGCACUAAAUACCAAGGGUAUAGUAUUUUCUGUUGGAUUUCUAGGUGUUGGGCGCAUGAUGUCAUGCUUUUGUGAGCCGUGUAAGCUCUUUUCCACUAUUCUGGGCUUAACUCCGUGCCCAGAUCUGUGUGCCAUGCCUUUUGGUGGCGUUCCUGUGUCAGUGGUUGAUUGUGUAGGAUCAAGUGGUAGCACGUGGAGAGAGAUUAGACGUUGGGCUUAUUUGAUAGGCAAAUAGUUUCGAACUUAGAUGUUGGUGCUUGUGACCCUGUCUCAGGGUUUGUGGGUGGGUUGUUUGUUAGUAGGGAUUUGACUUGGAGGUAGGGGAAUAGUAAUUUUGCGGGUAGGUCAAAUUGUUCCUGUAGACUAGUAAAGGAUUUGAGGUGUUCCCCUUUGUAUAGGUGGAGUACGUGGGUGACGCCUUUGUCCGUCCACGGUUUAUGGUUAAAGGUGGGAAUCAUCAGGCUCAUGGAUUGCAGUGGCACUGCCAUCGGUAUCUUUGGGUGGGUAACUAAAGUUUUCCUCACCCCGUCCCAUGUGUCUAACAGCAACCGAGUAGUGGGGAGGCCUUGGAAUGGUUUUGGUCUCCGAGUACUGUCCUUCCAGAAGAUAGGGCGGAUGUGGUCUAUGUUGAGCCAAAAGGCUUCUAUUCCUGCCCAUUGUGGGGUGUAAUGGGAGUCGUGAGCUGCUAACAUAGUGCUUAUAUUGCUGCCUUGUGGUAAUGAUACAGGUUUGGGAUACCUAGACCUCCGUCUGCUACCUGCCUUGGUAGGAUCUUAGCGGCUACCCAGCUUUUUUUGUGUUGCCAUGUAAAUUUCAUGAGUAGUGAGGUGACCAACUUGAGGUAGGUGUUUGGUAUAGGUAUUUGUAGUGUCCAGAAGAGGUAUAAUAGUUUUGGGAGCAACGACAUUUUGAAUGCUGCUAUACGCCCCAACCAUGAGAGGAAUUUCCCCUCCCAUGAUUUCAGGGUGUUGUCGAAGUCUUUUAGGAGUUUUACAUAGUUUGCGUGGAAGAGUUCCGCAGGCUUUUUUGUGAGUUUGAGUCCUAGGUAUGUUAGGUAGUCAGACCUCCAGUCUAAAGGGAAUGCCUCCUUCAAUCUGUUUCUCGCCUCCUUAGUCACUCCUAUCGUUAAUGCCUGUGUUUUGGAGACAUUUAAUUUAUAAUAAGAGUGAUGGCCAAAGAGGUCUAUUUGUUGCAUUAAGUUGGGCAUGGUUAUGAGCGGCUGAGUUAAGGUGAGUAAGAAUGUCAUCUGCAAAUAUGUUUAGUUUGAAUUCUUUGUCACCUAAGGGAAUACCAUGGAUGUUCGGGUCUGAUCUAAUUUUGGAUGCUAAUGGUUCUAGGGCCAGUACGUAGAGCAGAGGGGAGAGGGGGCAUCCCUGUCUGGAGCCGUUAGAGAUGUUUAUGGUCCGUGAUGGGAAUCCUGCGUAUAGGACUUGUGCAGAGGGUUUGUUAUAAAGGGCGUCUACUGCUGCCACGAAUUGCGUGGGGAAGCCGAAUCUGUGGAGUACUCUGUUUAAAAAGGUCAAGUUGAGUCUAUCAAAGGCCUUCUCCGCGUCAAGGGACACGAAGAGACCCUCCAUUCCUAGUUUUCUAGAGCUACGCAUGAGAUUUAGUACUUUGCAGGUAUUAUCUGAGCCCUGUCUACCCCUCACAAAUCCUACUUGGUCGUCAUGUAUGAGGUCCGGUAGGAUAGUUUUUAGUCUAUUGGCUUGUAGUUUUGCGAAGAGCUUGGCAUCCGUAUUGAGUAGGGAGAUCGGUCGGAAAUUUGGGCAUGUGGUAGGGGACUUCCCUGGUUUGGGGAGGGUGCUAAUAUGAGAUCGUAAGAGUUCUGUGGGUAGCGAGUGGUUGUCUAUAGCGCUGUUAAAGAGAGUAGUUAGUGCGGGGGCUAAGACGUCUGCGUAUUUAUGGUAGUACGUGUUUGCGAAUCCGUCAGGGCCCGGUGCCUUACCCGCUGGGAGGGUUUUUAUUGUAUCCUUUACUUUUUGUUGGGUGAUAGGGGCUGAGAGGGCUUCUCUGUGUUGUUGUGAGAGGGUUGGCAAUUGGGCAUCUUGUAAGUAUUCAUCUAUUUGUCUGGGUGGUGUUAGGGGUGUUAGUGGGUCGUUUUUAAGGUUGUAUAAGGUUUCGUAGUACGUGGCAAAUUCGUCGCUGAUAUCUUUUGGGGCAACCAGCCUGUUUCCAUUUGGAGCCUGUAUGUGUGCUAUUUUAGAUGCGGCCUGUCUUUCUCGAAGUCUUUGGGCUAGUAUUUUGCCCGCUCUGUUUCCCUGGGAAUAGUGAGUAGCUUUUAAUUUCCGUAAUGGGUAGCCCACUCUUGUAAGUGCUAAAGCCUGUAUUUUAUCAUGUGUUUCUGAGAUUCUGCUUUUUAGCCCUGGGAAUGGGUUUGUUUGGUUUAAUUUGUUGAGAUCGUGCAGUUGUUUGUACCAGGUGACCCUUUGCGUAUGGGACGUCCGUUUAAGGUAGUGGGCUCUUUUUAUCAGUUCCCCGCGUAUGACGGGAUUGUGGGCUAGCAAGGUAGUCUCCGCAGAGAUCCCUGGUGUGGUGUUUUCUUUAAAAUAGUUUUUAAGUGUGUUUUCUAUGUGUUCGGUGAACGUUUUGUCGUGUAGAAGUGUUUCAUUCAGCCGCCAGGAGCUUCUGUUGUGGCUCUCAAAUUUGUCCUUUAGUUCCAUAGUGAUAGGUGCGUGGUCUGACCACGUGAUAGUUUCUAUUGAGCAUUUGAGUACCUGCGUUAGGUGUUUCCCUUUAGUGAGGAACCUGUCAAUUCGCGUGUAGGAGUUGUGAACCGAGGAGAAGAACGUGAAAUCUCUCUCCUCGGGGCGUCAUAGAGGUUGUGUUCGUCUAGCAGUCUCUGGUAUUUUGUGCAUUGUCUCCUGGCUGGGUUGUUUCCCUGUGUUUUAGAACCUUUGGAUGAGUCUAAACUGGGGUCUAGAGUGUGGUUAAAAUCUCCACAGAUUAUCAGCAUUCCCUUCUGAAUAGGCGCUAUUUUAGAUAAUGUUCUACGUAAUAAGUUGCGUUGUUCUGAGUUAGGUGCGUAUACAUUUACUAUGGUGUAGGUAAUAUCGUUGAUGGUACAUAUCAGUAUGAUAUAUCGGCCUUCUUCGUCUAUGACUAGGUCAUGUUCUCUGAAUGCUACUCGGUUGUUGACUAACACAGAGACCCCUUUCGUUUUGGAUUUUGCUGUGGCGUGUUGUUGGUAUGGAUAUGCGAGGGGUUUAAGGAUGUAUGGUUUGGUGAAGUGCGUCUCCUGGAGACAUACUAUGUCUGGUUGGGAUUUUUGAAGGUCUUGUAGUAGAAGGUGGCGUUUAACAGGGGUGUUCAGUCCCCGUACGUUGUGACUAUAUAUUUUCAUAAAGGGAAGGUCUAUAAGGAUUGCUACCUGUGCCGCUAUCAGCGUUAGGUUUGUGUUCCCCCUGAGUGCCCUCGUAUGUCUCGGAGUUUGAGUCUAGUGUGAUGUGUGUCCAGUUGAGUCUAUCAAAGGCCUUCUCCGCGUCAAGGGACACGAAGAGACCCUCCAUUCCUAGUUUUCUAGAGCUACGCAUGAGAUUUAGUACUUUGCAGGUAUUAUCUGAGCCCUGUCUACCCCUCACAAAUCCUACUUGGUCGUCAUGUAUGAGGUCCGGUAGGAUAGUUUUUAGUCUAUUGGCUUGUAGUUUUGCGAAGAGCUUGGCAUCCGUAUUGAGUAGGGAGAUCGGUCGGAAAUUUGGGCAUGUGGUAGGGGACUUCCCUGGUUUGGGGAGGGUGCUAAUAUGAGAUCGUAAGAGUUCUGUGGGUAGCGAGUGGUUGUCUAUAGCGCUGUUAAAGAGAGUAGUUAGUGCGGGGGCUAAGACGUCUGCGUAUUUAUGGUAGUACGUGUUUGCGAAUCCGUCAGGGCCCGGUGCCUUACCCGCUGGGAGGGUUUUUAUUGUAUCCUUUACUUUUUGUUGGGUGAUAGGGGCUGAGAGGGCUUCUCUGUGUUGUUGUGAGAGGGUUGGCAAUUGGGCAUCUUGUAAGUAUUCAUCUAUUUGUCUGGGUGGUGUUAGGGGUGUUAGUGGGUCGUUUUUAAGGUUGUAUAAGGUUUCGUAGUACGUGGCAAAUUCGUCGCUGAUAUCUUUUGGGGCAACCAGCCUGUUUCCAUUUGGAGCCUGUAUGUGUGCUAUUUUAGAUGCGGCCUGUCUUUCUCGAAGUCUUUGGGCUAGUAUUUUGCCCGCUCUGUUUCCCUGGGAAUAGUGAGUAGCUUUUAAUUUCCGUAAUGGGUAGCCCACUCUUGUAAGUGCUAAAGCCUGUAUUUUAUCAUGUGUUUCUGAGAUUCUGCUUUUUAGCCCUGGGAAUGGGUUUGUUUGGUUUAAUUUGUUGAGAUCGUGCAGUUGUUUGUACCAGGUGACCCUUUGCGUAUGGGACGUCCGUUUAAGGUAGUGGGCUCUUUUUAUCAGUUCCCCGCGUAUGACGGGAUUGUGGGCUAGCAAGGUAGUCUCCGCAGAGAUCCCUGGUGUGGUGUUUUCUUUAAAAUAGUUUUUAAGUGUGUUUUCUAUGUGUUCGGUGAACGUUUUGUCGUGUAGAAGUGUUUCAUUCAGCCGCCAGGAGCUUCUGUUGUGGCUCUCAAAUUUGUCCUUUAGUUCCAUAGUGAUAGGUGCGUGGUCUGACCACGUGAUAGUUUCUAUUGAGCAUUUGAGUACCUGCGUUAGGUGUUUCCCUUUAGUGAGGAACCUGUCAAUUCGCGUGUAGGAGUUGUGAACCGAGGAGAAGAACGUGAAAUCUCUCUCCUCGGGGCGUCAUAGAGGUUGUGUUCGUCUAGCAGUCUCUGGUAUUUUGUGCAUUGUCUCCUGGCUGGGUUGUUUCCCUGUGUUUUAGAACCUUUGGAUGAGUCUAAACUGGGGUCUAGAGUGUGGUUAAAAUCUCCACAGAUUAUCAGCAUUCCCUUCUGAAUAGGCGCUAUUUUAGAUAAUGUUCUACGUAAUAAGUUGCGUUGUUCUGAGUUAGGUGCGUAUACAUUUACUAUGGUGUAGGUAAUAUCGUUGAUGGUACAUAUCAGUAUGAUAUAUCGGCCUUCUUCGUCUAUGACUAGGUCAUGUUCUCUGAAUGCUACUCGGUUGUUGACUAACACAGAGACCCCUUUCGUUUUGGAUUUUGCUGUGGCGUGUUGUUGGUAUGGAUAUGCGAGGGGUUUAAGGAUGUAUGGUUUGGUGAAGUGCGUCUCCUGGAGACAUACUAUGUCUGGUUGGGAUUUUUGAAGGUCUUGUAGUAGAAGGUGGCGUUUAACAGGGGUGUUCAGUCCCCGUACGUUGUGACUAUAUAUUUUCAUAAAGGGAAGGUCUAUAAGGAUUGCUACCUGUGCCGCUAUCAGCGUUAGGUUUGUGUUCCCCCUGAGUGCCCUCGUAUGUCUCGGAGUUUGAGUCUAGUGUGAUGUGUGUAAAUAAUGGUGCAGUGGAGUAUAUACUUGCUGUAUUGUUGAGUAGCUGCCGUGACGGUUCCGCGUGGCAUGUAUCCGUGGCUGGUCGAGUUGUUCCUCGAGACUUCUGUGCCAGCGCCUGAUCUUGAAGUUUACACAGGGUCAUCUCCUCGGAGGGUCUAGGUUGGUCUGGGUAGGGGAGGGAGGGUAGGAAGUUAAUACAGGAAAAAAGAAGAAGAAACAGUGCGGUUAGGACCGCAGAGCCCAAAUUGGGCUGGGUACCCUGAGUGGGCACCAUGGAGGUAGGCAACAUCAAAAACAUAAACAAAUAUUCGUAGACGAUUAGCCCUAAAACAUGUCUAAACAGUUCUGUAUAUGAUAUAUAUAUAUAUUGUUUUUUUUGUUGUUGUUUUUUUCAUAAAUUUUGUCCCACAAGCUUGUGUCCCGGCCACAUAAUGAUGUUGGAUUUGAGAGACCAUUCAAUCUGUGUAUCCCUAAUCCUCCCUUGGCUAACUGGGGGAUGGGUGGCCUCCUGUGACACUGUCCUUAUUACAGUUCGACUGGCAUGAAAGGGAGCGUCUGGUGGGUGUCGUGCCUGUGAGCAACUGUCCAUUUGCUGUGCUUGUCUAAGUGUAACUAUAUGUGAUUUUUUUUUUUUUUAUCUGUGGGUGCAAUUAUGAGUGUGAGUUGUGUAGGAGAUGUGUUGUAGGGUGUGGGGGGUUGUGUAAUUAUACCAGAUAGGUAAGUCUUCAAUCAGGAGGCAUCGCCAUUCAGUCCUGAAUCUGUAACACCCGUAUCUGUACAUAGGCUGGUGGAACUUGGGUUAUUUUUCGCCUUCUUCCAGUCUUGUCUUAGUCGCUCCGGCGAAGUUGUACGUCCAUGUUGUUUGCGGACCGGUAGGUCCCAUUGCUUCAGGAUCUUCAAUCCUUCCUCUGGUGUUGUCACAUGGGUGAAGGUACCAUUGCGAUGGAUAAUCAGGCGCACCGGGUGCCCCCAUCUAUAUGGGAUCUUGUGUUCCCGCAGAGUUUCUGUUGUCUCCUUGAACUCUCUUCGCCGUAGUAAGGUAGCCGCUGAUAAGUCAGCAUAUAUCUGUAGCUGGCCAUAUUUUGCUGGAAGGUUUGUAUGGUUCCUGGCAGCUUUAAGUAUGGCCUCUUUGACAUGGUAAUAGUGUAGGUGGGUCAGCGUGUCUCUUGCUGCUUCUGCGGGUAGAAACUUUGGUUUGGCUACUCGGUGAGCCCGGUCCAGCAGGAUCAUUUCCGUCGGCAUGUCUUGUAUGAGACAUUUGAAGAACCCCACCAGGAAUUCGGGUAUGUCAGCUUGCAUUACCAAUUCCGGUAUUCCCCGUAUUCUCAGUUUGCCUCCGUGACGUGUCUUCCAGAUCAGAGAGCUUGAGCUGGGCUGAGGUAAGUUGCUUUUCCAGGGCUUGAACGUGGUCUGCUAGGUCAUUGUGGGCUUCUUCAUAUUCGCCCAUACAGUUCUCCACGUGUGCUGUUCUUUCGCCCAACUCUUGGAUGUCAUUGCCAAGUGCAGUGACUGAUGCUUAGAUCUUGUUGAGCAGUUUGUCGGACAUUUCGUCCAGGCAUGCUCUCAGGAUCUCUUGUGUGAUGGGAAGAUUUCCAGGGUCUGGUGAGUACUGGAGAGGGAGGGUGUCGUCUCCGCCACCAUCUUGGUCCGCUUCAUGCUGGCCCUGGGCUCUGUUUGGUGCGGAUUGCGCUGUGAAGAAGCCUGUGCCAUGCUUGUGGGGCGGGUGAUGGCGGGUUUUAUCUUGAGGGUUGCUCUGUUUAGUCGCUUCGUGGGCUAAUCUUGGAGCGGAGCGCUAGUGCCGUGCGGCCAUCCGCUUCAGCGUGCAGGCCACACCCCUAAAACAUAGUUACAUAGUUACAUAGUUACAUAGCUGAAAAGAGACUUGCGUCCAUCAAGUUCAGCCUACCUCACAUUUGUUUUUUGCUGUUGAUCACAUUUUAAGAACUGAUCUUAAUUUCUAUACGUAUUAAAAUCCUGUUGUUGGUUGAUCUGGAACCCAAAUGUACGGAUGUGUACAUCCUUGUUUACAACAUGAUUAGAAAUGUCCUUGAGUGAGACAUAGUGCUUGGGACUAAGUAAAAGCAUGUUGGAAAACACAACUGUGGACAAGAAAACACAAUGUGAGGUCUAGGACAGCAAUUAGAAAUCAUCACGGUAUUGGUAAGUGUCGAUGGCUACAGGAGGAGGUAGGACAUAGAGCAUAGUGAGUCCUGCGCCAUAGGUCAGGGCAGUUGUCAACCGUGCAUAUUCCAUACAACUGGCUCACGGAUGGUUUCUGGUGCUAACAGGGUUGUAAGGUAACUACCUCAAUCCAUUAGAGUGACAUCACAAAUUGCUAAAAAAAAAAAAAAAGAUAAUGUUAUCACACUUUCAUCUUGUAUCACAUGAGUAUUUUUAACAAGAUUACAAUCUGAACAUGUUUAAUUUUGUUUGCCUGUAACAGCACCAAAGUUAGAAAUUGUUAUCAACUUAAAACUGGACUUAAAGGACCACUAUAGUGCCAGGAAAACAUACUCGUUUUCCUGGCACUAUAGUGCCCUGAGGGUGCCCGCACCCUCAGGGUCCCCCUCCCGCCCGGUUUUGGAAAGGGGUUUAAACUUACCUUUUUCCAGCGCUGGGCGGGGAGCUCUCCUCCUCCGAUCCUCCUCUUCUCCUCCCCGUCAGCUGCACGCGCAUUCAGCCGGUCGCAUAGGAAAGCAUUUACAAUGCUUUCCUAUGGACGCUGGCGUGCUCUCACUGUGAUUUUCACAGUGAGAAUCACGCAAGCGCCUUUAGCGGCUGUCAAUGAGACAGCCACUAGAGGCUUUGGAGGAAGGCUUAACCCAUUAAUAAACAUAGCAGUUUCUCUGAAACUGCUAUGUUUAUUAAAAAAUGGGUUAACCCUAGCUGGACCUGGCACCCAGACCACUUCAUUAAGCUGAAGUGGUCUGGGUGCCUAGAGUGGUCCUUUAACUUAGUCGUUACCGUUAAUCACAAUAUCAAGAGAUCAAUAUCCUGAGAUCUCCUUAAAGUUAGCAGCAAAAUGAGUCUGUACCUCAUGUUAAUAACACAUGGUGAUGUUAACGGUUGGCAAGUGUCUCAGCUUGUUGUGUUCAAAACUGACAUUGAUAAUGUAAUAAAGUGUUUUUGUAUAUAUAUAUACAUAUACUUGUGAUUGUUUUAAGGGUUACUCCAAACGUCAUAACCACUACAGAUCGCUGUGGUUAUGAUGUCAAGAGUACCCUGGUUCGGUUCCCAGACAAUGGAGCAAACUGUUUAGAAAUCGUUUGCUGGCUUACCUGGGUCCCCACCGGGUUCCAAGGUUCCUUGAAUUGCCAGGUGUUGUGCGUCUGACUUCUGCAGAGCUGCAGAAGCCGAUCCACUUGCCAUUUAUUGUCUGAGAGUGUCAGCUCUCAACCAAUCAAUGGCGAACUGUGCAAAAAAAAAUAAAAAAAAAAUUGCCCUGGAGGGGGCGUGGCUAGCUGAGCAGCUAACAAGACGUGCAAGUGUGGAGCUCCGGCUAAACACAACGUUUAAUAAGACGAACUGCCACAAAAUCCUAACAAACAGAACAGAUAUCCAGUCUAAUAGUGUUCUAGAGGCCCCCCAACCUCGAGAUGGGGUGAAAAAACAAGAAACAAACCUGCCUGGAGGGCUCAAACACGCCGGACAUCAGGCGGUCCUUCAAUAGGCCGCAAAGACUAACACAGACCAAGAUGGCGCAGGAAAGCGACCAAAGCUCUAGUGAAUCGGAGGCAUCGGCCCACGAACGGGGCCCCCCGACCACACAGAAAGCCAAUGCAGGUUAUCGGACAGGAGACUCCGACUCCGACGACUCGCCCUCUACCAAGGGGGAUAUCAAAAAGCUGUUACUCGACCUACGGAAGGUAUGGAAGUCGGAUCUGGAUGAGAUACGGUCUGACAUAACCGGAGUCACAGCACGACUGGGUGCAGUGGAGAAUAGGGAAGGGGAUAGAGACAUUCUCAUUGCCGAGACCCAAACCCAAAUGACCUCCCUGACCCAACAAAUCCUAAGACUUACCCACACAGUGACCGCGAUAGAGGCCAGACAUCGCAAGAGAAAUGUCCGCAUUCGCGGAGCACCUGAAACUAUAGGCCCAGAAGCCUUACUGGAGUUUACUAAUAAACUAGCGACCAUGAUGGGAGCAAAGAAAAAUGGUGAAAUGCGGCCCAUCACAGCGGCAUUCAGGAUUCGGAAGGCUGCGGCCGCCCCUGCGGACGCACCCAGGGACAUUAUUGCAAUCACACGAGACAUUACGGUAAAAGCGGCGAUUAAGGCUGCCUCCAGAAAGACACCCACCGCCAUAGUGGAUAACCUCCACAUCAAGGUAUUCGACGACUUACCAUUUGCGACUCUGCUAGAGAGGAGAAGGUUCAUGCCAAUCACCCGACAGCUGAGAGAACAUGGCAUCAGAUACAGAUGGGGUGCAUCUGGCACGCUGGUGGUGCCCUACAAAGACAGAGUACUUUCAUUAUCAGCAGAGGAAGACCCUACAAACUUCCUACAGGAACUCCAACUCCCCCAGCCAGAACCCCCGGAACAGGGGAGAAGCAAGACCCCUAGCGCCGCAGGCGACAACGCUACCCGGGAGAAAGGCCCUGAGAGGUCAGAGACACAAAGAAGACCAGGCCUGCAGAACACCCCCAUAGAACUUCCACACUACAAGAGGACUGAUCACAGGCCUGCCUGCCUACCUGGCUGGUUGCACUAAACCCCUUACAGCCCCUCAGGCAUCUAGCAUUUAAUUUAAAGUUGUUUUACUUACUGUUGUUUUUAGCAUGUUUCCCCUAUGGUUGAACUCUUCCCUCUUAGUUUAAAAUCCUUUACUCAGAGACGCACCAACUGAUAUUAUAUAGAUGGCCCCAUGGUGCCUGGCACCUUGGGUUCAAAACGCCUUAACCACACAACCCCCAACAGAGACAUGAGUGACGAUGGGGAAAUACAGGCACUUAGAGAGAGGGGAUAGGGGACGGACACUAUACACACACGGGGGGUGGAAGGAGAGGGCAAACAUCAUGCCACCACAGUGCACCACACAGCAAGUCUGGUCACACGACACCUAAGCAGGGAAAAGUGCACCCCAGACGAAUAUAUAGCUGAAGUGGAACGUAACCCAAGGGAAGCAAAGAAAGACGUAUAACAUGGACAGACGCGAUAUACUUAUAGAUUAUCAGGCGCACACCAACAAUAAUCAUCUAUGUGACAAAUCUCUAACCAACCCCUAGCAACGACGAAAUACAAGAUACCAAACACUGCAAGUUUCUGGCAGCCAAAACAUGCCUAGGGGGAAGCCGGACAGGUCUCCUGCUCUCAGUCAGACAUAGGCCGACCCCCACACCGACCAUAUCACACUCGCACCCAAGACACUAUUAUCACUAAUUUCAUAUUUUCAUAAUUUCAUAUGUUUAACCUAUCACAUUAACGUCUGGACUUACCAUUUUUGAAAAAUGUUACAAACUUUCUGCCAAAGACAAAUGUUAAUGAUAACUAGCUACUUACUUACUACUAAUCGCUACCGAUAACAUAGUACGAUUUAUAUCGACCAGUUAACCUGUAAAAUUGUGCAACUUACGAAUAUGUCAUGCCAUUGUAUACCAUGAAUAGCCAGCAGUUGCUGUUGUGGCACUGUGGGCACGACUGUUGACCUCAUUGCACUAUCAAAAUAAAGAAUUAAAAAAAAUAAUAAUAAAUUGCACUGAAUUGGCAGUAGCCAGCCCAGAACUCUAGAUCCGGACUGGCUGUUUUCACCCCAUGAUUCUGCCAGAGGUGGAGGUACACUACCGGCAGCCAAGGGAUUAUACUUGGUAUGUGCGACGUUUCACAGCGAAAUGCUGCACAUUCAGACUCCAGGCACCAUGACCACUUCAAAUCACUGACGUGGUCAUGAUGCUUGGAGUAGCGCUUUAAGUCUGACUGUCAAUGGGACACCAACCCUUCAGGUUUUAGGGUCAACUGAAUUUGUUUGCGAUGGUGUUACUGGUAAAACCUAGGCUGAGACAGGAGGAAAUACUAAUAACAAAUUACAAAAUUGAACUGUAACUUGGCCACAUGCACUUCCUGUAACUACCUUGGCAUGUGGUUAGAUCCCAAUCUCUCAUUUGGAUUACAAAACUAUAUUCCAAAAUUGGUACAAAAAUAAAGCCUGCUGAGAUCUUCCCAUAACAAAAUAGAUAGUGCAGCAAAUGUUAACAGGGCACUGUAGGCACAUACAGUAUACACAUAAAACAAUGUUCAUUUUUAAAUUAAGAGAAAUUAAGUAAUUGAGAGGAGUUACUUUGUGAUUGAAGGACGUUUAAUACAGAUGUUUUGAGGCACAUAAGGCUGGUGGCAGAUUUAAUAGUGUCCUGCAGUUUAUUCCACGUAUCUCGCUCUCUGUAGGAGAAUCUUCUUUACUGACCUCUUUUUUUUUGAGAUGAGGAAUGAAAACUAUGAAACAAGAGUGGAAUAGAAGACAUGGGGGGUGGAUGCCACUGUAGUUAGCAUUGAAGGGAUACUGUAGGCAACAUAACCGCUUCAACAAUUGGUUAUAUUAUCUGGACUUCCCUGGCACUGCCCAUCUAUUCAUUUUUGAACAGAGUAAUACUGAAUAAGGGUCCAUGGACUCAUAUAGGCCCAUCCCAACUGGUACGACUAAUCAUAGACUAUGGCAGAGUAAUAUUCAAAACGUUGGUCAGCCAUGCAGAUUGUCUCUAUUGAGUCAAAAACCAUGGGAUAAUCUGCAUAAAAAAUAUAAAAUCUCCCACCAGCAUGAUGGCCCUAAAAACUUUAGCAUUCAUCUAACUUCAAGCACAAAGCAACUCAUCUCAAUGUUAAAUUAUAAAUGAAUGAUAUUGUGUGUGUGCCUAUUGCGUGUGUAAAAAUGUAUGUAUAAUUUCACUGAAUAUGUCUCCUAUUAUAAGUGUAACAAUGCAUUUCUAUGUGCUGUGCUCCCCAGGAUAUACAGGAAAAUUAGAGCAAUCUCAAUGGAUCCUUACUAGUAAAAUAUUUUAUAAAUAAAUCAUUGACAGAGAUAAUUAAAGAGAACCUAUGUUACACGAAAUGUAUGGCAGACAAGUUAUCUUCAAUAGCUAUUUAUCAAUAUUAAAUUUCUAGCUAGUAAAAAAUUAAACAAAGGUAUAGUUUAAAUAAUAUUCUAACCGGAAUAUAUAUUUUUACAGUGGAAGAUAGGUGUCAAGCGAAACCAGUGUGUGUUCAGAUACACAAUUACACUAUCAUGUAAACUUUUUUACAGCGGAACAAAAAUGAAAGAGUUAUUCUAUAAUUUACCAGCUGUACAAAUGCAACAUUUAUUUCUCUUAUCUAGCGUACUGGGAGUUGCAGUUUUUCCUACCAUCUUUCCAACGUAAUUGAUAUUGAGUGCAAAGAAUCAAUGUGCAGCCUUCUAAUUGACCUUCAACCCUUCAUUUACCCUGAAUCUCACUCCACAAACUGCCUAGACAAACACAGCCACUCAUGUCUCAUCAGAUGUCAAUGGAUCACUUGUGGAGGAGAGAGGCAGCUGAAUAGGUAACAGAUUGGCUUUGCUUCUACAUAAUGAUGUGGAACUGAAGAGUGGGUCUGAGAGAUCAUCGCAAAUACUCUUACAGCAGAGGCACCACUCUUUGCUUGACUGAUGGGAGCUCCGUAGCGAAGAGGAGACCAACUUCAUGCAACAGGAAGCAGUGUCCCCAUCACGAACACUGAUGGAUGUGGACGUGCCUGUGGCACACCUCCCAUUAAAAAGCCUGGCAGAUGAUAAACACUGGCACAAUGAUUUGGAGAAUCUGAUAAAUCAAUAUCCAUUGCUUCGCUAUACAGGAGAUCCAUCGAAAAAGGAGACUUAUAGCUGUGAUUACAGAGACACAAUUCAAAGGAUCCAGGAUCGGUUCUAGCUGGUAGUGAGCUUGUUAACCCCUUAAUGACACAUGACAUGUGUGACAUGUCAUGAUUCCCUUUUAUUCCAGAAGUUUGGUCCUUUAGGGGUUAAAGGAACACUAUAAGCACCAAAACAACUUUAGCUUAAUGGAAUGGGUUUGGUGUAUAGAUCAUGUCCCUGCAGUCUUACAGUUUAAUUCUCUGCCAUUUAGGAGUGAAUUCACGUUAUUAAUGCUGUCCUACUCACAGCUCUCCUGUGUGGCCUACACAUUUCCUGUAAAGAGAGAGCUAAUCUUUAAACUUCCAUUAAUGCACAAUAUGUUUAAUUUAGAAUUUCUUAACUCUUGUUCUGUUACUAGCGUGCUAGAGCCUACAGGAGCAUCCUGUGUGUGAUUUAAGUUCAAUUAACAAUGCAGGAGAUAACAACUUCUAAAAUAAACACAGUGUGCUAAACACAGAUAUAACUGAAAAUAAAAUAACUUUUUUAACACAGGCUGUGUGAUUCACAGCCAGACAGGUGUGGCUAUGGCUACAUAAACAGAAACAAAAUCUAGAAAAUAUAUAUUUAUAUACACUGCUCAAAAUAAUAAAGGGAACACAAAAAUAACACAUCCUAGAUCUGUAUGAAUUAAAUAUUCUUCUGAAAUACUUUGUUCUUUACAUAGUUAAAUGUGCUGACAACAAAAUCACACACAAAAAAAAAUAAUGGAAAUGGAGGUCUGUAUUUGGAGUCACACUCAAAAUUAAAGUGGAAAAACACACUACAGACUGAUCCAACUUUGAUGUAAUGUCCUUAAAACAAGUCAAAAUGAGGCUCAGUAGCGUGUGUGGCCUCCACGUGCAUGUAUGUUCCUGAUGAGGUGGUAGAUGGUCUCCUCAGGGAUCUCCUCCCAGACCUGGACUAAAGCAUUUUCCAACUCCUAGACAGUCUGUGGUGCAACGUGACGGUGGAUGGAGCGAGAUAUAAUGUCUCAGAUGUGCUCAGUUGGAUUCAGGUCUGGGGAACGGGCGGGCCAGUCCAUAGCAUCAAUGCCUUCGUCUUGCAGGAACUGCUGACACACUCCAACCACAUGAGGUCUAGCAUUGUCUUGCAUUAGGAGGAACCCAGGGCCAACCGCACCAGCAUAUGGUCUCACAAGGGGUCUGAGGAUGUCAUCUCGGUACCUAAUGGCAGUCAGGCUACCUCUGGCGAGCACAUGGAGGGCUGUGCGGCCAACCCAAAGAAAUGCCACCCCACACCAUUACUGACCCACUGCCAAACCGGUCAUGCUGGAGGGAGCAGAACGUUCUCCACGGCGUCUCAAGACUCCGUCACGUCUGUUACAUGUGCUCAGUGUGAAUCUGCUUUCAUCUGUGAAGAGCACAGGGCGUUAGUGGCGAAUUUGCCAAUCUUGGUGUUCUAUGGCAAAUGCCAAACUUCCUGCACGGUGUUGGGCUGCAAGCACAACCCCCACCUGUGGACGUCGGGCCCUCAUACCACCCUCAUGAAGUCUGCUUCUGACCGUUUGAGCAGACACAUGCACAUUUGUGGCCUGCUGGAGGUCAUUUUGCAGGGCUCUGGCAGUGCUCUUCCUGUUCCUCCUUGCACAAAGGUGGAGGUAGCGGUCCUGCUGCUGGGUUGCUGCCCUCCUACGGCCUCCUCCAAGUCUCCUGAUGUACUGGCUUGUCUCCUGGUAGCGCCUCCAUGCUCUGGACACUACGCUAACAGACAGAGCAAACAUUCUUUCCACAGCUCGCAUUGAUGUGCCAUCCCAGAUGAGCUUCACUACAUAUGCCACUUGUGUGGGUUGUAGACUCCGUCUCAUGCUACCACUAGAGUGAAAGCACCGCCAGCAUUCAAAAGUGACCAAAACAUCAGCCAGGAAGCAUAGGAACUGAGAAGUGGUCUGUGGUCACCACCUGCAGAACCACUCCUUUAUUGGGGUGUCUUGCUAAUUGCCUAUAAUUUCCACCUGUUGUCUAUCCCAUUUGCACAACAGCAUGUGAAAUUGAUUGUCACUCAGUGUUGCUUCCUAAGUGGACAGUUUGAUUUCACAGAAGUGUGAUGGACUUGGAGUUACAUUGUGUUGUUUAAGUGUUCCCUUUAUUUUUUUGAGCAGUGUAUUAUACUAUAACAAUGUGAGCCUAUAUGCAUUGCCAAGAUACAGGAAAAUAAAACACAUUAGGCUAUUAGAGCUCAUGAACCCUUUCAGUUUAAUGUAUUCAGCAGGGCUGUAUUAAAUGCAGAUAUAUAUUUUAAGGUGUGCACAUUUAUAAACCUACCCUCACAAGAGUUUCUGCCUAGCUUAGCUUACCUUAACCCAUUCCUCAUAAAAUUAUAUGCUUAUCUCUCAAUAUUUCAGAAAUUUUAACACAGGUCCAGGAAAACUAUGUAUUUUUAGGAAUAAGAUAAUUCCAAAUUAUGGGAUGACAUAACUGAUCUGGAAGCAUAGUUGACUUGGAGGAGUAUUGCAAUUCAGCUGUUUUGACCUAAAAUACACCUUUUCCCUAGUGAAUGCCUGACAGUACAUGAUUUAGUAAAUGAUCUUCAAAGUGUGACACAAACAGAUAAAUAAAAAUGGACUAAUAUCCUUCUUCUAUAGCCAUUUCAUCUCAUUGAAUUGGUUAUAUAGUUCUUGGAGUCCUCUUGCGCUGUCCCUCUGUUCAUAGUUAAACCAUUUUCUAGAAGUUAAACAUUGAAUGAUGGUCCUUGGUCGCUUACAGCUGAGCCCCCACUGGAGGUAUGGCUAAGGUUCCCCAGACCCAUACCAAUUUAUACCAGCAAUGGGUGCCUGUGAUUGGCUGAGAACGGUCGUCUGACACUCACAAUCAAUCACUGUCGCCCAUUGCUGCUCAGGCCAACGCUUCCUCAUUAGAUUGAGUAGCACAGAGAUGCCGGGUUACUAGUAAUUUUCAUUUGGCGUUAAACUAUUAAAAAAUGGCUUAAACCUGAAUGGAGGCACAGUGGCAGUUGACUGCAGACACUAGACCAGUGAAGUGAUUACAGUGCCUAUAGCAGGGAUAGGCAACCUUUGGCACCCCAGAUGUUGUGGACUACAUCCCCCAUAAUGCUCUUACACACAUAAUGCUGGCAAAGCAUCAUGGGAGGUGUAGUCCAAAACAUCUGCAGUGCUGAAGGUUGCCUAUGCCUGGCCUAUAGCAUCCCUCUAAAGUAACACUGGCAGCCCCUUCUUCUGUCCAUUUCUCCCCACCACCCCCUAUCUCUAUGCAAAUCUAAAAAUGGAAGUGCUGCAUUAACUGGCAACUAUUGACUCUAUCCUUUUCAUACAGACUCAGACAGUUUUUAUGUGACCCAAACUGUAAGCUCUAGUAUUUGAAAGUUUAGAGGAACGCCAAAGUGAUAUCAAUGAGGUGGUCUGGGUGCAAUGGUCUUUUAGUUAUAACCCUGCAAUGUAAAGCAUUGCUGUUUAGUAGAUACACCUCUAAUGGCUUUCUACUAGACAGGGUCAAACAGAAAACAGACAGAAGAAUGCGCCCAAAACACUGCAUUGAGAUGUAGUGUUUUUUGUGCUUGGGGUGUCCGUUUAACUAAACACAUAAAUGCAGUUAAUUCAAAGAAAUUUUAAUUUUUAAUGUGCCUCUGUCACAUAUAAUCUUAUGAAAUACGAAUGUUGACCGUGUUAGAAUUUCAUUGAAAUCCCAAUGCAAUCCAAAGAUGCCAAUAGAAAAAGUAAGGACUACUUUGUAUCAUGGACAAUCAAGUGGUUGACAAAAAGUUUUGGGGUGAACUUUUGUCCAAGCAUCCUCUCUUAUAUCGAGAUGUGAUUUAUGGAGGCAACCACGGUCUUGCAGGAUUCUUCAUAGACCUCAGUGUUGAACUCUUAAGCUGCAUGAGAGUACAGCACUGGAUCAGUUCCUAGCAGAUGAAGCAACCAGGAGCUGAAAAGGGUCCACCAGGAAAAUGGUUGUGGCCGCAAGAGACAGCUUCAGGGAAUAAAACCUACUUUUAACUGCACCCCACAUCCACCAGACCCUAACUGGAGAUUCCACCUUCAGAGGUCUUUCCAAAAUAAUACAGAUCCGCUUUACAUUUAGGCUAAAAUACAGUAACUUAAAUGGGGAACCCUUAAAUCUCCAAUUUUAGCAAAUCGCAUACUUUAGCUUAACAAGUUUAACGCCCGCAGGUUUUUCUGGACACACACGACGUCUUUGCGCUGAGAGACAGCGCAUGAAAAGUGCUCCCCUGCCGCAUAAUGCCUUCAUACACGAUUGCUUACAUCAGCAAGCUACGCAGUUCCUUCUGGGUUCCUCCAUGACGUACGAACUUGUUUAAAUUCCCACAGCACAUGAAUGCCGCGUACCGAGUUGCAGAACUUUUCAUGCACUGCUCACCGGCACGAUACGUACGUGUCUGGGAAUAAAAAGGGGUGGAUCUGACAAAACGUAUCGCCGUCAGCGCUGCAUCUGCCAGUCUAGCCAUGAAUACCCUCUAGCCCCCCCUCCCCUCCAGCUACAGAGGCACAGCAUUACCAGAUCUAAUACCAGCCCUGUGUCCCUUGUGACCUGCAGUCAGCUGGUAAUAACCCUCCCCCCCACCACCUCCCUCCCUCCCCUACUCAUUACUAGACCAUGACUGCUGCUUUUGCAAAUCAUGCAGCCAUGAGCAUGGCACACACAGUCUUCCCUCACUGCCCCCCUCCUUGCAAAAACCAGCCUCAGCCCUCCCUGUGCUCCAUAAAGCAUAGAGGUUCACCUGAGGGUAACACCAUGCAGUAUUACACCCCCCCAGAUCCCCCUCCUCCUUCCUCUAUAGCUAGCAAGCUACUAAAAAUAACCCCCCUGUGCAAAUCACUUAGAGGCUUCAUUGUCCCCCUGUUGUGUGCAGGCGGCGCCGCGGGGCACGCCGGGAAUUGCAGUUCCUGCCGCCGCCUCACCUGCCUGGCGUCUUAUGGGCGGCGGACUACAAGUCCCGCGAGCCCUCGCGGGUUGGGGAGGGGGAGGACGCCUCUAUCCUCCUCUCUGCCCGGGGAGUGUUUGCCAUUUAAAUAAACAGCGAGGAAAAUGGCGGAGUGUUCAGUGUGUGGGGAAUAAAGAAGCUUUAACAGAGAGAGACACAGAGAGGAGGCAGCUGGGGUGAGUACUGCUGUGUGUGGCCUCCCAGGGGCUCUCCUUCAUACUGCCUGUGAUAUUGGGCAGCAGUUCCCCAUGGUCCUUUAACAGACCCUCUAAGGGUCACACCAGCUGGAAUCUAAACUUUAUGGCAUUUUAAUAUAUUUUUUAUUUUAUUUAUUUUUUUGGGGGGGUGGAAGCUGUCACCCAUAUCUGCUUUAACAAUCUGCCCUGCAACUUCCAGCUCAUUGCUUAUAAUCUGCAAUCACAUGAUACUGUAUACAGGAAGGGUAGACUGGAGCCCUGUAAAAUAUCUAUUUAUUUUUAUAUUUUAUUUUUUGUUAUUUUUUUUUUUUACUGAAAUAUUAAAUAUUUUGGAACAUUUCUUGAAGUUGGUUGGCAAUGGGCAACUUGUAUCUAGCUCCUUCAUGUAUGAUUGUCACUGUUUUUAUAGACACAAAGUUUCUUCAAAUAAUUCUUUUUUUUUAUUUUUUUUUAUUCUCCCAUUUUUAUUUAUUUUUAAUUUAACUAAAAAAAGGGAAAAUAAAUCAAAAUAUUUGUAUACUUCUCAUUUUUGUUGUGGACUUGAUUAAAAAAAAAAAUAUAUAUAUUUAUAGUUUUCAUUUUACCACAUUGAUGGUGUGGGUGAGCUGAUUUUUAUUUUUUAUUUUUAAUCAAACUAUGGUCUGCUGGGUUUUGUAUUUUUUAACUUAUGUAAACUCCCUUUCAUGUUGUAUUUAACACAGCUGACAUUUCGCUAUAUGUUAAGUGUAUAUCAUGUUGAGUGACCUGACUCAUAAUAAUUCACCUUCCUCUUGCUGUAUUAAAUGUAUUUAUAGUGUCUGGUUAACCUAUUGAUAAUUUGACAAGUACCCUUUUUAUUUAUUUUACAUUGUUUACUAUUACAAUUUGAUCUAUCUUUUUAUUUAUUUAUUUUCUCUUGAUUAUUCUGGGUUAAAUCAGGUGUUCCAUAGGCAGUCUGUUAGUGUAAAUGAUACAAUCUAAUUAACCAUAUCUCUCUGCUAGAGUGGUUACUAUGUGACACCCCUGUAGUCUGUGGAUAACCUAUCUUGUGUGCUGGGAUAAUUGUUCGCAUUAACCCCAUCUCUGCUGUAAUCAGACACUGCCUCUCCACAUCAGACAAAUACACUUGGCACAAACAAUAGGAGAUAGACUCUGUCAUUAUCCACAGUGUAUAAUAAGAUGAGCGCUAUGUACAAUACAAGUCUGGUUUAACAUUCUACUCUGCUGUAUUAAGGAGCAAUCGGAUAAAUUGAUCUAUAUUUCAGGGACCCAUUCGUUGCCGAAUGGUUCUGGGAGGCAUUGUUUAGAAACUAGUAGGGGGUUUUAAUGGGGAGGGGAGCAUUUUUUUUUUUUUUCUUUUCUUUUUACUGCAGUGGCUUGACAUUGGUGGUAGAUCCUAAACCAACAGCAGUUGAUGAUUUGCCUUGCUUUGUCAAUUAGCAGGGUGUUGGGAGUGGUAACCCUUACGUUGCCGAUGGGUGCGUUGCAUACACCUCCCUGCUUCCACUGGCUUUUAAAAUCGUGAAAUGUCAUACGCUGUUAAGUGGCUCUUAUGUAGAAAGGUCUGAUUUUAUUUAUUUAUAUAUAUUUUUUUUAAGGUUAAAAAUAUGAAUAAAGUGUUAAAGUGCUUCCAACGUAAACACAUUUCCUCAAGAUUCUGCUACAACUCCCACUUUAACUUUUUUCUUUUAAUUCAAAAGACUGUACAAUUUAUUUUAUUUUUACGUAUUUUCACUUUUAAAUAUUUUUUUUUUUCCCUCGUCCUCUCAUGUCUUGCUAUUCCCAAGUUGCAUGUUUACCAGAAUUUUGUAUUCUUUUCUCCCCGUGCAAUCCUUAAGCGAAAUGCAAAGAAGCAUCUGUCUUCCUUAAUGCUUGCCUUUUAUUUCUCCUCCUCAUGAAGAUCUUGGGUCUUGUGCAAGGCAAGAGCACUCUUUGAUUCACAAGAGAGCUUUGCUAAUAAGGGAUCUAAGCACGGGUUUUAUUUGGCUUUCUCAUUAAAUGAACAAUAUCCUCUAGUCGUCUUACUGGUGGAGAGAGAGGACACUGGGAUUGUGUCCAUUGUUUGAGUAAGUUGAACCUUUUUAGCACGUUAAAUGUUCUUGGACCUUGCAGCUUCAAGGCUGUGGAGGGUGUCUCAGGUCCUGCAUUUAAAUGAGCAGUAAUCCAGGUUGCCAUGGACUCGAAUAAUUGGGAAGAGAGGGUAUAGUCUCUGUAUCAUGUUAAUAGCUAACAAGUGCCUUACAGUCUUGAGUUACAGAUAGCAUCUUAAGGAAUGUCAACAAGGCUGAAGAGACUAAGCUAACACAUAUGUAAUGCUUACAGAAGCCUUGACUUUAUCAGCUUUAAAAAAACAGAUUAAAUUACGGCCUAUGCUGAAUUAUUAUUUAGCCAUCCAAAAAAAUCUCUUCCCUGCCGUACAAUUUAAGACCUUCCAACUCCCAAUAAUUAAAUAACACCAUAGUUACUUUUUGAAGAAUGGGGGGAAAAAAACAAAAUACUGGAAUGCAAGGUUUUAUUCCAGUCUUGGGUUGUUUAGGGCCACCCAGAGUUAACCCGACUGCUCUGGGUUACUUGAGCCUGUUUAAUCUUGCUAGUUUGUCUUGUUGAGAUGCCUGCAUGGGUACAGGUGACUCCGUGUGGGCAAUGAGAUUUUAAAAUAAUUUUCAUUCUUAGCAAGUGCUUUUAAUUUAUUUUAUUUUUGCAUGGUCUGUAUCAUAACCAAUUCAAUCAGCCCAAGUGGCAGGUUGCUGCAUCUCAAGGUUUGUGAUGGCCUUGUUGACCAGUGACAUGCCACGCUUGUCAUGGUUUUAAAAUAAUUUGCAUGACCCUUGGUCUUCAGUCACGCUCUUCUCAUAUCCAUAAGUUUGCCAAUGUCUACUGAGUCCAUCGACUAGUUUACCUAUUGUUCAUUCUGUUUGGCUCAUAGCCAUCCAAGCCAAUUUAAGUGUUUGAAAUUUAGUAUUUUAUAGAAUUUAUUAAUGCUUUCAAUUCAUUAAUUCUAUUUCUUACAUCUUACAAUGUGUAGUAUAUUUUAUUUUCAUGAAACAAUUUUAACUUUUUUUUUUUUUAAUUGAUGUUUGAUUUUUUUUUUUUUGUAUAAAGCUGCAGUUAAACAUUUUGAUGCUGAGUUCGGAGUUUAUUCUCUAAAUGACAUUGUAUUGGAUGGCAACAUAUUUUCAAAAAUCAUUGGUUUGGAAAACCUCCCCCUUCUCGGCUAUAUUCACAGCAUGGAUAUUCGUGGCUAAAAUUUCCAAAAAGGUUUUAAAUUCAUUCUUUAGUGUUUAGUGAAUAGGCACCUCAGUAGUUUAAAAGGCUUGUGUGUUUUGUUUUUGUUUUUAGAUUUCAUUUUGGUUUUUACUGUCUGUAUAUUUGAAUGGGUGUGUUUUAUUAUUGCUAUUUGUGUGGGUGUGAAUACUACUUGGAAAAUUGUAAUCACUCCCACUUAAUGUUUUGACUAACAUCCGUCACACUCGACAAGCUACAAAUAUAAUUAAAUUUUUUAUUUUAUUUUUCAAAUUUUAUUUAUUUUUGCCUAUGAUCAUUCUUCUGGUAUGUCUCGAGUUGGUGGACUCCCGCUGCCUUGAUACUGGUUAGUUGAAAUUGCCCACUGAGAAUUUAGUGUUUUAUAUAAGCAGAGCCUUUUCAUGCUUUCUUGUGGCUUAUUGGUCCCUGCCAGGGAGCACACUUGUAGCCAUGAGGUUUAAACAGAUAAUGUUCGUUAUUAGUAGGUCAAUUGAUGCAGUGAAAAUUGCAUAUUACUGUGGUCAUCAUUCCUUUGUGUGUUUUUUAUAUAUAGGAAUGCGGAGCCUGGAAUUGUGGGAGGUGUUACCUGGCCUAUGAACACACAGGCCACCACUCUCACUGGGUCGAUACCACCUGGUUCCGCCCACCCACCUCUCGAUUUAUUAAGAUGUCCCUCUUAGAUUACAGGCCUACCCGGAAGUCAGUUUCGGCACACCAGAACCGACUUAUACCACUUACUCUGCUUAUUGUCCCUGACCACAAAUAUAAUUCUCACUUCUAUAGUUUUUAUCUCUUGAUCAUUGCUUUAAUACUAUGAAUGACAAAAAUUGUCUGCUCUGUUUUGUGUAUUUAAAAUCCAAAGAUAAAUAUGCCUUACUUAUGGUGCAUUUAUCACAUAUGUCCCGUUACAAUAGAACUCCCAACUGUCCCGAAUUGGGUGGGUAAGUGUUCUUGUGUGUGUGUGGAUCCUCUUGUUGUAGAGCUUCUGGUAUGUUUUGCAUAAUUGAAUUUCUGGGUAUUUUCCAAAGUGGGCUGUGACUUUGUAGUCAAAUUUGAAAUUUUCAUGCUAAUAUAAACGAAUGACUCAUGCAAAAAUAGUCGUGUUUGAAUUUAUUUUAAAAAUGGUUAUUCUCUUUUUGUCACUUCACUAUUUACUGUAUACACCCUGUACUGGCUAUUCUUAGAUCUCGUAAUCUAUAGAGUGUUAUAUGUGAGUGUACAAUGCUAACCAUCAGAAUUAUGUCCGAUUUGUGUAUUCACACUACGCAGGAAGCAUAUACCACUUCUGUGAUUUUACAAAAACCAUAACUUGUUCCUCUUUGCUAGAAUUGGUAACAUUGUAGAUCCUUUUUUAGCGUUUGAUCUCAGAUUUUUGUUUAGAUUGCUUGUGUGCCAUGCUGACUGGCCUCCAUUGACUAAAGUUUGUACUAUAGAUGUGACACCCCAUGUACGUCUCUGACACUCGCAUGAAAUUAAUCUGUAUGUGGUCGUCAGUUAUGUUAACCAGGUUUACAGUUUUGCUCUUCGAGCUGUUGUCACUUGGAGUAUGGGAAAUAUUUAAGCACUCUACUCCUUUAAAUACAAAUCCACUGUUUUGUAGAUAUUUAUCCACAAUGAAAACAUGCAUGCUUUUAAUUCAACUUUUUUUUUUUUUGUUGUGCUACAUCUAAAAACAGCCGGCAAACCUUGCAGAUCUAUUGUCUGCAGCCUUUACAAGCCCUCCCCUUUUAACCCCGCCCACACUUUCUGUUGCUGUCCAAUCACAGACUUCCCAAUGAAGCUCAAUGAGAAGUCUUUGCAAGGCAGGUGCUCUGGGCAGUUGCUGCAUCUUGAGUUCAGUUCUACUGAACUAAACAACCAGGAAAUAAUUGGAUCAAUUGACUGGGUGUAGCAAGGUUAGUUUAUAAAAGUGCUUGUUUCUAUGGUUUGCAAACCCAGCCUUAACGGUAUGCCAUCAUUGAGAUGAAGUGAUCUGUGUGACUAAAGUGUUAAGUAACCAAGCUGUGAUUAUUGGUGAAUAGCUAUUUUGUAGACCUACUAGUUUCUCCCCAAUAUGCUACAUUUUGUAGUGUCGUGAAUAAUCCUGACUGUUUUUCUUCUAAUGACCAAUGGCGACCAGGGACAAUUCUGCUUCCUGUUCUCUUUUGACAGUCCGUAAAAGAAAUGAAACUUUGGAAAGGAACGUGGCAGUUCUGUGGUUUGGUGAUUAUUCUUUGUAUGUACAGCGAAACGGAUGCAGAACAUUCCACUGUGCAGCAUUUUAUGACAUGGAGUGAGGAUUUGGAAUUAAAUUGCUACUUCCAAGAAAAAAAAAAGAAAUUGGAUUAUUAAAAAUAUUAACAAGUUUAUUUUUUUAAGUUUAUUUUUAAACUUGUUACAGAGAUGGUGGCAUGUAAAUUUAUUUUUAUUUUUUAUUUUUUGUCUCUAGCUUGAACUGAAUCUGUGCUACAUGUGUGUUUAAAGCCAUGCAUGUUAACUGCUUAGUGAAACGGACUUGGCCUUUCACUUAUGCUGACAGCAGCAAUAUUUAGUUAAUAAGCCUCACUGAUUUCUUGGUCGCUCACCCCCACCAUUUGUUAUCCCUAUGUUGAUAGUAUGUUGUACAUAUACCAGUGACACCAUCUGGUAUGAUGUUUGCUCUAUGCAACUCCAGUCUACUUCACAUUUGACCAAGACUAAUACUUUUUCAAAAAUAUGGGUUAUUGUUACGCACUUGAGCAUUAUUUUUGAUUCCGUGUGUGCGCAGUAAUGAUAUAAUCACGCAGUGCAUCUGUUCUGGAGUGUAUGUGCGACAUUGAUUACUUGCCAGUCCUAUAGUACGCUCUGCCUAACGUUAUCUUUCUUGAACCGACUUCCUGUUUCUCGUCCAUGUAACUUAAUUUUGAUUAUUGAACUGUUGACAUCAUGACUAAUCUCCAUAUUACCGGUACUUUAUUUUUCUCCUAAUUUUCCUUUUUAUCAUGAUCUUGUCAUUUUGGGAUCUUGAACGCUUACCCAUGCAAGGUUGAGGUUUUUAAUUUUACCUUUUGGACACAUUUUUCAGCUAUUCUCUUUAUGAAGUUCCUGGAAGUUGGUAAAACUUCUCAAAAUUAACCUUACAAGUCUUUUCUUCUGUCAGGGGCUAUCCAUAAAUUCUGGGAUACUUGCGUUUUUCACCUCCCUUGAUCUCAGUCCUGUUUAUCCAGCCUGACAUGUCACAUUGCUAAAAUCUACGCUGGACACUGUUCCUUUGGUAUAUGUUACUGUGGUGACUGGAAGGAGUGUAGAAACUGUAGUUUUACUGUUGGACAUCCCAUACUUCUGUGACAUUUCACUAAUGUUAAAGUAAUGACUGGUCACCCCUAAGGGGCUAUCUCCUCUGUGAUUGUUCAGAUUAGUCUGGGUCAGUUAUAUAUUAAAACACAUAUCCUUUGCUGGUAAACCAGUGUGUGUUCUUGACAACCUUUUAUGCUACAGUAUUUUAGUUAAAACUAAUAUGGGGGACAGUAUAGGCACAAAAACCACCUCAUAUCUUUGAAUAGGUCUGGGUGCAUUGUCCGUUAGCCCUGCAAUGUAAAACAUUGCAUAUUUUUUUUUUGAGAUACAGUCUAUUGUCUAUUAGCCACUAGAGGCUCUUCCUGGAGUUUGACUCCGUGAAAUGAUGCUGGGGAAAUAUUUUGACUGUUCCCGUCCCUACCACACCCUUUGCAUUUCCAACAGUCCUACUGCUUUGUAGACGUCAUUCUGCUAAUGACUUUUUUUGUUUCAUAAUACAGUCUCUGCCUAUAAAGCAUACAGCCUCAAUCAAAACACUUACCUGGAGUGGUUUAGUUUAAAAAGAGAGGGGGGGGGAGGAAACAAACAAAAAAAAAAAAAUUUAUUGUGUGUUGUACCAUACAUCUUCACGCUUUCAGGUCUGGUGGCCACAGAUGACAAAGGAAGAUUUUACUUGCUGCUGCCAUCUUUGUUUUGCAGUUCCUCUUCGGCUCCUGGUGCGUCAGUUUUGGUUACCUUCAUAGAUCAGUGUCUGAGUGCUCAAGGUGACAGGUACUGGAAUAGGACAAAAGUUGAGAGUUCUGUCUGUUCUCCACUUUUGUCACCCCUGGCUUGUCCGAAGUAGUCUGUACUUUCUCAUGGUAUCUCUGGAUCUUCUUGAUUGGUAUUUUAAUGUUCAAUCCAUUUUAAGCAACAUGUGAUUAACUAAUAAUUGCACAACACCCUUAUUUAUUUGGCUGGUUCUGUUGGACUGAAGUUGGUAGUAAAAAGUACGGACUGCCUUGUUUGAAGGGAGACUCCAUUGCCCCUGGAGAAAAAAACAAAAAACAUUUAAAGUAAUUAAAACCACUUUAUUUUUUUUUUAAUCUACUCUAAUUAAAACAAUCCUGCUUUUAAUUUUUGUAAUUUUAUUUUAUAUAUUUUUUUAAUCCAUUGAGGUUAUCUUACAAAUUGCUUACAAAAGCUGCCAAUCUCUUGUCUGAAGCGUAUGCAAGCUAUUCCCUUCCUACCAGGCAAGUACUUUCUGUGGCUGACUAACCAGGAAGUAAUAGGGAUGGUAAUCUGAUUGACAGCCCCGGGGGGUGUAACAAGCAACAUUUAUAAAAGUACCAAUUUCUAUUGAAAUCAGCACUUGUAAAAUGAAGACGAGAGAAAAACGCACAAACCAGUCCAGCAAGUUAAGCUUGUUAGUGUGAAAGGCUUUAAGAUUUUUCGAGUGUCCCCAAGCUCAAGAUGGUUUACUGGUAUACGACUUUGCAGUGGCGCACUAAGGCGGGGGCGGUCCGCCCCGGGUGCCACUCACUAGGGGUUGCCUGGGGGGCACUCUCACCAGGGGGUUGAGGUGGGUGAUUUCGCCGCCCCUGUGUCUUAUGUAAAGGGACCAGCCACUUACGCUCAUUUCUUAUCCAGCAGCAGCAGGGUCCUCUGUUCUCGUGAUCCGCAGGUUGCUAUGGAAACCCGCGGCUCGCGAGAACAGAGGACCCUGCUGCUGCUGGAUAGGAAAUGAGCGUGGAGAGACGAGUACUGGGCCCCUCUUCACUGCCCAACUAAAGCUGUGCCACCAGACCACCAAUCGAGGAGGACGGGAGGGACAAGUAAGUGUCAGGUAGGGGGCGGGGAGGGGCAAACCAUACGCACUGCUCACCUUCCCAGCACUUAUUCCACACUGCACACACUAUACACACACUGUGUGCACACACGCUGCGUUCACUAUGCCAACACACACUUAUACAUGUGUAUCUGUUUGUGUGUCGGUGUUUCUUUUGGUGUGUCUGUGUGCCUCUGUGUGUGUUUGUAUCUGUAUGUGUGUCAGUAAUUGUCUGUGUAUGACUUUCUAUGUAACUGCAUGUGUGUACCUCUGUGUAUGUGUGCCAGUAUGUGUGUGUGUGCAUACAUCUCAGCAUUUCGCCUAAUCUACACACAAAUACGACCCUGCAUCCAAAUGUCAACACUACAUAUAAACACACCACCAUAUUCAAAAACCACGCUACAGAAAAAUGCAUGCCUGCAUUCAAAUGCCAAUACGUGCAAACACACCUGUACAUUCACUCACACAUACUCCAUACAAAAACAUGCUUACAUUAAAAAAUACAAACACUGCUCAGUGCUAAAUACACUAAAAAAAAAUUGUGGUUGUUUUUUUUUUUUUUUUACAUUUUUAAGUGGAGGGGAUGCCAAAUAAAGGAUCCGCCCCGGGUGCCAAAUGCUCCAGGUACGCCCUUUGCGACUUUGUAUCUAUCAUAGAGUAUGGUGCUAGUGGCAAUGAAACCGUUGUUUGUGUAGUGUUCUAGUGGUCAUUGAGGUGAUACAUGUUAAAUCUUUAUUUUUUUUUUAUUUUUUUUAUAAUUUUCAGCACUUUGUGUGUAUCGGGGGGCAGACAUUAACUGGAUAUGCAGAGUUUGACGUAUAUCUUCGCUGUUAUGUUCUUGUUUUUUGUUUUAAUUUUUGCAAUUUUUGUAGUGGGCCCAAAAAUUCCAUGCUCCUAAGGGAUCCCAGACUGCAAGGAACCCUAGGGAUGCAAUUUGUUGCAAUUUGUUUUUAAAGGACCACUAUAGUCACCCAGACCACUUCAGCUCAAUGCUGGGGUGCCAGGUCCCCCAAGUUUUAACCCUGCAGCUGUAAACAUAGUAGUCUCAGAGAAACUAUGUUUACAUUGCAGGGUUAAUCCAGCCUCUGUCUUCCUGACAGCCGCUUCUGUGACGCUGAAUACAAAAAUCGCAUUGAGCACGCAGAACGUCCAUAGGAAAGCAUUGAGAAAUGCUUCCUAUGGGCAUUUUUUUAAUGCGCGCGUGGCUCUGGUUUGGGAGCGGACGUCUGAGGGGGAGGAGAGGUCACCAGCACAGAGGGAGCCUGGCGCUGGAUUAAGGUAAGUGGCUGAAGGGGAUUUAACCCCUUCAGCCCAGCGGGUGGGGGGUGACCUAAGGGUUAUAUAGUGAGGUGGGGGGUUAGGAGAGAAUGAGUGCUAACCAAAAAAGUUGGGGAAAUAUUUUGACUGUUCCCGUCCCUACCACACCCUUUGUAUUUCCAACAGUCCUACUGCUUUGUAGACAUGAUUCUGCUAAUGACUUUUUUGUAUCAUAAUACAGUCUCUGCCUAUCAAGCAUACAGCCUCAAUCAAAACACUUACCUGGAGUUGUCUAGUUUAAAAAGAGAGGGGGGGCGCCCAACAAAACAAAAAAAAUGCAUUGUGUGUUGUACCAUACAAUUUUUUAAAAAUGAAAAGAAAAAGUCACAUAAGAUAUUGUGAUAUGUUCAUCAUGGCCCAUUUCAGGAAAAACACAUUUAACUUUUUUAUUGUGUUGAGGCUUGACUCUACAUAAGAUCAAUAAUGCUCAAAACCGGUCUUUGUCACUUGUACUUCCGUUGGGCUAGAAACCACAUAAAAGUUGUGUCCCUUUAACAUGUAGUUUUGGAGGCAAAAUGACAUCCCUAUAUUUCAGUGCGUUCCCAAUAGUUGAAAAAGGCACUCCCAUUCAUCAGGAUCUAGGCAACUGCCUAGUGCCCACAAUAAAUGUGUUCUGUAGCAGGACUGCUUUCGUAGAGCAGUGGAUAUCUCAGAUGCUGGGAAAAAUCUAGUUCGGUUGGCUUGCUGAAAUUAUUUUUACAGUUGAAGAAUAGGGUCCAGCUAAUGCCUGUUGGUAACCCUAAAUAGUUCCUUGCUGUGUAGUCUGCCUUACAUACCAGGUUUCCCCAACGUGAAUAAGUAUGGCACUUCGUGGGUUAACUACUGCACUUGGCCGCUGUGGGAAUGCAGUAGUAAAAAGUCUGGAAAAAGAAGCUUUGUCUCUCCAUGGGCGGAAUAGUGAAAGUCUAUUGGAUAUACAAGGCUCUCCCUCCCCUCCUACUUGGGGGUAGGUGGUAGAUAAUGUGUCUUAACAAACAAACCCUCCACAUUAUGCAGUUAGUACAGCGUGUGACUCUGUAAUCUAUGAUCAAAUAUACAAGCAAAAUGAAAACUAUAUGAAAAGAACACUUUAAGCACUAUACUAGUUAUGGUGCCAGUAUUUUCCUAGUGCCCUUCUUAGUGCAAAUACCAUGUAAGAGCGAUUUUAUUUAUUUAUAUUUUUUUCCUCCCCCCCCCCCAAUUUACAUGGGUCAUGCUGGGUGCCAUUUGCAGCCUCCUCUGUAGCUGGAGACUUAUGCAAGGACCUUCCGUUGGCACCCCAGAGCUAAGCUUUGGAAGGCAAUGCUGGCUAAUUCUGGCACCAUAACUACUACAGCUGGAUGUAGUGGUUAUGGUUCUUGGGGGUGUUCCUUUAUUGUAGUUUUCACUCUUUAUUGCUAUGCUGUUAGUGUAGUGACGCUGGUGAUAAAAAUUGCAAAUAUGGUAUCAACGGGCAGGGAUAUUGGCUGGUCAGAAGUGAAAAUUUCCACUUGCAGCAAGCAUCAACCGUUCCAGGCCACCUUAUGCAACUGUGUUUAGAAACAAAAACAAAAUAAAAAUCUACCGCAAUCUUCACCCUGCGAAUUCUAUGUCUGCCUGCCAAGAACAUAUCACAACAGGAAGCUGCGUGUAGCCGUCCAAAAGUAAUAGAAGCCUUAUCGUCCUCUGCAAAGUUUGAAGUUGCAGAUCUACGCUCAGUGCCAGAUCCAGUUAGCGAUCAGCUAUGUACUGAACCAAUGAGUGGAAAAUGUCUACAAGUUUAACAAUUUAAAAAUAACACAUUUUAUUUAUUUAUUCUUCUCGAUAGAAAUAAGCUUAUGUCUUUAGAAUUCUAAAGUGGUUUUUAUUUAUUUUUUCCCUUCUACUCCUUGUCUAAACAUUGUAAUAGAAUGUAUUUCUUUAAUCUGCUAUGUUACAGUUCAUCUAUUUGACCUAAACGUAAGAAACUUUUAAGAAGUUUAUCAAUAAAUAAGGGUUUUUGCUUACCUUCAGCCCAGCCCCACUGAAGGUGUGGCUAAGACAGAGUUUACACACUUCCUAUUUGCUAUACCAAUUCAUACCAGCAAUGAUUGCUGUGAUAGGCCAAAAGCAAUCAGAUGACACUUUCAGCCAAUCACAGCCACCCAUUGCUGUUCAGGCUGAUGCUUCCUAAUAUGUCCAAGCAGCACCAAGGAGUCUGACUGCUGGAGACUCUCGUUUGUCUUUAAAACAUUUAACUGUUCAUCGUGAAUUAAAGGAGAGCACCAGGGGAUUUUAGGCACUAGAACCACUUCAAUGAGAUGAAGCAAUUAAAAUGUCUACAGUGUCCCUUUUAAAGGGAUGCACCCAUGCAUCCCCUUGAUAGUUAUCAUGUCCUGUGGUUCCAUCCCCUUGCCUCGCUAUUUAUUUCAAAAGCUACUGAAAGGUAGUUUACUAAAGAUUUGUCUUUAUUUUAAGCGUUUUCUCCACCAGGCUCUCUUCAGUGGGGCUUUUUAUUUAUUUAUUUUUUAAACGCGUCUUGUAAGGCCCUCAAAGUGCAGCCUGGAUAGCAAUGCAUUUGUGAGCAUCCCACGUGAGUGUACAUGGCAUUGUGGGAAGGUAUUGGACCCUGUGCCAAGACAGUGUUUUAAUUUUAUUAACCAGUCACUGUAGUGCAAUAGGUUUGUACCAGUAAAAUUAUUAGAACUGUAAAAACAUGGUUUAAUUGCGCAAUACACUGUUGGGAAAUUAAAAAUAUUAUUUUUCGUACAUUUCACAUUGGGGCCCAAUGUCUCAAAUAGCUGUAUCUGAGCUGUACGACGUCUCUGCUCUUGUCGGUGGUGCUAGAUUGCUCAACACAGGGAAAAGGGAAGGGGCAAUUUGUCUUUUUGGUUGUUUUUUGGACACUUGAUGAUUUUUUUAGUUUAUUUUUUUCCAACAUUAGUUUAUUUAAAAAAUAAACUAAACAUAUCCUAUGACCUUGUGGGAUUUGGAGAAUUGUAAUACUCCUUGUGUUUUGUAACUUUGUGUCCUGUUUGCAGGGAGCCUUGAUUGGCAGUUUGAUGUAAUUGUGUUCUGAGUUCUAUAUCUUCCCUAAAUGGGCAGGGGGUGGGGAAGGAUGCAGCUUGUCUGGGAGCAGGAAUGCUUGUAUGAAGAUAAAUAGCCUAUUUAACAGGCUGCCUUCCAGAUUGUCUGUCUGUUACCUUCAUACAUGGUUGUCUUUUUUUAGAGUCUCCAGUUUAUUAGAAGAUGAAUGGAAAUUUCCACCCCCAAAAAAAAAAUAUAUAUUUUUACACAUCUUUCACAUGGCAAGUCUUUUAACGACUAAGAUUCUCAUAAACAUCCCCCUACCACACACAUCAUUGCAGUAAAAUCUGAAACUACAACAGUUUUGUCCAUUUUUUUUUUUUUUUAAGGAUUUUUUUUAAAUGUCAUGAUUUUUUUUUUUAAGGAUUUGAGGAAUUUAACAAAAAAUUAUUCCAUUUUAUGCUUUGAGGGAUAUGUUGGCAUGCUUUAGAGGGCCACGAAAAAUGUGAUUUACCUGGGUCUGUCCGGUUUCUGUAGGCUGACACUUUAACGGGCUUGGCAUUCAUGGGGCAAUGCUUUGAGUAAAUAUUUUCUUCUGCCCGUUCAUUUACUGAAGGCAGCGCAGCAACGUCACUUGCAGCCUGCUGCUCUGGAUUUAAAAUGGCAUGCGAAGCACCAUACCCACAGCUCAGUAGCAGAUAUGCUGCAAAGGAGCCUUUGGACACUGACCCUCCUUUUAAAAUAUAGUUUGUCAGAAACUGGGCAUCUUGAAAACUAAAGCCUGGAUUCUCGCCUCCUGCUUGGAUCGUGCGGAGAUUACAUUCUGGGUUACCUGUUCAACCUUGGCUGGCAAUGACUGGCUGUCAGAGCUUUGCCAAGCCUAUCCAUGGCCAUUGAGCAACUCGCUGAUUCCCUAGAGAUCAUGUUUUGGUUGAAUACAUAUUGGUAUUGCUCCUGAAUGCUUUUUAAACAUAUAAAUUCGCUAUAACUUCUAAGUUACAGUGUUCUCCAUGCACCAUUGUAACGGUGCUCCCUGUACCCCGACUGGGUACCUCCGCCAAGGACCGCUUCCUAGCUGGAACAGGGGAAAAACCUCAGCGCUUCAUGGAGCAUCUCUGGAUAGCAAUGCAUUUGUGAGCAUCCCACGUGAGUGUACAUCUAUCCACUGCCAGGGACUGGACGACACACAGUCCUGGGUGCUCUAGUCCUUACAGGACUUUCCCCGCUGAAUCCUGCACACUGGAGCAGGGAUUAGCCCUUUCCACUCCCAGUAACUAGACGACAUAGUUCUGGGAGUACAACUGGAAUAUAUUUUAGUGGGACAUGGUACAGCCAAGUUGUAUGGAAACCCCCUGUGCCUGGGAGAUAAUUGAGUCCGGAACUGUACAAACCCCAUCAUCUCCCAGGUACAGAAAAGCAUACAAUUGUAAAAUGCCUCAAAAGUACAUUUUCAAUUUUAAAAGGGGUUAAUUGAUUUGUAUGGAAGGUCAGAGCUUACAACCCAAGUUCCUCUUUGAAACUGAAACUUGUGUUAAACUUUUUUUUUUUUUUUUUUUUAAGGCUUGGGCCUUGCAAUAAUUGUGACAUGUUGAGCACGCUGUGCCUAUUCCAGAUCCUGUAGUUGAAAUUGGGGAUAAGUAACUGUAGGGCUUCCAGUGGAAGGGCUGGGGAGAUUUGCGUCAUUACUCCCAUUUUCUCUUUCGGUAGUUGUCCCAAAUGAGAGGGGUGAGCGCGGUCAUAUGUUUCGGCCGUCCAAGAGUUUUUUUUUUAAAAGAUAGACCUUGUUUUGAUAAAGCUUUAAUUCUUAAUUUUCAUUUUCUGUUGACUUAUUGCUACAGACCUAUCUGCCUCUUAACUGCAGUUACCAGCCAUCCCUUUGCAGAUCCAUGAAAUUCCUGAAAUCCCUGCCUUUUUGUUAGAUUUUGAGUUUAUUCUUCAUCCCUGCCGCAUUCCGCUUCCUCUUAAUUUACCUUUAUAGUUGAGAGAUUUUUUUUUCUUUUUUCAAGGAUCUAAUAAUAUUCACUUCAAUUGACGUUGGAAAGCGAAUCAAAUUGUCAUUUGCUUCACUUCUUCAAAUGAACUUUAAUUUCUGUCUCACUUUUGGAUCUGUAAGGGGAAAGCCAGUCAGUGGGUGGACUUGAGGGAAUCUGUGUGACAAAUGCUUGCUGUGCAUUCCUCCUGAGUUUAGCUGGAUAUGCUUUUAACUAGUAGUGAGAUCUACUUUUAGGCCUAUUUAAAGUUAUUAAAGAAAUGCUAUCAGUCGUUAGCCGUUUCCAGAAUGUUGCUUCAGGUGAGUUUUCAUCCCCUGGCCUAUAUUCCGGAUCGUGGUCUGGAUCAGCUCCUAGAUUGACUAAUUGUCAUGGCACUCCAGCUGCCUUGUAUUAUAAAAACGGCAAACGGUUUGACUACUUGCGUUUUUAAAUGAGCACCAGGACUCUCCUGUUACCAUAACCACUGCAGCUUGCUGGUUCUUCUAGUGUUCCUUUUUAACCAGUCAUAUUGAGACUCUUUAGCAUUUCCAAGGGAGGGGAAUACUUCCGCUUUCUGACAUCUCUCUGCCUUGUUGCAAAUAAUGUACACAGCGGUGACCUCAUUAGAUUAAGGAGAAAGGGCCGGAACAUUGGCUUGCUGUCCCCUCUGCUUUUUUCCAGCCACGUCACUCCCAACCUACAUUUACUCUAUUUAAGUGCCUUUACUGCCGUUGAUUCAUGCAUUUCUUACUUGCUUUGUCAAAAAUGCAUGCAUCUAGUUGUGUUCACAUUGUACAGCGCUUCUGAAUAUGUUGGAGAUUUUGUAGGGCGAUGGUAAGAGAGCUGAACAGGCAGAAUACUUUGUGAUCUAGAAUUAUUAUUCUUGUUCCUGAAUGCUGUGUUAAAUCAUGUAAAUGUAACAAUGUCUGUUUUAGCUCCAUAUGGAGUGUGGCAUUUUCUAUUUUAUUAUUACCACUGUGUGCUCUGAGAAAAUGUUGUGAACAGAGCAGUGGGAUGUGCUGCUAAUCGGGUCAACUACGUUCAAUGAAAGCCCUAUUCAUGACAGACGCUCCCUCCCUCCACCCUUUCCACCCUCGUGAUUGGCUUCCGCCUCGAAGGGUUAAAGCCUAGCGAGGAGGAGAAAAUUAAUUUGGGGGGUGUGAAAGAUGACUCGGAUUGUUUGUUGCAUCUUUUUGUUAACCCCUCAAAAGAUGGGUAGAUCUGUUCAUGUACUCUUGGGUAUUGAUGUGGUCUAGAGGUAUGUGGGUGAGUGCACUGGCAAAAAAUUUCAGUUUUUAUUUUUUAUUUUUUAUUCACUAGGACAUGAAGAGUGUUGGGUAUCAAAAGAUGUUAUUGGAGAAAACCAAUGCAGACUUCAUUAACUCAAUUAACACACAGCAGUAAUGAAAGGAACCCUCAAAGUACCAUACAGUGUGCUGUAUUAGUUUUUAGUACCGGAUUGCACUCCCAUUACCAGGGAUCUGCUUGGCUUUGCUCCCCCAGUCUCUCCUCUUCCACUCUGGGGAGCUAGAAGCUCUCUCAGCCCCUGAGUAUAGCUGGACGUCGCCUUAAUGCAGAGUCUUUCCAGCUCUCAUGGAGGAGGUGACCAGCAAAUAUUUUGAGUACGUACAUGGAAGCAGGGGGGCACAAGGGCAUGCUGCAGUGGUUAUGGUGUUGAGUGUCCCUUUAAAGUACUAACUGAUGGUUUGGCAUACUACGAAGCUGAUGGCAGCUGUGAUCAAUUUUGGGAGCAGUGCCUUUCAUCUUACCGGAAUUAAAAUUUAUAUGAUUUUUUUUUUUUAAUUUUCUUCAGUGAAAUCGUGUGUGUGUGUGGUGUGUGUGGUGUGUGUGUGUGUGUUUUUAUUUUAUUUAUUUUUUUUUACUUUUAUGAUAUUGUAUUUCAGAAGUAACUUAAAAUCAGAAGAUUUACCCAAUCUCCUGCGAGUUAUUUAUUCUGUAUUUAAGUUUUCAAGUUAUAUUUUAAUUCAUUUUUGGAUUCUAAUCUUAUAUUUGAAUGCUAACAGCCCUCAUCACCUAAAUCUAGGUAGAUCAUGUGCAAGUAAAAAAUAAUUUUUUAUUUUUUUAUUUUUUUUUUUUAUUUUUUUUUUUGUCUCCUUCCUUUUCUCUUUUCACAAAAUCUAAGCGUAGACGGCUGUAGUUAAGGCCUGACCUUGAUGCAGCGCUGGAGAAGUUGUUACCAUGACAACUCUGCCACAAAUAUGGCUCAUCCUAAGAAAAAGUGCAUCCCAUUAGGGGAUGCAGUUGGAACCUGGUUAACCUAUUAGAGCUAAACAAUUGGAAAUAUUCCUCAAAUACCGAAAGUACAUGGUGAUUUUCUUUCUCUUUUUAUUCAGUUUUAUUUUACAGUAAACCUAUAUCAGGGUAAUGCCAUCUGCACAAAAUUGAAUUAUGGAUCAGCUGCUGUUGAACUUGCAACAUCUGUGCUCUGUUUUGCUAUGUAGCAAAAAAAAAACAAAAAAAAAACAUUAUAGCUUGAGCUUGUUGUUGGAUUCGCUUUUUAAUAUCUGUAUAUUUUACUUGAUGGUCAGCUCAAAGGAAAACUAGAGGGUCAGGAACACAAACCUGUAUACCUGACCCUAUACUGUAAAUACCACCAUCUAGCCCCUUCUUUCCUCCCUAAAUAUAGUAAAAUCUUACUUGUAUUCAAGUCUGCAGCUGCUGUCCCUCCAUCUGAUAUGCCUGACAUAAUCAGAAGUGAUUCUGUGAACCAAUCACAAUGCUUUACCAUAGGAUUGGCUUACACUGUCAAGGAGGCAGAUCAGGGUCCGAGCCAGCACAAGCCAAACACAGCCCUGACCAAUCCGCAUCUCCUCAUAGAAAUGCAUUGAAUCAAUGUAUCUCUAUGAGGAAUGUUCAGUGUCUGUAUGCAGAGGGUGGAGACACUGAAUGUCAGUCACAGUAUGCAGCACUGCCCCAUGAAGCACCUCUAACAGCUAUCUGAGAAGUGGCCUGUGGAGGUAUACCUAGGUUGUAAUGUAAACACUGCAUUUGUUCUGCUGACUAUAGUGUACAUUUAAGUAAAAUGUGGAGUGAACAGUCCCAAGCAGCAAUAUACCCCUUCAUUAAGAGUAAUGUCAGGACUACAACUUUGGUGAUGCUUUGAUAUUCUAAAGCCGGGAUAGACCACCUUUGGUGCUUCAGGGGUUGUAGACGACAUUGUUGCUAGCUUUAUGGGAGAUUUAGUCCAUGUUAUCUGGAGUGCUGAAGGUUGUCUACCCCUGUUCUAAAGCCUUGCAUGCGCGCAAGUAAGUGAGGUUUUUGGUGGAUCAUGCAAGACUAGUUAUGUCAAGUGGAGGAAAAAUGCAUAAGGCAAAGUAGUCCAUACUUUGCAUUAUGUAUCUUAGGAGGAAAUAAUGGAUUAGGAGUCCUUUUAACUGUGACUAUAAAUGAUCAGUUCUAAAUUCUAUAUCUAUCACCCAUUGUCUUCCACUAUAUCAACUUCCCACCACACUUGCUAGCAUCCAAUUUUAUUCUGUUUCUUUCUUUCUGGUCAUACAGCUCAGCUCAAAACAUGUUUUCUUGGAAAUCAGACUGCAGUUGGAUAGCAGGCGCAUCUUAAAAUGCUUGUGUGACAGCUGUUCGCUUUUUGCUUGCAAGACACAGUCUGAUUCAACUUAAAGGUGCGACUAGCUGCGAGACUCUCAUUGCCUUUUGUAAUGAGCUGUACUUGCAGGCCCUCUGGUAAGGAGAUGUAGCUUGAUUGAAUGUAAUAUGGUGCUUGCAUUUCUGAUUUUAUUUACCGUAUUUAUCGGCGUAUAACACGUACUUUUUCUCCCUGAAAAUAGGGGGGAAAUUAUGGGUGCGUGUUAUACGCCGGCCCUUUAAAUACUGCAGCCGCCUGAGCGCUCUGUCAAGAGCGCUCAGGCGGCUGCAGUUGGUUCUCACCUCUCCUGUAGCGUGGCCGAGCUGCUCUGCUGUCCGCGGUGGCCGGCCGGAGUGAUAGGAAGGUGCACGCUCAGUGUGCACCUUCCUGGGAGUCCGACCGGGUACAGGAAACAGAAACUCCUGUUCCCCAGCGGUACCUUCCCCCCCAGCGGUACCUUACCCCCCCUGGCGGUACCCCUUCCCCCACAGCGGUACUUCCCCCCCAGCGGUGCCUUCCCCACCUGCCUUCCCCACAGCGGUACCUUCCCCCCCCAGCGGUACCCUUCCCCCAGCGGUACCUUCCCCCCCAGCAGUACCCCUCCCCCCAGCAGUGCCCUCCCCCAGCUACCCCCCCAGCAGUGCCCUUACCCCGCAGUACCCUACCCCAACACCCACACACACAGCACCCCCCACCUCAAUGCAGUAUGUGUGUGUGUGUGCGUGUAUUCAGCAGUCUGUGUGUGUGCGUGUAUUCAGCAGUCUGUGUGUUUGCGUGUACUCAGCAGUCUGUGUGUGUGUGUACUCAGCAGUCUGUGUGUGUGUGUGUGUGUGUAUUCAGCAGUCUCUGUAUUCAGCAGUCUUGUGUGUGUGUAUUCAACAGACUGUGUGUAUGUAUUCAGCAGUCUGUGUGUGUGUGUAUUGCAUUUGUUGGAGAUACUAAUAAAUAUAAGCUUAAUUUUAUCUAUUUAUAUCAUUAUUUAAAAUUUGUAUCAUUGAACUCUGUGUUCUUUUAAAACAAAAGUUAUUAGUUCGGACAACAGUACGAGUUGUUUUUUCUAAACUUAAACCUCAGUAUUUGUGUUUAAUUGCCGUGUUGGCACUUUAAGGAGAAAAAAAGUUGGCAUGUAUUGCGGUUUGGGCACUCGGGCUCAAAAAGGUUCGCCAUCACUUCCCUAUAGUGUUCUCUUACUGACUGGAUCUACAUAAAGUUUUUCUCCAGGUUUCACUCUCAUCACACUCAACCUGUUCCCUGUCUCUCUCAAGCAAUCUCCUUCUAUAAUUGUCUCCUCCUGCCAUUCUGCAUGUGGAAGCCCCAGUCACGACCUGCUCGAAGUGUCCGUUUGACACUGCAUUUGGGCCCUGGCACGCUAAGCUCACUCGCGGUCUCAAACGAUGGGAAGUCUGCUGCAACUCAAGACUUCAAGUUCAUACUUCGUUCUUACAGCUCCGCACUCUCCCUGGCCAAACCAAACUAUGUCCCCUUCCUCGUCGCACAUAUUCUCACACAGGGUUCUUUGCUAAAUUGAGAAUCCAAAGUGUAUUUUAAUUUUAAGGCCAAAGUAGCUGAUUUAGAGAUUUUAUUUUCAAAUUUGUUUAUUUUGACAAAUUUGAAACCUUAUACUCAGGGAGUUCCAAAGUGUUAGAUACAGGAGGUGAAUAAGUUUCUAAUUAGUAGAUGUUGGAAAUGGACAAAUUACUUUAAGUACAAUUUUUUUUUUUUUUUUUGUUGUUGUUUAUCUCAAUCGUUCUUUUGUGAAGGGGUAGCUACUGGUAGGCUGAUACUCUUAGCCUAUCAGCAGUGGUAUCCUUGAGGUAAGUUGGCAUUCAGGUGCCGCCAAAUCGUUAUGGUGCCCAGUGUUCGUUUAAUUCGAUGCAUGUAUCGUUCUAUCAAACGCUGCUCCUUUCUAAUGCAUUUUUUCCCUUUCUUUUAGACGUCUUCCUCCUGAUUUGCAAACGUCUUUUAAUUCGUACUUUCUGCACCUCUUGUAACUGUCAACAUAUAUUUUGUUUGAAGUAUUUGCUGUAAUUGUAAUGUACUGCAUGUGAAGAUGCUUCUCUAUGGUUUGGAUCUUGCCCUUUUAGUACAUGCAUGUCUUCGAAGAUUUUUGCAAUCUACAGCUGUCCAGGAAAUGCUGGAAAAUGUUGCGUUUAAGGGCAUGAAAGUGUUCUCAUUUUCUUGAAAACUGGCGACCGUUUCUACUACCUAAACAUUUGGAUCCAAGUAUACAUUGGAAUACGCUGUUGCAGUGGGGAUACAAGGAAUGCUUGUUUUAGAAUUAUGCUUUUGAUUGUAACUUUGGAGCUACGCUGCUUCUGUUUCAGACGCUUGUUCCCAUUGGUUGAGAUUAGCCCUGUUAUUUCCCUCUGCUAAAGCUAAAACAAACACUUCUUUCCCACUGUCCUAAUGAAUACUCUCUCUAAAUGCCAAGAUUGUUGGUUGAACUUCGUAAUCCCAUGUUAGCACGGCUAUCUAGAAUGCCUUCUAUAUUGACUGGGUAUUGAACAAGUGAUUAGUGAACCAGUUCCAAAAUGGUCUACAGGAGUUAAUGGCCAGUCAAUGCCUUGCAAACAGUGUUGCAUUUGCAGACCGAACAUUUUGGCAUAACAUGCCAACUCCUAGGGUAAGUUUGUCCAUUUGGUAAGGCAGAGAGUGAUCUACUAUGUCAAGAGGAACUCUAUUUCCUGUUGGAGUCCUACUCCAUUAUACAUGUAACCUGCUGUGUUGCUCUGGGUUCAUUGCUCAAUCCCAGUAGUCAUAGAGUUGUCUUUGGGAGGAUGUUCUCUUGGUACAUGGAGGUGCUCGUAAAAAAAUAAAUAAAUAUAUAAAUAUAUAUAUAUAUAUAUAUAUAUAUAUAUAUAUAUAUAUAUAUAUAUAUAUAUUUUUUUUUUUUUUUUUUCUCCUGAAGCUGGACCUGUGAUGUCUUGGGAAGAUAUAGAAUGGAUGCAAACACACCAUUAGUGGUUGGCAAAAUACUUUGGGAUUUGGUAGAGGAAUCUACCUCUGUUGGCCACCAGCAUGCAUCGUCCUACUUCUGUACUUUUCCCAUCUUCUGGAUUUUUACUUUUUGCAAAUACUUUAAUUUUUCAUCCAUCUGCAGUCUGUGGCCACAAACACCCAUUAGAUCAUUUUAACAUUAUCGCUUUAAAUUUGAUUUUAAUUAUUUAGCCUCUGGAUAUCUUGACAUUUGCUUAGUUUUCAGUUGUACAAAAAGUUUAAUUUUGGAUUCUGGUGAAGGUGUAUCCUUUUCCAGGCUUUGUAUUUGAGGACUUGUAAUCUGCGGAGGCACUACAGAGGCUGUCACUUCAUUGAGGCCCAGCUGGUAGUCUGCUGCUGCCAGUGACAGAGGCAGUCUAUCUCUACUGGGCUGAUUGGCAUUGCAGGUACUGAGGCAUUCAAAAUUAACCACAUUUUCCUGUGUGUAGAAGACUUGAUGGGCAAUAUUUGAAAUUUACUCAAGGAGGACUCUUGCUGCAGCUUAUAAUUCUUGCAUGUUACAGGGUGGCAUGUUUUGUGUCCUGCCCAUCAUGAAGUGAUAUGAGUCUAGGCAAACUAGGUGGACCCCAGCUCUGUUUGACGUUUUAUAAAUUGAAAAAAACAAUUUUUUUUGUUGUUGUCUGUCUGUGCUUGGUUUUGUUAUGGCCAUGACUUGGGACAGUGAGUCCUGCAUUCAUACACACUGUGCGCUCCCUGUGCUUCCAAAGGAUAACACUCUCCCCUCUCUGCGCGUCUGUCUCCUAAUGUGAAUAAAACCCUACUUUACUUGCAGCUGCAGUGGGUGGCACCUUUUCAGGAAGUGACCUUGAUUUGUACUCUUCAGAUUGAAAACACGUACAAAAAUCAUCUCCCAUGGCACGAAAAGUGCCUUAAACACAGUGCAUCACUUUUAUGGUUUGCUUCUGCUCUUUGCAAGUCUGUUUCUUGUUUUGUAGUUACACGGUUUUAUUCUAAUUUUCCAGAAAUUACAACGCCAAAUUUUCAGAUUUGUAUUUUAAAUGUUUGAUUUAUUUGGGUGUUUAAAAAACAAAAAAAAACACACAUUAUAAAUAAUUCGGCUUCAUCUUAUCCAUGUGUAAUUCUGCAACACUGCACAUGGAUAUCCUGGCAUCUUGUGCGAUUUCCACCAUAACUCCCCUGGAUACAUUUUUAGUUCUGCUUGCUGUUGGUCAGUACCUGAGAUGGGAUCCCUUGCAGUUUGUAGCAUCUGUGCCUCAAAUUAGGGUUCAAGGAAAUAAUCUAGGUAGUUUAUUUGUGAUGGAAUACCUUUUUGAGUACAGAAUUGGUUUUCUUCUUUACACUAUGCGGCAACAAUGUUGAUGUACCACCUAUCAGCCUGUUGAUGCGAUAUUUGUCCUGGUAAACUGACAUGUGCUUUCAUGGAGUUUAAAGGAACACUAUAGGGUCAGGAUCACAACCAUGUAUUCCUGACCCUAUAGUGCAAGCAAUUAAAACUCGCCUUAUUUCCAGUGCUGUGCUGGCCAUGCCCACUUGGUGACAUCAUCAGAACUGUCGAUUUUUAGCUAAUUAAAUGCUUUCCCAUCUCUGUGAGGAACAUUUAGCAGCCCCAUGCAGAGCUGAACAGCAGUGCUGCCUACUGUGCAGCACUGAGCCAGGAAGCACCUCCAGUGGCCACUUAGAGGUGUCCCUAAGUGCAAUGUAAACACUGCCUUUUCUCUGAAAAGGCAGUGUUUGUAUAAAAAUGCCUGAAGGCAAUGAUUAUGCUCACCAGAACAACUACAUUAAGCUGUAGUUGUUCUUGUGACUAUAGUGCCCCUUUAAAGAAAACUGAAUGAUAACUCUUCUCGUGAGAGCUCUGAUCCUUCUCAGAUGGCACUUUCGUGUGUGUGUGUGUACGUACACACAUACAGGGUUUGGAGCGUGGAUGGUAGGGUGUUUUAAAUGUUUUAUUACUAAAAAAAAAAAAAAAAAUCUCCAUCCUCCAUCCUCGCCCCACAUAACCGGCUGUAUGGGGGACAGCAGUGUCGGAUUCUCAACAGCUGUAACAAAUGUAUUUGAAAAAAUAAAUAAAAAUAAAGUAAAUUAUGAUUCAAGGUUUCCAUUUUAAUGAGAGCUUAAAAACUGUGGUUACAUUAAAGUAUUGAUACAUGCUAUCGUCGACUUUAUAUUUUUAUUGUGGCGAGUGACCCGCACCUGCUACUAUGUUGCAUUAACAGUGCUGGGGUAAAAAAAAAACAAAAAAAACAAACCUGCCUAUAUGGCCCAAGUUCUUCUUUUUAAAGCCCAGAAUCAAUUUUUUUUUUUUUUUUUUUUAAAUAGCCUUCUGAAACCUUGGUGGUUUCUAAUGAAAACACAGCUGUUUCACGUAGCAACAGGCACGCGCCUGCAUUCCCUGGUUAAUACGUGUAAGGAGGCCUAGUGCACGGACUGUAAGGGUUCUGCGUGUUUCAGGAUUGCAUCCCAAUCAGAAGCUGAAUGACUAGUUGGGUUCCGAUCAACUCGUCUAUGAGGCUUGUAGUUCACUAUGUGUAAUACGAUUUAAUAAUUAUGAAUGUGAUUAAUUUGUUCCAGUUAGUCCUUAAAGGUUGAGGUCAGUAAGGAGAUUGGAAGAAAUUGCUGAUGUCUAUUGGGGUAGCAUGAGAUCCGUGUACCAAAGGCAUACCAUCUACUUGUCAGUGUACUCUACUGGGAUCAGUGGGAUAUGACCACAGGUCUUGGCACAUCUAAAGAACUCUGCUCCUUACUAAGCUGCCCUAGCCAGACCCUGCUCCCAUGACGACCGGCCCCUGUGGAGCCAAGCUCCCCACCCAGCCGGCCCCCUCUGAGCCUGGCUCCCCCCGCCCACUCAGCCGGUCCCUGCAGAACCUCUUUUUUUUUUUUAAGCUGACCCGGCCGGCCCCUGCGGAGACCAGCUCCCCCCUCGGUCACUCAGCUGGCCCCUACGGAGUCCAACUCCUCCCUCUGACCACUCAGCCGGCCCCUGCGGAGUCAACUACUCCCCCGACGACUCAGCCGGCCCCUGCGGAGUCCGACUCCUCCCCCCGACGACUCAGCCGGCCCCUGCGGAGUCCGACUCCUCCCCCCGACGACUCAGCCGGCCCCUGCGGAGUCCGACUCCUCCCCGGCGGCUCAGCGGCCCCUGCGAGUCGACUCCUCCCCGACGACUCAGCGGCCCCCUGGCGGUCCCCGACCACUCCGAUCCGACUCCCCGACCACUCCAGCGGCCCGGCGGAGUCCGACUCCUCCCUCCCCGACCACUCCAGCGGCCCGGUCCGGCCCUCCCUCCCCCGACCACUCAGCGGCCCAGUCGCUCCCUCCUCCCCGACCUCCAGCCCGGCCCGAGCUCUCCCUCCCCGACCACUCAGCCCGGCCCGGCGGAGUCCGACUCCUCCUCCCCGACCACUCAGCCGGCCCGGAGUCCGACUCCUCCCUCCCCGACCACUCAGCCGGCCCCGGCGGAGCCCGGCUCCUCCCCUCGACCACUCAGCCGACACACCCCCGCAGCCGUCCCCUGGGGAGCCCUUCUUCCCCCUCUCUCAGCCGGCCCUCGCAGAGUUCGGGGCUCCUGGGUAGCCCGAUUCCCUAAACUCAGCCAUGCCUCGCCAGAGCCCGACUUCCUCCCACUUCUCAGCCGGCCUCCGGGCAGCCCGGCUCCCCACCCAGCCACAGGCAGACUUUAAAAAAAAAAAAAAAACUUUUAUUAUUCAAACACAUGUGUCUUCUUGGUUCAGCAAUUUUGAGUUUUCCUUCCCAAAACGCUAAGGGCAUGGUUCCUUUUACAACUCUUUAAAGAAUUCUCUACCAUUAAUGAAAGCAUAUAGCAAAUUGUUCUUCAGAAAGUGGGUGAGAUAGAGGUAUAAACAGACAUAUUAAUAUAUGUUAUGAUGGCAAGUCCCCGCACCUAAGAUCUUGCAAUCUGAAUGAGCAUGAAAGAGACAGGAGAGCAGUUUAGGACUGUUCCCAAACGUUCAGUAAACAUUACAAGCCAAAUUUAUUUAGGUUCUAGAAAUAGAUCUUGCGUGGACUUCAGCCCUAACAGGUAGAAAUGGCUGUCUGUUAAAUAGUGGGCAUGGCAAAAACAAAACAUUGUCUUUAUACAAAAACGGACAGACGUUACUGUAACCUUUGGACACUCAUGUCAAGGAUCAGCUGUAGAAGAUUGCUGCAAUACCUUUUAUGUAAUAGCCGUCCCCCUCCUCCCCCAAUAACUUUAAGUACAAUACGGUUACAUUUCUGAUCUAAACCUAAUUUCCAGUAAAUGUAUGUAAGUUCUGACUGCUGCUGCAAGAUGUUAAGGUUAAACAUCCUUUGUACUCAUCAAAAUGUCUGGAGCGAUGUCUGAGCACAUCUGCAUGUUUAUUCCAAUACCAGCUGUGACGGCUGCCAACCAGUGAUGCUGCGGUGUUGGGUGAUUAUUGAUCUCACCACAUCUAGGUUUUAACCCUGUCCUUGCAACAAAAGUUAAGAUGGGUCUCUAAGUGAUCUACUUUAUACAGCUGGGGAGGGAAGUCAGGCAGCCAGACUGCCAGUUAGUCUCUUGUCUGCAGAAUUUGUCCAUUUCUGAUGCCUCAGCACAUUUUAUACCAGUUACAGGCUGACGAGAUGGCAUCCAGCCAGAUUCCGUGUGCCAUGAGCAGUGUUAAUCCAGGCAUAGAGAUUAACACUUCUAGAUCCUGGCUGGCUAACCUUUUGGUAUUCCUGCUAUCCCCCCACCCCCACUCCCCACCCACCAUUGGCCAGGCUUCAUGGGAAUUGUAGUCUGUAGUGCAUUUGCCGUCACAGUUCUAAAUGCUGCUAAGCACUAUGUUUCAGUAUUUCAAAAAUUGCUUUGCAUGAAAAGUUAAUAAGUUCUUCGUUGCCUUCUGAUAUGAAAGUAUAGCUUUUAUGGCUUUAUUUAAAAUGUUAUUGUGUUUUGUUCUGACUGGUAUGUUUGACUGUAAAAACAAAUGCCAAGUGUAAAAACCGAACCGAAAGAAAACCCUAAAAUUUGUACGUACCUGCUACAGGUCAUGAAAAUUAAAAAUAAGAUAUUGGCUAAGCUCACUCAUGGCAAUGGAAAAUGAAUCUUUCUGAACAUGGGUUUUAAUUGCUGGCUUCAUGUACAGGAAUCCUACCUGCAUACAUCCCCAACAUUUAAAAUAGUGUCAAAGAGGGAUACUUUUUUUUUAUUUUAGGGGUUGUUUGGGGGUGGCCAGCAGCGGGCUGUUUUUGAGACAUUCUAGGUGACUUACUAAUUUUAUGGAAUCAAAGAUUUUAUUCAACACGUUUAUUGUAGUUUUAAAGGCACAUUACUGGUGUGGAACUUGUUACGAUUGCCCCCAGUCUAGCAGGAGGGUUGAUCGCUUGGAUAUCCUAGAUCCCGCUGCAGAGAGUCAAACGGAGGUCUUUCGGUGGUAAGCUGCAAAUGUAGAAUAUCCCCAAGCACGAUAUAAGCAUCAAUAUCCCGGAUCCCUACAACAUGAGUCGAGGCUGCAAGUUGAGGGUCAAAACGAACUGGCUUUACUGGCACAUAGCAUGGCAAUUUAUGUGAUUCCUCAGGUCCAAGGACAGCCCCCUGUGGACCUGAUGGAAUACAGGUACAGUACAGUGUAUCCUUUGAAUUAGUACCCACCCAGCUUGGAGAUAAUGAGGCCAACGGUUAUACAAUCUAAUUAUCUCCAAGCGCACAAACGACCACGUUUUAUUCUGUCCCCAAAAACUGUAUAAAAAUACAUAACUUUCACAUUAAUAACAGGAAACAGCUCAUUCUACCAUUCAUCUAAAGGCUCGCGUUCUUAUACAUUAAACAUGCGAAUGGCGCUUCAAUCCCACGAACAGAAUGAGCCAUUGCUGCCGUAUAAUGUCCGUUCGGCAUUUUGGGAUUGUAAGUCUCUGUUGGCUGCCAUGUUUUUAGACGGUUCAGCGGGCAGCGGGACCUCGCUUCUAACAUGUGGAACUAAACUCGGUAUCAGUUCAUGCGAAGUCCCGCUGUCUGUCUGGUAGUGGAACUCGUUCGGUACGUGAACGAGGACCACCUGGUAGCAGGGUACUUGACCUGCGGUUAACCGCAGAAACCACAAGUUAAUGAUCGCCACGCGGCCCGCUGUAGGGGGUCUUCAUUCGGUUGGUAGUUCGGUAUAUCCCGUUCGGUAUUUUUGAUGCGAACGUCGAUGCCCCAGGUCUAUCAAUUAAGUUGUGGUUAACCGCAAACCGCAGCCACCUGGGUGGUUAAUGGCUGCCACACGCCGCUGGCUGGGUGGUCGAGCGUUCGGUAGUUUGCGGGGUGACGGGGUUAAGUGGCGGCACACGCCAAGUUCUGGGGGGUCCCCUGUUCGUACCACGAAUGGAGUCUUUAUAAUGGUUCGGGUAAUCCAUUCGUGCGUCUUUCGUUUUAAACUUAUACCGGGACAAACAGUAUCCAUUGAUUAGCAAACAGUAACAUAGUUAUUUCCAGACUUUUGUAACAAUGCUCCCUCUUUGUGGGACACUCUGGCAGACACUGUCUGACCCCUUUUCGGGGCAGACUAAGGCUGUCCAGACUCGUAGAGUUAUGCUGGGCUGAGAUCUGUUUGCCGGGAUAAUCCGUCGGCGUUGCCGUUCUGCUUCCCGGGUCGGUAGGUGAUUGUAAAAUUAAAGGGUUGCAGGGAUAGACUCCAGCGUAACAAUCUGCCAUUGUCCCCAGCGACCCGGUUGAGCCACACCAGCGGGUUAUGGUCUGUAACCAGAGUGAACUCUUGUCCAUACAAAUAGGGGGUUAGCUUCUUUAAUGCCCACACCAGAGCCAAACACUCCUUCUCUACCGCGGCAUAGCUGACUUCGCGUGGUAGGAGUUUUCGACUGAUGUAGGCAAUCGGGUGUUCCUUCCCAUCAUCUCUUACUUGGCUGAGGACAGCUCCCAGCCCGAACAUGGAAGCGUCUGUAUGGACAAUAAAACGUCGAUUAGGGGCUGGGGCAGCCAAGACAGCAUUAAUCAACGCAGUUUUGAGUGCUUGGAAAGCAGUUUCACAGUGGGGAGACCAGAGGACCUGUCGGGGAAGGUUUUUCUUUGUCAGGUCAGUCAGGGGUUUGGCAAUGGCGCUAUACUCAGGUACAAAUCUCCUGUAGUACCCAGCGGUACCCAGGAAGGCUAGCACUUGGCUCUUAGUGUGUGGAGUGGGCCAGUUGGCGACCGCUUCUAUUUUAGCCGGCUCCGGCCGCUGCUUCCCUCAGCCUACCCGGUAACCCAGGUACUGAACCUCAGCCAUCCCAAAGUGACAUUUUUCUGGCUUUAGAGUCAGGCCGGCGGCCCGAAUCUGAUCCAGGACUAUUCCCACAUGAGCUAAGUGUUCCUCCCAGGACUCACUAUGGAUCGCUAUGUCGUCCAGGUAUGCGCAGGCAAACUCCUGGAAGCCAUCAAGCAGUCUGUCCACCAAGCGCUGGAAUGUAGUGGGGGCAUUCUUCAUCCCGAACGGCAUGACCUUAAAGUGGUACAAACCAAACGGGGUGACGAAGGCCGACUUGGGGACAGCCUCCCUGGCCAGGGGGAUUUGCCAGUAACCCUUACAGAGGUCAAUGGUAGUGAGGUAGUUCCCCCUGGCUAUGCGAUCCAGCAACUCAUCCACUCUGGGCAUGGGGUAGGCAUCGGUGACAGUUUUGUCAUUGAGUUUCCGGUAGUCCACACAGAAUCUGGUGGUGCCGUCCUUUUUGGGGACCAGAACCACCGGGGAUGCCCAGGGACUAUCGGAAGCUUCAAUGACCCCUAGUCGUAGCAUCUCAUCUAGUUCCUUUUUCAUGCCUGUCCUUACUGCCUCCGGAAUUCGGUAGGGCGCCUGUCUCAAAGGGUUUUGACCGGGGGUAUCUACUUGGUGGGUGGUCAACUCCGUGUACCCUGGUUCUUGGGAGAACAUGGCUUGUUUCUCUCGGAGCAGUUUGUGUAGCUGCUCCCUCUCAACUGGGCUAAGUCUGUCCCCGAUCUGUACUUGGCUCACUAUUUCAACCGGGCCGUUAGGGGUUAAUAAGUCGGGUAUGGGGAGGCUAUCUGCGUCCUCGUGCGCAGGGCUACAUAUGGCAGACACUUCCUCUGGUCUCUGUAAGUAUUCUUUCAACAUGUUCACAUGAAAUAUCUUUCUUAAGUUUUCAUCGUGACAGCUGGCAAUUACAUAAGUGGUGUCUCCUCUCUUCUCCACUACCUGGUAGGGACCCUGCCAGGCUGCUUGUAGCUUGUCUGCCUUAAUUGGUUUUAAUACCAUGACUUUCUGCCCUAGACAGAAGCUUCUCCGCCGUGCCCCCCGGUCGUACCACACUUUGUCGCCCCUGGGCCGCCUGGAGGUUGGCCUGGACGGACUUAGCCAAUUGCUCCAUUCGGUCCCGGAGCUCCAGUACGUAGGGCACAAUGGGGACCCCGGCGUUCUCGGUCUCUCCCUCCCAGUGCUCACGGAUCAGGUUCAGGGGGCCCCGUACCUUGCGGCCGUAUAGCAGCUCAAAGGGAGAGAACCCGGUGGUUUCCUGGGGCACCUCCCGGUAAGCAAACAGGAGGUGCGGCAGAAAACGUUCCCAGUUCCUAUACUCCUGGGUGAAGGUUUUUAACAUCUGCUUGAGGGUUCCGUUGAACCGCUCACAUAACCCAUUGGUCUGGGGGUGGUACGGGGAGCUGAGAAGAGAUUUUAUUUUGCAAACGUGCCAUAGCUGCUGGGUCAGUUCGGCCGUGAACUGCGAUCCCCUGUCGGAUAGGAUCUCCCUAGGGAAUCCUACCCGAGAAAAUACCUGCACUAAUGCAUUAGCCACCGUGUCUGCCUGAAUAUUAGAUAAAGCCACAGCUUCUGGGUAGCGGGUAGCAUAGUCCACUAUGGUAAGAAUGUACCUCUUACCAGAGGGGCUAGGGGUGGCUAGUGGCCCAACUAAGUCGAUGGCUACCCGGCUAAAUGGUUCGUCGAUGAUGGGCAUGUUAACGAGGUGUGCCUUGGGGUGGUCUCCUCGCUUGCCUACCCGUUGGCAGACCUCGCACGUAUUACAAUAGGACCUCACAUCGGCAUGUACCCCUGGCCAGAACAAGGUAUGGGUAAUACGGUGCAGGGUACGGGUUACUGCCAAGUGCCCGGCUAAGGGAAUAUCAUGACCCACCCGGAGGAUAUCCCGCCUAUACUUGUGGGGUAUCACUAACUGUCUCCUCCGGUGGCCCCUCUUCUCUGUGUGUCGGUACAGUCGGCCCUGUUCCCAGGCAAAAGUCUCCUGGUCUGAUCCCCCAGUCCCUGUAUCAGCCCUUUCCCUAUAUUUUUGGAGCGUCGGAUCAGUUUUGGUCUCAGCCUCAAAGGCUGCAGGGGUGUCCCAGGGCAAAGGGGCAGGAGGGGUGGUCACAGUCGGGUUAAGUCUUAUCUGAGCCUCCCGCACUGGUGAAGGGUCCCGCACUUGUCCUGCUUGUGACCGGGUCGUCACGGGAUGUGCCUCAGCGUUGUAAGAAGGGGCAUAAGCCGAGGUCAUAGGUCCCAGGUCGUUUCCCAGCAAAACUUCGGCUGGCAAAUUAUCCAUAAUCCCCACCCUCACAAGUCCUUUCCCCGCACCCCAAUCCAAAUGUACCUUUGUACAAACCUAAGUUUGUAAAUGUCCCCUCCAGCUACCCGGACAGCUACUGUGUCAGGAGAGCGCUUGUUCUCUGGAACUAAUCGGCUUUGUACCAAGGUGAUCGUGGCUCCGGUGUCUCUUAACCCCUGUGUGGGACGACCCUCCAGCAGUACCUCUUGCCGGUGGUGUUGUCUAUUGUCGCUGGCGGCAUACACAGGGUUAGCUUCGUGCAGGGAUCCCAGGUACUCUUCCAGCGGACUGUCUUGUUCCAGGCAAAAGGCUCGAGCUGGUCGAUUGUUACCCGUUGAGGGAGCAUUAUAAUUCCGUUCGGGGUAGUUAUUGUUGAGGGGACAGCUGGCCAUCAGGUGCCCCGGCUGCUUGCAUUUGUAGCACGUAGGGCGGGAGCGCUCCUGAGGGUAAUUGCUGGGUGGUCCCGGAUACCGUGUAGGUCCUGCCGGUACCGGUGUGCGAAACUCCGUUCGUGGGGUUGGUCGGUAUAUCUCUAGGGUUUCGGGGCGCGUUAUCGUUCGGGUAUUGCCGAACUCCUGUACUUGUGCCUCCCGGUGUUCAUCUGCCAACCUGGCUGCUUCAUGUAAAUUAGCGGGACGCCUGUCUUUCAGCCACUCCGGGUCUUUUUGUUCCAGACCCUCGUAAAAAUGUUCUAGUAAAAAUAGUUCCAACACCUCCGCUGCGGUAACGGCCCGACACCCGGUAAUCCAAUGGUUAGCAGCUCUUCACAUACGGUGUGCCCAUUCGGCAUGCGUAUCGUUCGCCUUUUUCUUAGUGCCACAGAACUGCCUUCGGUAGGUGUCUGGGGUCACAGCGUACCGUUUCAGCAGAGUCUCCUUCACUGUGGGGUAUUGGGCUACCUCUUCGGCGCUGAGUGUCCUGAAAGCUUCCAUGGCCCGCCCAGUUAACUUUCCUGCCAAAAUACGUGGCCACGCUGAAACGGGAAUCUGAUGCAAGGCACAUUGUCUUUCAAAAUCGGCCAAAAAUUUAUCUAUCCCCAUCUCAUUCUCCGCAAACGGCUUGAAUGCCGCGAACGGAAUCUUUGGCUGUUCGGCAGUUUCUGGGGAGCCGUUGUGGCUAUUAGCGGCGGCUCCCUGUUGUGCGGCUACCAUGUUCAGCUCAUGAGUUCUUGCCCGCUGUAUGUCCGCCUCAGCUUCUGCCAUUAGUUGCUGUACCAACUCCACGGAUGGGUUCGGCCCGUAUAGAGGCAGCCGUUCUUGGACAAUCCUUGUCUUCUCAUCGCUGAAUGUUGCCGUCGGUUCUGCCAUCGUGAAACUUUGAUCCAACUCGUUCAGGUCGGCAAUUAAUUCUCUCCUUGGCCGGUUACUUGCGUUCCCCCCACGGCUCUCGAGUAAAUCCUUUAAGGUGGUACACUUCAGCUUAUCGUAGUUGCUCUCCAUCCGUCUUAUAUGUCUCUCUCAGGAAUUCCAGGAUGAUCCCGCCGCUGCCACCAAUUGUUACGAUUGCCCCCGGUCUAGCAGGAGGGUUGAUCGCUUGGAUGUCCUGGAUCCCGCUGCAGAGAGUCAAACGGAGGUCUUUCGGUGGUAAGCUGCAAAUGUAGAAUAUCCCCAAGCACGAUAUAAGCAUCAAUAUCCCGGAUCCCUACAACAUGAGUCGAGGCUGCAAGUUGAGGGUCAAAACGAACUGGCUUUACUGGCACAUAGCAUCGCAAUUUAUGUGAUUCCUCAGGUCCAAGGACAGCCCCCUGUGGACCUGAUGGAAUACAGGUACAGUACAGUGUAUCCUUUGAAUUAGUACCCACCCAGCUUGGAGAUAAUGAGGCCAACAGUUAUACAAUCUAAUAAUCUCCAAGUGCACAAACGACCACGUUUUAUUCUGUCCCCAAAAACUGUAUAAAAAUACAUAACUUUCACAUUAAUAACAGGAAACAGCUCAUUCUACCAUUCAUCUAAAGGCUCGCGUUCUUAUACAUUAAACAUGCGAAUGGCGCUUCAAUCCCACGAACAGAAUGAGCCAUUGCUGCCGUAUAAUGUCCGUUCGGCAUUUUGGGAUUGUAAGUCUCUGUUGGCUGCCAUGUUUUUAGACGGUGCAGCGGGACCUCGCUUCUAACAUGUGGAACUAAACUCGGUAUCAGUUCAUGCGAAGUCCCGCUGUCUGUCUGGUAGUGGAACUCGUUCGGUACGUGAACGAGGACCACCUGGUAGCAGGGUACUUGACCUGCGGUUAACCGCAGAAACCACAAGUUAAUGAUCGCCACGCGGCCCGCUGUAGGGGGUCGUCAUUCGGUUGGUAGUUCGGUAUAUCACGUUCGGUAUUUUCGAUGCGAACGUCGAUGCCCCAGGUCUAUCAAUUAAGUUGUGGUUAACCGCAAACCGCAGCCGCCUGGGUGGUUAAUGGCUGCCACACGCCGCUGGCUGGGUGGUCGAGCGUUCGGUAGUUUGCGGGGUGACGGGGUUAAGUGGCGGCACACGCCAAGUUCUGGGGGGUCCCCUGUUCGUACCACGAAUGGAGUCUUUAUAAUGGUUCGGGUAAUCCAUUCGUGCGUCUUUCGUUUUAAACUUAUACCGGGACAAACAGUAUCCAUUGAUUAGCAAACAGUAACAUAGUUAUUUCCAGACUUUUGUAACAGAACUCUGUUAUACACUCCAGCAAUAUGGAGCUCCUAGAAAAGAGGCAUUGGGAUUGAAAAGAGGGACAGAGGGAUUUUAGCCAAAAAUAGGGACUGUCUUUCCUAAUUAGGAACACAUUUGGGAGGUAUAUAACCCAGUUAAUAUGUAAUCCAAGCUACUGAUGAUUUAUUUAUUUUUCCCCACAAAAGAAUCAUAGUUGCAUAUAGUUACAUAGGCUGAAAAGAGACUUGCGUCCAUCAAGUUCAGCCUUCCUCACAUAUGUUUUUGCUGUUGAUCCAAAAGAAGGCAAAAAAAAAACCUAGUCUUAAGCGCUUCCAACUUUGCAACAAACCAGGAAAAAAAUCCUUCUUGACACCAAAAUAGCAGUCAGAUGUCUCCUUGGAUCAAACAGCUACUACCCCACUAAUUAGACAUUAUGUCCCUGUAUGUUAUGUUUUUUUGCAAGUAUUUAUCCAAUUGCAGUUUAAACAUAUCGAUGGACUCUGAUAAAACCACCUCUUCAGGCAGAGAAUUCCAUAUCCUUAUUGCUCUUGCUGUAAAAAAAACCUUUUCUUUGCAUUAGAUGAAAUCUCCUUUCUUCCAGCCUAAAUGCGUGACCUCGUGUCCUAUAGCCCUGUUUAUGAAUAGAUUUCCAGAUAAUGGUUUGUACUGUCCCCGAAUAUAUUUGUAUAAUAUCAUAUCUCCUCUGAGGUGCCGUUUUUUUUCCCCCUCAAACUAAAGAGAUUGAAAUUUUUUUUAAUCCCGAAGGCUUUGGUUGUCUCCAGGGGGUAAAGAAUGAAGCGGACGUCAUUGUUCUAGAACAGGUUACAUUGGACUUCUACCAGUUCCAUAGACGAUGUCCUCUUAAAGUGAGCCCAUCAUCAUGGACGUUCUCUUUAUUGCAGAACAGUCUUGAAUGAGGGCAGUCCUGCUGGGUCUAGAAUACUUGAGAGGCAGGCUAAUAACUUAACGAGUGAUUCAUAACCCCUUUCAUUUAAUUCCUUUAACUUUUACUAAUGCAUUAUUCAGUUUUCUUUUUGAUCAUUGAUGUAUCGUAUUUAAAAAGCACCAGUGGAAUCUGCAGUGCUUUUACAUUGCAUCCUUUUUAAAACUAAAGAUCUAAAGUAUGAAGAAGCAUGUUAAAUUUAGUUAGUUUACCAACAUUAUAGUACCUGCACUCACAACUGGAAUUUUAGGAAUUUAUGUCUUCAGUUCUUAUAUUUCUGCUUUUGAUAAAUUUUUAUUUAUUUUUUUUCUAUCUCUGGAAUCCUGAAAUUCUGCAGAACUACCCUUCCAACAUUUUUACGCUUUGUUUUAUUUAUUUUUUUUUUUAACCAAAAUAAUGGCUACAUUUUAAUGUUUUCUUGUGUUGUGCCUCUAUGAACAAAAAGUUCAGUUUUUAAAUUUUUAAUCAAAACAUAGAGCGUAAAAAAUAAAAUAAAACCGUUAUGUAUUUUUCACCUAAUCCUUUUAUAAGAUUGCAGUCUGAUGGCAGAUUUGUGGUUCCAGAAAAAAGACAGAAUUGUAAAAAUGCUGUCCUACAUAAGUGUGAACUGCGUUGGGACAAAGUGUAUAUAAUGCACUCAGUACAAACGUGUUUAAUAUGCCACAGAUAGACCAGUCUGCAUGAACGCUGUGUUUUCGAAAGAACUAUUAAUGCAAAUAAAAAUUUUUUGCUAGAAAAUGCAUUGUGAUGGCGUGUACUCUUCCGAUCAUGCUGCUGUUCUUGAUGGCCGAUAUGUUCUCGGUGUUUUUUUGGCUCGAACAGUCUGCAGCUUUCAGCAAGGAAUAACUGAUAUAUAUAUUUUUUUGGGUCCCUUGUGAGAGUAGAAUCCUCAGGGGUUUAGAAUAGUUAGAAACCUGUCGCCAUGGCAACCUUCGGGAUGUAGCUGAAAAUCAAAUCGCAAUUAUCACUCUCUGAGCUGCUAAACCCCAUCCUCGUUAAUAAAGAUAUGCCAAAAGCGUACCUCCCCUUUCCUCCUUAGCUAUUGUAUGCGAACCGCAGGAAAUAUGUCUAUAAAGCAGAGUGGCUUAAAUGGCUGUUCUGUCUCUCCCAGAAGACAAACUCUGAUCCAGUUACUGGCCGAGUGUUCCUUAAAAAUAAAUUAGAAAAAAGAAAAAGCCCAGCAAAGCUAAAUGCUAUUCACCUUCUUUAGACCCUGAAUUAUCAAAUUCAAUAUUAUUGGUAUAGGGACAAAGUUAGGAGAAGGAAUUGUAGCCGACAGGGGCGCAAGUGCCCUGCUGGCACCAUAACCACUAAAGCCAUUAACCAGGUUCCUUUAGUGAUUGUUUGUUUAAUCUAUGACUCCUGUGCCUUGUAAGUGGCACUGAUGCAGUCUGGGGCAAAUGAGGAUUAUUAAAAAUAAACUGAAAUACAGAAAUAAUGAAAACAUUGAAAUUGUAGGCUCCUCUUCCUAUUUACAUAUGUGCCAUGUAUUGAGUCUUUUUUGAAUUUCUUUUUUUUUUUAAAUCUUCAUGAUGUUUUGCUGCCAAAAUAUAGUGUUUUAUAUGUAGUAUCUGUAAGCUUUAGGUAACCAAUUCUAUAAUGUUAAAUGGUUACUCCAACCACGAUGACCACUUAAGUGUUUUGAAGUGGCCAUGGUGGUAAGAGUAUGUAUGCGCAUUGUUUCUGUUUUGAAACACUGCACUUACUGAGAUAUUUUGGUGUUGUGUGCUGGGGGCUAAAUACAUAGUCCAUUUAAAAGUUGGCUUUUCCUUAUUUAAAUACAAUAAAUACUUAGUAAUGUCUAUUCUUGUAGCUCUUAUACUUCGAUAUUUGUCCUAGUGUUUUACAUAAAUGUUCCAUUCGUUACCUAGUAGCGUUCCCAGAGUGCAAAGCAAGCCACACAGAGGUUAGCUGUGAAUAUGUUUCCACUUAAUGAAUGUAUAUACAAAAUUUUAAACGUGUGCGACAAAGGCCGUGUCCUAGAACUGAAUUAAAAUAUAUCCUUAAAGAUCAUUUAGGGGUGGUCAAAAACAAAUUUAAAAAAUCCGGUUAAUCUUGUGGUUUGGUUUUGAAAACAAAUGAUAAAUGUAUUGUUACGCCGUGUUUGUCAGUGUUGCCGCUUACAACUGAGCACCUAGUGGAGGCGUUGGUCGAGAUGUUGGGUUUCUGUAAAGUUAGGAGUUGGGGUGCAGUUCAACUUUGAGAAUGAGGGGAAAUAAAACGGUGUAUUUAGCUGAUUAACCAUGUGACCAUUAAAUAGCUAUAAAAUAAUAAUCUUGCCUUGUAUUUGACAAGAGAAACAUUUUAUUUACAUUAUUGAUUUAUUAAACCAGUUUUUUAUUUCUCGGUAAUCUGUCCUUGUUACCAGCCCUGCGCUGUGAUACUUUUUAGCUGUAGCAGCCGAGUCGCUCAGCCACUUCCUCUAGCAAGCAGGGUGGCAGAUCUCCAGGCUUGUGGCCCAGCACACGAUGAGUUAACCUGCUAUUGGCAGCGGGUGUUCGCUCUGCAGCUUCUGUGCUGCGUCUGAUUGGCUGCAGAGGGGUGAAAUUGAAACCACAGUAAACUUUUGACCCUGUAGCAUUUUCUUGGUAGACGCCUAUUGCUGGUGGAGCCUAGUUUUUAGAAUUUUUUUUUUUUUCCUUCCUCUCUGUUCUGCGUGUUUGUGUCUUUUUUGUUUUUUUCCUCCCUUUUUUGCUUUCUUGCCGUCUGACCAUAUGUAAUCUCUCCAGCGUAAACGGAGGCGCAGUGCUGCUGACUUUAACACUCUGCGAGUUUUGUGUGCGUCACCGCAGGUGCAUUCUUUCUUGUUGCCAUCGCAGAAGUUACAUUCUGUGUCUUAUUGUACUUUAAAACUGGGGCAGCCUGUGUGCCCUGCGAGCCCUGAUUCAGGAUUGGUUGGAGCAAACACUAGAGCUGUUCUAGAAAAUCAGGAUUGUAUAAACUAAUUACAUAAACAGAAUAUUAAGCGUUGACCCUGAUUCAAAUCCAAUGUGUACAUCAUAGGCUCCUUAACCUGUGUCACUCCUGUGUCCGCUUCAUUGUCUAGCCACCUGUCUUUUUUUAUUAAAUAUCAUAUUUUCACCCAUUUACGCUUACCACCUAGCCAUGUUCUACUUGGUGGCUACUUUUUAUAAAUAAAACAAUAUCUCGAUUUCUGUAAUAUAUAAACCCACGCAGCACACUCAACAUGGUAGAUAAAGUGAAUAUACACUACAUGGCCAAAUGUACGUGAUCUCCCGGCUGUUGAACAUCUCACUAUAAAAUCCCGGGGACUAGUGUAGGAGUGGUCCUCCCUUUGCUAUUUUGGGAAGACUUGGUGCUACCUUUUGAUGUAAUGCUUCAGGAUUUGAUUCUAUUCCAUCCAUUUCACACUGGUGAUAUGUUAUGGCUAGAUUUGAUUUCUUAACGUCUCAGUGGCGUUUUGUUGGUGAUGAAGUUGAGUCUGCCACACCGUUCUCUGCAAACAUUCUGUGUAGACCUAGGUCUGAUCAUGUAUCUCUGUUCUUUGUAAAACAAGGAUACUGUCUACAAACUCGUCAAAAUGUUCUACCUACAACAGCUGAAAUAUUAUUGCGUGUGGAAUAUUUAAAGGUCCCUUGAUGGUAACUACAAACUACCUUAUACCUCAACCAACUUUCUGUGGCAGUUUAGAAGAGUUACGGAUUAUUACAACCGAUAUUUACUAGUGAAUUAUAGGGAUGGUAUGGGCAAUUGGGGUUGUGGGGUUGGUUAGCUCCUUGGCAGGAGAUGGGCUGGGAUGAAGAUGCUGGGUCAACUCCAAAAUGGAUACAAACUGCACAGACGCAAAAAUUGUUGCUUUUUUUUUUUUUUAAGGUGCAGUGGUUAUGGUGCUUGGUAUCCCUUUAACCGUUACUUAAAGGACCACUAUAGGCACCCAGACCACUUUAGCUCAAUGAAGUGGUCUGGAUUGCAGGUCCAUCUAGGAUUAACCCCGCAGCUGUAAACACAGCAGUUUCAGUGAAACUGCUAUGUUUCACUGAGGGUUAAUCCAGCCUCUAGUUGCUCUCAUUGACAAACGCUAGAGGAGCUUCCGCGAUUCUUACUGUGAAAAUCACAGUGAGAAGUCGCCAGCAUUGAGAAAUGCUUUCCUAUGGACUUACUGCGCGCGCGUGUGAGAUUUCUGUAGGAAAAGCAAGUCUUAUAGCUUGACUUGUGUGUGUGUGUGUGUGUGUGUGUGUGUGUAUAUUUCUGCUGGCUUACCCCCACACAUUUUCUACUCUGUGCUGGUCUUUCUGUGUUUUUUUUUUACACUAUCCUGGAUGUCCAGCCCAUGGCACACUAGGAUCACAGCAUGGGUCCUCCAUAUGUUGUUUGGAUACAAUUAAUGCUGUUGCAUUGAGGACUUCUAUGUCUAUGCUCCUUAAUCUAUGCUGCAAAAAAUUCAGCUCACGUGUCCGUCUACAUGUGCAAUCAGUUUUGUACCUGUUGUUUUAAGUUUUACACCUUAUAACCUAUUAUGUUCUCUGUAUUGCUUUAUACAUGACCUAAACAAAAAUAAAUAUUAAAAAGUAUAUAUACAUUUUUUUUUUUUAAUGUAUUUUUUUUUUUUUAAAGAAACCGGUUGAGUACAGGAUUUUUUAUUUAUUUUUUUUGUUAAUUUUUCCUGUGCUGGAGGUAGCUACAUAAAAAAAAAUGUAAUGUAUACCCAUUACCCAAUUUAUUAUACAUAGAUUGGCAAGUUUAAAUUAUUAAACACAACUCCGUCAUUGGAUCGGCCUGCUCCUGCUGUGGCCUCAAUCAUCCUUAAUCAGGCAACGUGGGUCCGUUCCACGGCAUUACAGCUCCUAAGUUAAAAAUAGAAUCCGCUGCAAAGUACCGGGGGGGGGGGCGGGGGAGAAAGCAGAUUACCGACACAAAUCCUGCUUUUUUCCAACUGCCCUUUAAGCCCACGUGCUGUUAAAAUUUGUUCAUGGGUAGUGCUCAGAUGCAUUAUUUGCCACCUGGGCCCAGAAUGUGCCCCAACUGUUGCUCACACAUGGGUGUGUUUAAAGGUCAUGCCACCCUUUCUUUAUAAUUUGCCGUAUUGAAGGCAAAUUUUAUUACCUCCUAAAAUGGUUUGGAUUUGUAUGCAGACACCGCACAUUUCACCAUUCCUUUCUAAAUAACGUAAUACUAGGUGAGUGAUCAUUCUCUUUGACUGGCGCUCACAACAAAAUAAAAUGCCUUUCUAAGUAGCACUGACCUUAACGCAGCCCUGUAGAGUGCAUUUUUCCAUAACAAACCCCCUUCAUCACCCUAUAUAUUUUAUAGUUUUUAUUCUGUUUGGGUGCUUGUGACUUCAAAGGUUCUCUUAGAAAGGUGGGUGGCUUAAUUGCUCCCCUUCCAGUGUUAGGAUCAAAAUGACAAUUAUUGUGACCCCUAUUAUUAUUCUAAAAAAACCAAAAAAACCAAAAAAAAAACCUUUGCUUCAGCCCUUUGGGAAUAUCAGGCAUCUGGCAUAUACAGAAGGGGUGAUUAUAAUAUCAUACUGUGCGUAUGGCUCUGUGUGUGUUUUGUAUAUUCCAUUAGGAUGUCAACAGUUUGGUCUACCAGCUCGUUGGUUCUCUUGUAUAUAAAUGCAUGUUUAUGUGUGGUUGAUGGCAGGGUGUGUGUGUGUGUGUGUGUAUAUAUGUAUGUAUGUAUGUAUAUAAAUAAAAACUGGCUUACACUCAUGUUUUUUUUUUUUUUUAAGUUAAAACAAUAUCUUUAUUGCAAAUUCAUAAAAACUCUGAUCAACGUUUCAGCCCCGUACGUAUUGUAUGAUCCUGAGGAAAGCCACAGAGGGGGGCUGAAACGUUGAUCGGAGUUUUUAUGAAUUUGCAAUAAAGAUAUAGUUUUAACUUUAAAAAAAUAAAUAAAAAAAGUGCGUGCAAGCCAGUUUCCUUUUUUUUGGUAAAUAUCUUUUUAUUAAACCUUUUUGUUUUUGUCGAUUUUGCAACAUGUCAAAGAGAAACGUGGACUCGCAGGUCCCUCUGGUCAUUCACAGAAGCUUAUACAUCGGAAGGCAUGUGAUGACAUACGUGUCUGGGCGACUCGCAGGUCGCUUUCUUGAGUAAAUAGCAUGUGUAUUGUGGACUCGCAGGUCCGGUGUUACAUGGUGGUGCUUAGUACUCUGUUAUAUUUGAUAUGUACCAUUUCUACGUUGGGUGGUUCUGCAUGCCCCAACGUGGUUGUGUUUUGUUUGUCUAUUCCCCAUGCCUACCCUGUAGCCUCUAGGCAGUAGUGAGACAUGUGGCCAUCUGGUGUGUAGGGUCCCUUCGGGACGUGCAGCCCCCCAGUGACCUUGUGUCCAGGGUCCAACCUGGCCAUAUUGUGGGGUGUUGGCCCCCUGCCGUAGUAUAAUGUGGUUCUGCCCAGCGGCAUAGGUGGUGUUGGUGGGAAUAACCUAAGGGGCAUCCUGCGACUCCCUCCAAACUAAUGAGCUUUAUAGCUCACAAAACAGGCGCUCUUCCACCCCCUUUACUCUCGAGGCCGCAGUCCGCCCCGAGCCCCGCAAGUGGUUGCACUCUAGCGGGUGUCGUGGCCCUCCCCGCACGCCCCCCCGGGUCCCCCGAACCCGCGCUCCACCCCGCUCCGAUAGGGGGCGGGGGUGAGGUAUCGCGUUUUGGGCCAGGUGUGGAUCGUCCCGCUAGUCUCCCAGCGUCUCCUCCUGGGGAUUGUCGGUUCCCUCCCCCCUGGUCAAUUGCAUAGUCCGAAAUGCCUCUGUACCCACCCGUGCCAACCAAGGUGUCCAUGUGUCUAAGUAUGUCUGCGUUCGGUCUUGGGCUGAAUACCAGAUCUCCUCUGUGACUCGUAACUCCUCCAUUCUAGUAAACCACAGGGAGAGUGUUGGGGUCGUGUCUUUUUUCCAGUACAAAGGUAUUAGGUGUUUUGCGACGUUAAGGAUUCGGAUGGUCAGGGAGCGUUUGUAGCGUGAUGUGGGGGUUGUCGUGUGGUGUAGGAGGUACGGGGCGGGCCGGAAGGGUGGGACAUUGUCCGUGAACAUGGCCACCAUGGCAGCUAUUUGCUCCCAGAAUGGUACUAUAAGUGGGCAUUCCCACCAUAUGUGAAGAAAGGAUCCCACCCCUCUCUUGUGCAAGCCAGUUUCUAUAUAUCUUAUAUAUUUUUGGGCACCGGGUAAUAUUAAUUUUGGAGUGUGAGUGCAAGGACUAAUAAGUUUCUAUAUAUGUAUAUGUAUAUAUGUAUAUAUAUGUGUGUGUGUGUGUGGAAUGCCAUGAAGUAUGAACAAAAAGUAGUAUUUGUACCUCUUUACUUUUCUGUGCCAAUAAGCACUAGUCCCCCAAUACCGCUUGAAAGUGACAUGGAGGAGGGUAGUGACUGGUGACUGCAUAUUUGUCCCCCUUGCUCAAAACCUGGCAUCUAUUGCAAGCAGUGAGAGGUGUAAGGAGAGCUACCUGGCACCGUUACACAGCUGAGCACAUUGCAUUAGUACAUUAGAGUGUGAUCUACGUCUCUUCUACUACAGAGCAGCACAGCUCAUACUAGAACGUGAUGUAGUAAUCCGUGUGAGUCACCAUGUAACUGUGAUUAUUCUGUAAUAUAUCAAGCACGUUUUGUGUUACACUGUGCUUCAAACUCUGCCAGGGUCUCGUGGCAUGAAAUCCGGCAAGCCCAUCUGAUUAACCUCCUACCAAGUGGCCACACAAGGUACACAGGGUGAAUGGAAUUUUUUUAACGCUGUGUAUAUACAUGUAUGCAAAUAUAGCUGUAUAUAUUUGCCUGUGUGUGUAUAUAUAUAUAUAUAUACAUAUAUAUUGUAUAGAGUGUUUAUAUUGAUGGUGUUGCCUUCAUUUUCAUGGUUCGGGUACCUAGAUAAUUCCCAACCACUUUCAGUCCUGGAUUACUUUAUUCAGCUUGUCUGUGCCAACAUUUCUCUACUCUGAGAUAAUCUGUAUGUAAUAAAACAUGGCUACGUGGUAUUACUUCAUUUUUAAAAUUUUUUUAUUUUUGCUUGUUCCCUUGGUCAUCUGUAUCAUUUUUGUCUCUUGUUUGAUCUUGACUUGUGAAUAAGCCCCCCUUACCCUUUUAUUGUUUGCUGGUCACAGUCCCCCCCGUGCAGCUCCUGCCCCUUUAAUCUUUAGAUAGGAACUGAGCUGUGCUCUGCCUAGACCUCUGCAAACUGCCUUAAAUGAACAAUGACAUAUAAUAUGAUUAAUAGCAGAUUUUGUUGCCCCCUCUUUUGUGUUUGGAGGCCCCCUCCCCUCUGAACCUCCAGAAUAAAGAGCCCACCAUAAUGGCACUCUCUCUCUGCCUUGCUUGUAUUUCUGUUACCAUAAGGAGCAUAUUCCAUUUUGGGUUUUUAAAAACCUUUAUUUUUAAAAAUAUUGUGUAUCAAGUCUCAGGGGAUGGAAAGUCUCAGGGGAUGGAAAGACUAGGGGAUGGAAAGACUAGAAAGCAUCUUAAAUGUGUACGGAGAGAUGUCCGUCCUGUAGCAAAUCAACGAAUUUAAAAUAAAAUGCUCUAAUUUCUGUAACAGGAUAUUGAUGAUUUUGAAGAAACAAACAAAAAAAAACGUAUUGAUGACAAUGCUGUUUAAAAGUGUUUUUAAAUGAACCAGUUAGAAAAAGUCAUGUCUUUAUACUGAUGUGGAAUUGAAAACGAAUUACUAUUAAGCUGUUCUGACAUUCAAAAACAUCAUUUUCAAGUUACCCAAGUCUUCAGUAAUUUCUUCUCUGUACCUAGGCCUUUUCUACUUUCCUACAUAUAAUGCCCAUUCUUACUUAAUAAAUAUAUGAUGAUAAAACCCUAUUCUGAAAAAGGCACAGGCCAGGCAUUUUAUGCUAAUUACAUUUUUCCAUGUGUCUUUAAUACAAUGACAUUUUCAGUAAAGCCUUAUUGUUAAGAUGACCAAAAAAAGGCACCGAUUCAAAGACCUUAUAACCUUUUGUUUUUACGUUUUAUUUACUUCCGAGUGACUGAACGAAGAUACUCCGCUAUUGUAAAACUUUAACUCCCUAUGAUGCUUUGCUGUGCUUCGGGAUAGCAAAGAAUCAUGGGAGAUGUAGUUCAGUAUCUGGAGAUCUUUCUUGGACUACUACUGCAUCAAGUCAUUGUCUUCAUAUAGUGUUACAGGGACACUUUGCAGUUUCUCGAUGUAACCACUCCAUUAAACGAAAGUUGUUUUGGUGCUUAGAAUCUUCUGUUAAUCUACUAAAAGUAAACGUCGCUGCUCUUUAGGCCUCGGCUAGAGAUUUGGUAUUCUAGAAGUUGUGUAACACAGCAUGUACCUCUAAAGAAAGGAAUCUGUUUCACACCAAAUUAUUUUGAAGGGAAUGGUAACAUUUUAGCUCCACAGUAAAAUAGACCUAUACCAUAUUGUUUCCUGGGGCCUAUCUUAUAUUGCUUACUGGGGCAAAUGUAAUGCAAAAGUGUGGACUAUCUGCUGUUCUCCGACUCAAAAAGCCAGCUGACUUGUACAUAACGGAAAAAGAAAUUUAGCUAAAGAAUGACACUUGCAUAUCUGACAGAGGAAAUGUUACGUGUUCCCCCUUCCUGUAGCAAAAACAAAAUUCUAUUACAUUUUUUUCUUCUUUUUUUUUUUUUUUUAAAUAGAUAAAACAAUCUUUUGGUUUGACAGCCAUGUUCGCAAGCCAGGCAACCAAAUAUUAAAACUGGCAUUUAUUUUUUUAUAUUGCACUAACCUAUUGAGCAAUGCUUGAGAUACUAAGAAAAUAUCAUGCUAAAUCUAAUUUGGACAGUUGAACACCCUAAACUUUGAGACUUUUAGAUUCCUCACUGCAAAUUAUUGUUAUGUGGUGGUGAGGGGGGCAGCAGCGAGAUUGGGCCUCUGCACCCCAUCUUUAAAAAAAAAAAAAAAAUCAUUCCCCCCCCCAAUACUUUGAUGACCAGUAACCGUGGUUGGCCAAUUUGCAGAGUAUCGUUAGAUGCACACACUGGAUGCGGUUUUCAGAAUGCGUUGUGAGGGUAAAGCGUAUACUCCAAAGGAUUCUAAGCUGUGCAGAGGGGAGACCGUAACCCCAUGGCAGCCAUGUCCUCCUCCUAGUAGGCAUAGUUUUGUAUUCAUUACUCAUGCUUGUGUGGCAGAAAUUUGUGGCUUGGCGCUGUACCCAAAGAGUGAUAUCACUGCAUGUUUUGAAGUUAUUUUGCAUAUUAGAAUGACAUAAUAUUUGGCUUUUUUUAGGAGGGCAGUAUAAAGUCCAAGUAACAAAGUUUCUCCAAGUUGGUGAGAUGCACUGAAUUUUUCUUUUCUUCUUAAAGACUCUUAAAACCAUAACCACUACACAAAUUUAAAAGAGCUUAAGUUCAGUUUGAUAUGUAUGUAAACAGGUGGUUGAUCCAAAAAGAAAUGAAUCUGCCAUUAUGGAGUAAAGAAGGAUUUUUUUUUUAUUUUUUAUUUUUUUUCCUCCUUCUUUUGGGUCAAGAGCAUAAAAGUAUGAGGUUUAGGAUUGAACUUGAUGGACUUUAGUCUUUUUUUAUUCUUUCUAACAAACAUAAGGAACUGCACUCAAUCCCAUCAAUCUGAGCCAGGGUGUAACAAAACCAGGACCGAGCAUCAGGCUCCAACUGCAAUAGCAUAAAGUACAAAGAUGGUUCAGGCCCUCCAAGAUUCAGAAAUGGCAAAUUUAUUGAAGCCCAAAGUAACACAACGUUUUGACCUUGCAGCCUUGACAAAGACCGCAAGGUCGAAACGUUGUUACUUUGGUUGUCAAUAAAUUUGCCAUUUCUGAAUCUUGGAGUGCCUGAACCAUCUUUGUAUUUUAGUCUUUUAUUCAACCUACACAACAGUGUAACUAACAUAGACUCUUUGCACCAUAACUACUACAAUACACCAUAGUGCUUAUGGUGAUUAGUGUACCUUUUGAGCAGUGUUUAUACAUAUAAAUCUCUGCACACAGUUGUGUAUGGAUUUCUUACUUUUGCUAUUGAAGCUUGGGCCCCUUUUCCUCUUUAAGAAUUAUUUUGGGGAGGGGGGGGGACUCUCUAAACUUGUGACCCCUGAAACAUUUUACCAUAUAUAAUGCAUUACAUACGGCUGUCGGAAUUAAGAUUUUUUUUUCCUUUUCUUUCCCUUUCUUGCCUCAGCUGUGGUUUAUAAUAUAAAAAAAAAUGCUGUCUAUUUGGCUGCGUUGCAUGACAGCUGACAUCCAUCAACGAUAACAGCAUUUUUAGUCCCUUUUUUCACAAAUUUAAGCAGCUUUGUAUAUUCACACAUGUGCAGCAUAUGUCUGCGCGCUUUGAACACAUCAUUCGAGAAUUCCUAUAUCCUCAUUAACAUGGAGCCUCUACGUUUAAUGAGUUUCAUAUACUAGGACAUCAAGUGAAUCUGAACCUAAUGAACUCAGACUUGUCCUCUGUUUAAAGAGAGCGAAAAAAACAGCACUUUACUUUUUCUAUAUUAGAACAUUUUGUAACAGUCACAGAUAUGAUUGCAGACAUCUUACUUCAAAGCCUGGCGCUGGGGAAGUAAUUUUCUGACGUACCCUUACCGCAGGAAGUUUUUAAGAGAAUACCGCUUCCCCAGCCUUCUGAACACACAAACCUUCGGGUUCCCUGACUUCAUAUUAGUUAUGGAUAUUUUAAGACCGUUGUUCGGUGCGUUCCACACAACCUUUUCUUAUUAGUGGCAUGAUUGUGUGGAAAUUAGUAAUCCGUAAUACUAAAUUAGGUACAGUCCCCUCCUUUGUCUGUAACAGUUUCCGAACAAAAUGGAAGACGCGUGUAUAGUAGUGAUAUUCUAUGGUCGCCAGCCUACCCACCACAGCAUUAUUCACAAUAUUUAUUUGAGCAGCUGGCAACAAGUUGUGGUUUGGAUGUUCGGUUUAACCCCUUAUAUGGCUACUUAAGUUAGAGGAAGUUGUUUAUGAGAGAGAAACUACAAACGUUUGGCAAUAUCCUUAAUAAAUGUCUGUCUGGGAGUGUUGUCCUAAUGCAGGUUAUUUUGUUCCGACUAUUCAGUACGGUCUGUGGCUGAGCUGUAUGUGUACCUUUUGAUAAGGAAGUAUUUUUCUGGAGUGAGGGGGCGUGGCUAAAGGGGCAGGCUUACGGUGCAGCAUUCUGCAAAACUUUUUUUAUGCAAAACUAAAAAGAUUUAGGCAUCAAAUGCAUUAAAGUUGUAUUGGUGCCAGGUGUGUCCCAUUUUAAUUUCUUUUCUCGCUGAUGUGGGACUUAUUGGGUGGAAUGGUUCGAUAUGGGUCGCCCAAACAUCAUAUUAAAUGGUCUGUGUCUGUGUGAAAGAUUUAAAAUGUAUUUCAAGUAUUGGUUGCUAAUUUGUUUCUCUUCUUUCUUACAGGGCUGCUGAGGCAGGAAUUGCUCUUUGA